This is a messenger RNA of Podarcis lilfordi (Lilford's wall lizard), 88691 nucleotides long. Lineage: Eukaryota; Metazoa; Chordata; Lepidosauria; Squamata; Lacertidae. The record is from the annotation of a GenBank genome assembly.
GUCUCUGCAAGAGGCGGGUGAAAAAGCAAAGGCCGAGACCAUCCCUCCUCCGCCUUGGUUUGUCGCCGGGAGAUGACGCGACAUAUACACGGGGAAAACGAAAGUCGCUCUCCUUCCCCACGUGUCGCGCAGCAGCAGCGGGUGGCGGAGGGCGCUAGCUGGCUGCCUCCGCGCGCGCACGCCCACCGCCCGUUACCUCGGUCCCGGGGCGAAGGGGAGCUGCUCCGGGAAGGCCGAGGCAAUGGAGCACCUGCGUCUCAGCCUGGCGGCUCCGCUGCAGAUGGUCGCGCAGAAGAACGAGAGGAGCAGCGGCGAGCUCAGCAGGUUCCUCGCCAAACAGGUGGGAGAGCAACAAUAGCGGCGGCGGUGGCGGCGCCCUCUUCGCCCUCCGCAAUCGUGGGGGGAGGGCGGUGAUGGACAUCGAGCUGGGGGAGGGGGCAGCCAGGCAGCCUUUGCCUGGGGCUGGCCGUCCAUCUUCGCUGGCUCGACCCCCCCCCCCCCCGCCGUGCGCCGUUUCUUCAAAGUGCCUUGUGGGCGGAGGGGGUGAUCUGGCUGGAGAGGGAGAGGGAGCAGAGCUGGGUCUUGCCUUCUUUGUUUUCCCAUGGUGGCGGGAGGUGGGGAGGAAAGGAGGCGAGAGUGCGGCACAGUCCCCUCCAUGAGCCAGCGCUUUAAAAGACCCAAGCAGAGUGGAGAUGGUUUAAAUUUGUAAGGAGAACCUCUGGAUCGCCGAGCAGCUUCGUCUGUUUGUAUUGCCUGUUGUUGUUUUUUUAUUUUUGUUUUUAAGAAUAUACUUUGGCACAAUCCUAUCUGUAUACUUAAAGUGUUUUUGUUUUGUUUUUCCAACUGCAAGGAAAUGAUGCCUUGUUCAAAUGUAUAUCCAUACUUGGAAGAUUUCUCACUUCGUUGCUGUAAAGUUGAUACUUCUCUGCUUACAAAUUUGCAAUACUAUACACACGCCUCCACCAUUGAGUUUGGGUAGUUGAAAAAUACUGUUAGCCCCUCCUCUAAAUGAAUUCUUAUACCACUUAAAGGAUAGUGUGUGUGUGCACGCAGGGCCGAAACUAGGCUUUCUGUCACCAGGGCAAAGACCCAGUUCGGCACCCCUCCCCCAAUACAUUUGUUCAUAAAGGUCACAACAAGUAGUUUGAAAGAGGCUGGAGAAGAGUUAAAUUCUCCAAAUAGUAAAAUGUUCUGUGUGUGUGUAUCUGGCUUUCAUUCAACCUCAAAAGAGUAAUAGAUCAUUUGAGGAAUUCUAAGAAGUAUUCUGACUAUGAUCAAAGGGAAGAGAUACUGACACACACACACCCCCUUUGACUAUGGCCCGUGUGUGUGUGUGUGUGUGUGUGUGUGUACUUCUAGUCCCAUUCAAGAAACUGCUAAUCUUGGAGAAAUAAAUUAUUUUGGUCAUCUGCACGAACAAAAAGAUUUAGGACUGAUUCAGUCUGUUGCAAACGUUGUAAGUGGAAAGCACAUCGGUAUGUGGCGAAAUAUGAAAGUCAUGUGUAGGUCCCCAUGUGCUCAGAUCACAUACGUGGUAUACAAUAUUUGCAUAUCAAAAUGAAUGCAUGUUAAGGAGCCUGAGACUGCUGGUGAUUUUCACUAUUUACUCCAUCCUCAACAAAGUGCUUUUUGUGUAAUAAAAGAGAGACUAAUGUUUGAAGGCCUGUGGAUUACAAAGCUCUGUAAAGAUGAGGGGUAAUAAUUCAAUUUUAGUACAGCAUUUUAGUUUCUCUUCAUACUGGCAUUAACUCUUUAGUAAAUUUGCAGUUGCUUAAUUUGGAGCUUAAUUUGGCUUGCUUUAAAAUUAAACACACUGUUAAUAUAAGGGGGAGCUAAUUUAACUAAUAUCUUGUUUGCAAGAAGAAUAGUCAGUUCUAGUGUUCUCAAUUUUAAACUAUAUCUAUCCCCAUUGUGCAAAUAAUUUUUUUUCAAUGCUAUGCUGUACAAUACUGAAAUCUUUAAAUGUUUCUUUGAUAAUCCUUUAAUCUUCCUGCCACACCAGCGUGAGUCACCACACCCUUGUGAGAACCACUGUGCUAGAAUUUAGGUGGAAAUCUAAAUUUAGGUAAUUUUUAAUUGACGAAAUAGUAAUAUGCUAACAGCAAUAACAAAACAGAGGUUGUGCUUGCAGCAAAAAUUAGUUUAAUUAUAAAUAUUCCCAACCGCUAAAAUACUGUUCUUCCCCCCUAAUCAUACAUUCAGAUGGGGCAAACAGAUGUCAAGCUUUGUAGCAAAUUGGUUACAGCAACAACAAAUUAUUUUUACAGCUUGCUUAAUCCAUCUCUCAUUGUUUUACUAUAGAGCUUGAGCAAACAUUUGGGCAAAGGUUAUCUGCUCUCUUUGGACCACAGAGUGCUGUUCUUGUUUACAAGGGUCCCCUUGUUUUAUGUAGCACUUUUCUGAGUAGCUACAUUCCCAUCACUGUGAUCCAAAUGUAGUUUGCAGUGUUGUUUCAGGGAAAUAUAUCUCAUUGGGUACAAAACCUUCCAUCAGAUUUGUACCAUAGUGUUUACAGAGAACUGAUUCAUGUGCCCAUUGAAAAGUAGUUCAUUAGAAAUGAUUUUACAAGGUUGGAAUUUGUUUUUUGGGGUUUUUUGUCAAAAGAUUCAAAGAUUUUCAAGGAAUGAAAACAAAAGUUAUCUCCAUCUUUCCUAAUUCUGUUAUGUUACUCUUGGUAGGGCUAGAAAUUUCUUCCCUAACUACUGUCCUUGGGACUCUUUAGAUUAAGCUAACAUCGAAUUUUUAGGAACUCAUUUUGUACAAUACUUUGACUGGGGUGGGAAACCCAUGACCCUCCAGAUGUUGAGUCCCAUCAGCUUCCACCAGCAUGGCCAGUGCUCAGGGAUGAUGGGAACUGGAGUCCACCUGGAUCCCCAUCCAUGUUCUAAGGGUCUCUGUGUUGAAUUUCUAAGAGCCCAGAGAGGCCCACUAUAUUUAUAAGCCAAAUUCCUAUAUUUGUAAUCUUGAAUUAAAAAUAUGAUGGGGAGGGGUUGUAUUCCUUAUGUAGUGCACACUGAUAACUUGGUUUAUUGGAGUCAGAAGGUUGUUAGAGACAUGGGAUACUCUAGUUCACUGCCCCCUCCCCAAUGCCAAGGCAAAUGGUGUUUGCAAUUGUUCAUGUGUAUGACACAGUCUGAUACCACCCUAUAGUAAAGUCACGUGUUUUCUUUCUUUUUUAAUUCAUUUAGAAAUGUAGCCUGUCUUGUCAUGGUAAUUCAGGGUGGGUUAGAAAAACACUUUAAAACUGUUUUAUAUUUUAGGAACAAGGAAGGGUGGAAUUGGCAGUUUGCUUUCCUUAAAGGAGCUGUAAAUUAACUUUGUGCACAUUUUUGUUUAUUUUUGUGUGAUAGCAUGCCUGGCAGUGACCAUCAAUUUAAAGGUCUGCAAGAAAAGUAACCUUAAGUUUUUAAGAGCUUAUAAGAAGCAACUCAACAAAUAUGGCUGCCAGUCACUCGUUUUAGUAAGGCUUGUAUGGCAGUUCUAAGUCUCUCAUAGUAGAAUGAAUAAAGGGGGAACAGCAGAAAUGUUUAUGUUACACUAAGUGUAAAAUAACUUUCCCUCCCAUUCUUGCUUUCCACAUUCUUCUUCAGCUCUUCCUCCUAGCUUUAUCCUAUUUCUAUGGAGGUUUAGAAAUAAUCUUUUUCACCUUUUUUUGUUGUACUUCUAAGGCAGUUUUCUUCAACCUUGGAUUCCCAGAUACUGUUUGACUUCAACACCCAUCAUCCACAGCCAGCUUAGGCAAUGGUCAGGAAUGAUGGGAGUUGUAGUCCAACAAUAUCUGGGAAUCCUAAGUUGAAGAAUGUUGCUCUAAAGUCUCUUCUAUACACAACUUGACUUGUACUGCAGUAGAAUGGGGGUGGGGACCACUUUACUAAAUGUCUGUUUGUUUUCAGAUCUGGAGUCAGCAGGACCGUCAGUGCAUCCUCAGUGCCUUAGCACAGUUACUGUUGGAUAAAGAAUGCACACUCCUAAUUGGCCGUCAGUUUCGUCCAAUCUUGCUCGAUUUGAUGGAAAGAAAUGCAGAAAUCCUUAAAUCCAGUGGCCAGAUCAACCAUGAUCUUCAUGAGAGACUCUGUGUGGCAAUGAGCAAACUUAUUGGUGAUCAUCCUGAUGUGAUGCCGUAAGUCAGUAGAUGUCUGGGAUUAAGUUUUGCUUUCAUGGGGAAUUGCUUGGUGGACAAGCUGAGGGUUGGUGCACAUGGUAGCCAGUUCAGGUUGGAUUUACAUUCAUACAGUCAUGCAGUGAGCCCAGUUUCCAUGAUCCAUAUCCCUUUUCGAGGUGUGCUGCAGGAAUUUGCAGUUGUGCAUACCUUUUGUAUCACAUGUCAAGGGUAUCUGCUUGGCUAAUUGUUUUAAACCAAGGCCUUGUAUUCUAUUACAUGCUCAAUUCAGCAAUUACUGAAUUGCAACUAAAGCUGCUGUUAGGUGCACAUUUACUUGGAAGCGAGCCAUACUUUUGAAUAAAAUGCAUAGGAUUGGACAAUAAGGGUGAUGUAACCCAAGCUUCAGUUUAGAGGAAUACAAAGAUUGAAUGGCAGUUAGACCUGCAUCUUCUUUAACAUAAAGGGGUGUGUGUGUGCAUUAUUUGCUUCAGUGAGAGAGGUUUAAGUGAAAGUUGCUCUUGACAGAUCCCCAUAUUAGAUUAGAAGUAACACUUUUAUCCAAGGAGUUUUGAGUAACAUGCAUACUGUUCCUAUCUUGCUACUAGUGAGAUCAGAGCUGGGUCUACAUCAAGUGUCUUCAGGCUAUUGUUUGAGUGUCAAGUCCAGAAUACUACUUCCAACCAGUUGUCCCUACCCCACCCCACUCACAGAGCUGGCAGGCUGACCUUAAUCUCUGAUAAACUAAGGAACUGAAAAAAGUGGUGAUGGAUUUCAGUUUUUUUAUUAAAACACAAUUUGCUGAAAAGAAGACCAUAACUUUUCUUAGGACCUUUUUUUUUGUGUUUGUUUUUCUGCCAAUUUCUUUCCAAGUUCAGAAAAGCUUAGCAUUCUUAUUUGUGUCAGGACUUUAAUAGGUAAGCAUCUGCUUCAUCAGAUGAGCUGAAACCUCGCUGUUCUAGCUACGUUUACAUUUGCUUUCAUUAUCUUCAUUUCAUGUAGAUUUGCUUUGAGAUACUUUAAGGAUACUUCACCAGUGUUCCAAAGACUGUUUCUGGAGAGCUCAGAUACAAAUAUGGUUCGAUAUGGGCGACGACGAAUGAAGUUAAGGGAUCUCAUGGAGGCAGCCUACAAAUUCCUCCAAAAAGAGCAGUCUGUAUUCAGAGAGUUAUGGGACUGGAGUGUAUGUGUCCCUUUACUGAGGAGUCAUGAUACUUUAGUUCGAUGGUAAGUUUAAUUUUCGUUUAAUUUUAUAUGUCACUUUCAGUGUGUAGUAGGGACUAUUUUAUUGCUGUCUUACUAAUACCUCAUGAGGAAAGUAAGGUACAGUACAGCAAUAAGGGCAGAGAAUGACUUGGCCACAUUUGAGUUGGAUUUGUAACCUACAGUAUGGUUACUGGCCUACAUUAGACCUCCUAUUGACAAGAAGAGCAGUUUCUGGCAAGAGGUUGAGGCUAAAAUUGCCGGAGUUAAAUAUGAAGAAAGAUUGAUUUGGUCAUAUUGGGUGUAUUUUCUUAGAGCCUACUACUGCUCCUCAAUUUUCAGGCCCAGGGGCUGACAUUAACCCCACACUAAAUUGUGAGACCUACAUCCAAGUUCUUUGUUUUUUGUCCUGUUCCAUCACUCUUCUCUUACAAAUGCAAUAACUAUAAGGCAGAAUGAAAAUGGUGGUAGUGCCAUUGGUGUGGCCCACUUUAAGUUGGCACAUAGACCUGUGCAUCAGUGGCCAAAUCAUUUAUUGAAGACCAUUGAUCAAACAGACCAUUUGAAGGGACAGGAUAGCCUUUUGUUGUUUUUCUCUGAAAGGAACCUAGUUCUAUAGACUUAAGAUGUAACAGUACUUGAGCUGCCUUUGCUUCUUAGGUAUACUGCCAGUUGUCUCGCACUGGUUACGUGCAUGAAUGAUGAGCAUCGGUUAUCCUUCCUGAAGAAGAUAUUUAAUCCAGAAGAGUUAAUACAUUUCAGACUUAAGUAAGUUUUCCCCCAAGAUGUCUUUGUGUGUGUUUUCAGUUAAUAUUUUACAUGGUAGAUUUGUCUCCCACUUGUUCAAAACAUUGAAAGAUGCACAUUUUUGACUGAUAGGCUACUGGAGGAAUCACGGAUGCAGAAUGUUGAGUGUGCCCUUGUCUUGGCCAACCCAGACGCAACCUUUUGGAACAAAGAGGAGGAGUUGCGGUACACUCAGGGAGAACUUGUAUCUGCUGACCUCUCUGCAAAGGUUGUAGCAGUAUGUGGUGUUCUGCUCCCUAGACAACAGUUUGGACCAGGAGCAAAUGUAAGUAAAGGACUGAUACGUAAAUUCAGUUCUUUGGCGCUGACCCUGAUAUACCUUUUGCCUACCCCAGCUCUAGGAGAUUUCUCUCUGAAAAGAGAGAAAUCCUGGGCCUUUGUUUCCCUCAAAAUUUCUACGUAGUGCUACUUUGAUGCAUUUAAGCAUUGAUUAAAAUCCUGUCCUUCAGUUUUAAGGCAAAAACAAACAAACAUGUUUUGUGUAAAAGUUUCUGCAAAAUAGUAUCCUUCCCUUUAUAGAUGGAAUACACUUUACAGUUUAAGAGCAAGGGCCUUUGAAAUCUCCAGUCCCAUUCCUGAUCCAUGCCUCUGUGUGUGUGUUCCCCCCCCCUCCCUUUUUGAUAUCCACAGGCUUGGAUGUUAAGUAACAUAGAAAUCAUGGUCUCAUUUAUCUGUAUGAAGUAUACCAAAGGGGCUAAGACAGUUCUUUCUAUACAGCUCUCUUUGUUACCAAACAGUCUGCUUCAGAAGGAUUCUGAGUGUUGGUGAAAAUCACCUUGUACCUUUCUGACUGGUGAGAAUCUCUGCUAGAUCUUAAGGCAGAGAUAUCACUGCGAUCUGACAAUAGUGUUUAAUACGUGGAGCAAAAUACCUUACUUUCUGUCACUCCAGGUAUGCAGCUGGCACUCCAUGUAUUCUGAUGUCUUAACGCAGGGCAAUUUCAUACAUAGAAACAUAUGAAGAACACAACUUCAAACAUAAGUGAAAUUCUGAGCAUAAGUUGAAUAAAAUUAUGCUCUAGAGACUAGGCACAGCUAAAAUCAUACAAGAGUGGCUCUCUACAAAGUAGAAAGAUUAAAAAGUGUCACUAUUAGUCUUAAUAAUGCUAUAGGAAAAAUGACCAACUAUGAGUUUCACAAAAUAGCCUGUUGGGUUUUGCUUUUUUUUUUUUAACUGAAGAUUCCUUAGUGUGUGUGGUGCAAUUGCCUGGAUUGCGCCAGUGUACUGUAUAUGUAUUUGAGAUGGAUCAGAAUUUUGAGCAUAUGCUAAAGUAAGCUGAAUCUUUGAAAUAACAAUAAUAAAAUGAUACUACAAUUGACUUGUCAUUGAACAUGGCCAUUUUUCCUCUCCUGGUUAAAACAGCAGCUUCAGAGUAGGGUGAUUGGUCCGUAUUUAUCUCAUCCCCCUGAAGCUGCUAUUUGUUCCUGAAGGUACUAUUGCAGUAAAUGGCACUUUGGAGCAGGGUAAGUGGAACACUUGAGUUUGGUGGGAGGAAGAAAGUGCAAGGGUUUAAAUCCCCCUUUAAAAAAUGGGGGUGGAAUGGGGACAUGGAUGUGUGUGGCUCUGGGAUGCGUAAAAAAUGGUAGCUUAGCAAAUUUGUAACUUGUAUUUCACAUUUCUCCAUAGUACUUUCACCCAGUAUUAUCAGUUGAAAGCAAUGCCUUCUCUUGUCUCAGCAGGAGACCAUCUUGAACCAAUUUGUGUUGGUGAAAUCUUCCUGCACAAAUCUUCAAAAUCUCGCUAUGGCUGUAGCUUCACAAAAUGCAGUGUUACUUGAAGGACCAGUGGGUUGUGGCAAAACGUAUCUUGUUGAAUACUUGGCAGCCGUUACGGGAAGGAUAAAGCCACCUCACAUUCUGAAAGUCCAGCUAGGAGAUCAGACGGAUAGUAAGGUAAUGGAAAAUGCAUUUUAGUUUUCACUUGCAGUUGUUAUUACAGAGUUAAUUGCCUUGCAGAAACUGGCUGCGUUCAGAUGUAAUGAUAAGCCAAAAACCAUGUCUUACUAUGGAAUUAGCAGUGUGCACACUUCAGAAAUCCCUCCUGCUGCAUUCCUCCCCUAGUAAAACAUGAGCAAGACUAUAGAUUACUGGGAUGCCUGAAGCAGCCACUAUUGGGGCUUUGCUUUAGGUCAUGGGUUGUUUGGUGAGGGAUAUCUCACUGGCUCAAACACCACAGUAAUCCAAACUCAUGAUUUUUGCUCCUGCUCAUACUAUGAGAGGGCACAGCAAGAAUGAUUUGGCAGUGCUUGUUCCCACUGAGCUUAUCAUAGCUGCUGAAGCUAUACCUGGCAAUAUUUAUAUUUGGUAGCGUACCCAGUAUGGAAGAAAGCGAAUAGAAAUAAAUACAUACCUCAGAAACCUUAUUGUUUGGUAAAUAUAUGAAGACACUUUGUAAAGUUAUAUGGACAUUAUUUAAAAAUCUUGCUUGUUCUUCUUUGUAGACCUUACUGGGCAUGUAUCGUUGUACAGAUGUACCAGGGGAGUUUGUGUGGCAACCUGGGACCCUGACCCAAGCAGUCAGCAAAGGGCACUGGAUACUCUUGGAGGAUAUUGAUUAUGCUCCUCUGGAUGUGGUAUGUAGCUGUGCUUUCUAGAGGUAGUCCAUAAAUACCUUGGGUGAGAGGCACAGGUAUCUUUCUUGAAAGUCAAGUAUUUUGUAACCAAAGCAAAGGAAACUUAAGGGCACUGGAUAAAAGAAAGCAAAAGUUUUCCCCAAAAAGUUAUCAUGGUUCUCAAUUCCCAGUGUAUUUUCUUCUUCGUGGGCAGUGAUUUUUGGGGACACUUGUUACAAACUACUGAAUGGAUCCUGUCUGUAUCUGCUAUUCACUGGUUCUCUUAUACACCCAUCUCCCACAAUCUAGAACUGGAAUGUAUAUGUAAAAGGCUGCUUAUUGGGAAUGAGAUUUCUAACAUUUCUUGUAACAUAUUUGGUCACCAGCAGAGGUGAAACACAGCAGCACUGUCUGACUGCUGUUAAGUCUUUUUGGUUGUCAUUGAUAUAAGGUGGGGCAUCAAGAUAGCCUCAUGCAUGAGAAUAUGGCAUUACAAUGAAAAUUCCUUAGAUUUUUUAUUUUUUUCCCUACUGAUAUAGCACCACAUUCUAUGUAUGUCGUGCCCAAAAGCAAUUAUGGGAAGGGUUCAGUGAGUUAAGGUGAGAAAGUCCUGCUAUAUGAGUGGGAUUCUUCUUGUGGUGCUCUACAUCCUGGUCGUUGAAAUUGUAUUCUGUGGUUGUUUUUUCUAUUCCUUAGAUCUCUGUAUUGAUUCCUCUUCUGGAAAAUGGAGAACUGUUGAUUCCUGGGCGAAGUGACUGUAUAAAAGUAGCUCCUGGGUUCCAUCUUUUUGCAACGAGAAGGUAGACUGUGUAGCUUUGUUAACACAAGGAAAGCUCUUAGCACAUGAAUCCUUUUGGCAGUGACUAGACAAUAGUCAUAUAUAUAGGAAUGGGGGGGGGAUCCAGUAUUUAAAUUGUGCGCAUGUAUAAAGGUGACAUGAUUUUUUAAUUAUAAUUAUGUGGGCACUCCUUUGCUAUUUCUUUUGCAAUUUUCCAUACUAAGAAAUAGAAAAUUAUCUCCUGGAAAAUGAUAGUUAGGAGCGUGAGAUUAUUUUGAAACCUAAUACAACUCUUUCCCCUGGAAUAUAAGUGAAAACUAAGCUUGAUAAGAGGAAUUACCAAGCAGCCAUAAGGAAGUCAUCAUCACUUGGCCGUAAUCUGUAAUAUGCAGAUAAUAUUGUCCUGUCUUUACGCUUAUUGACAUUAUACAUGUAUGAAGUGCUUUGCACAUAGAACGUGCUUGUUGUCGUUUUGCUUAGCCUGCGGGAUACAGCUGCCCUAUAAGCAAUUGCUUAGCAUUUCAUUAUUUAAAGACUGUAAAGUGGAAGAAUGACAAUUGGACAAUUGUAGAUGGUGAAUUCGUGUUUCUUGUAUUGAUGAUGUUGGGACUUUGAUUCCCUUAGCUGGUUGUAGAGCUGCAGUGCAGGAGCCUUACAGAACCCUUGAACUUAUUCUGUUCUGCACUAUAAUACUUCUAAUGCUUCAAUUAAUUUGUUCUUCGAUUUUUAAUCUAGACUCUUCAGUUAUGGUGGUGGUUGGUACAAACAGCAAAACAGCCAUGCUGCUCUUCUAGAUAAAUACUGGACAAAAAUUAAGCUGAAUAAUAUGCCUAAAGUUGAACUCAGAGAGGUAAAUGGUAUCAGAAAGAGAACUCUUACUUUGUGAACUGAUGUCAAAGUGUUUUCAUUUAAAAACAAAUGAAAGUAGUCCUAAUUUUUGUAGAAGAGGUUGAAACUGUGUCCGUUCCCUUUUCCCCACAUGGCUGUGAGAAGUUUAGAAGCAUCUGUGUUUGGUUAACCAUGAUUUCUUGUGUUGUCCGAGCCAAAAAACUGGGAGGGAGUUAGUCUCAUUUACAUCUCACCAAACCAUAGUUUAGCAUGAUGUCCAAACACAAUCCUUGACAUGAAAGAAGUUUGUAUCCAUUCCAUAAUGGAAUGCUUGCUGCUUUGUGCUUCUGCAAGAGAAACAGAUUGACGUUGCUGGAUUGACUUAACCCAACUGUCCAGCUAUGACUUCAUCUUAAAUUGUUAUUGCCAUUUCCUCAUCAUAGUAUAGCCUGUAGGUUUCCCAUAUGCAUCUUGUUGGCCACAGUGAGAACAAAAAACCUGGACUAGAUGGGCCAUUUGCCCAAUCCACCAGGUUCAUCUUACUGACUGACAUUUCUAUCUAGCAAAUGAAGCCUAAGAUAAAUUAAGAACAUUACUGUAUUUUACAGUGUAAUUGUCAUGCAAAGAAAUUUUCCUUUAAGAGAAUUUCAAAGUAAAAUUUGAUGGUAGGCACUACCCCAUGGGACCAGUCCAGGCAAUUGUGCAGACUGUAAAUGUAUCAAAUCUCUGGAUUUUAAGACCAUUGUCUGCAUAGACAAAACUCAAUGAGUUAUAUAAUCCUUGGAACACUGCAAAAUAUUUACUUCAGCUAAUGUUAUUUUGUUUUUCAGAUUCUUCAGAGGAGGUAUCCUAAACUUGCUGUAGUAAUUGAUCGCUUGUUAGAGAUUUAUGUUGAGCUUACUGGUGAUAAACAUCUAUUGCAAAGCCAUAUCACAGACGAUGAGAACGUAAUGGAAGACGCAUCAUACUUAACGGAAAACAAAAAAAGCCUGAGCUUAGAAGGCAGAGAGUUAUCUCUGAGGUAUUUUAAUAUGCAAUUAAGCUGAUGGAUAUUUGAGUUUGGGGGAGGCAAAUUAUCUUUGGACUACUGCUCUCUAGUGUGUUGGAGGCCAUUUGCUCUGUUCUUAAUUGAAAUUCCUAGUGAGAAGGCAUUAAUUGAAUGAAAAUGUGGUGAGUUGGCGCUUAAAAAAAAUAGCCAUGCAAUUAAUGAAGCGAGACUAGCACUUUUAGCAGUAUGCAGCUGAGAAAAGUUAAAUGAAGGACUACUGUUGAGCUGCUUCACAUCACUUCUUUUCUUGUGUUAGGGACUUGCUGAAUUGGUGCAACAGGAUCGCUUACAACUUUGAUAGUUCUUCUUCCUCUACUGCACUGAAUAUUUUUCAUGAGGUACGUGUCAAACUGUUCCCUGUUUUUUAGAGUGAUGUUGACCUAUUCCUUAAUAUGUAAAAACCAGGUUGCAUUUGGACUAUGAACUGGGGGCUGGUUCUGGUGUUGGAAAUUUUCCUUGAGGGUCGAUCUCACUAGACCUGCUGCUUCACAAUGGGUGAUUCACAGGAAUGGUUGCAUAAAUCACACUAGGAAGAAGCAGCUGUUGUUGGGGACAUGCCAGGUCCCACAGCUGUUACACCAGAAAUUCCAUUAUGAAGAGAGCUGAAAUGUCUGAAUUGGCUCGUUCUCUUGUUUUCCUCGUGGAGGCAUACUAGCGAUACAUUGCAUGAAGCUCAGUUGUAUAUUUUGACUACAGUGAACUCGAAGUAUGGAAGAAAAGUAGAAUCUCUGAUUAAAUAUCAAAUUAACUUGAAUUCUCUAUCUCUCUCUCUCUGUGUGUGUGUGUGUGUGUGUGUGUGUCCCUUCCACUCUACUUUGACAGGCGUUGGAUUGUUUCACAGCUAUACUGUCCAAGCAAGGAAGUAGACUGAAGAUGGCAGAAAUCAUUGGAAGCCAACUGAACAUUUCCAAGCAUAAGGUAGACUGGAAGAGUUCACACACAUACUGCAUUGUGUAAUAAAUACCCCUUUUGUCAGGAGGAAAAAAAUAGUUUCACUUCCCCUUCACUGCCAAGAAAUAAUUAAAUGAUCUAACUGGGUAGUGUCCACUCUUGCUUUCCUUCUGAAAGAAGAAAGCCACAGGUAACAUGGCUGAAAUUGGGUGUAAGGAUCAUGCACAUGCACAUUGCCACUGGUGCAAGAUCCCAUUGCCUGAUUUGAGGCAGCAGCUUCCCUUCUGCAACCAUAGGCUUCACUAGGAGGCACCCAACCCUUUGGAGGGGAAAAGUGGUUGCAGGGGAGAGCAUCAGGAGGAGGAGGAGUGAAAGAGAAAGUUUGGUUGCAUGAGCUGACUUCUGUUCAUGUAACAACUGAAUACAGCCCAAAGGCCUUGUUCUCACAUCACCAUAGUUAAUAGUUCACUGUAACCAUGGUGAUCUUGGUCAUUUGAAUCCUGUCCACUCACACUUGGAGGAAGCAAGUGUUACAUUCAAAUGAGGGGUCAUAGUUUGUUUUGUUCCCGGCAAAUUACUGUAGCUAAGGAUGUUCUUGAUUUGCUGAUCAUGGUUUGAAGCAAAGCAAACCAUGGCCUCUGGUUUGGACAUAAUGCUAAGCAGGGACUGUGGUCUGUCUGCUCCCUGCUAUCAUGAGGAGAGGAGGGAAAACAUACAACCCAGAUGCACAUUCACAAUAAACUAUUUACUAUUCCUUACUGUGAUGUGCAAACUGGACUUGUGUCUUAACUUUCAGUUGUACAGUGGUACCUCGGGUUGCAUACGCUUCAGGUUACAUACGCUUCAGGUUACAGACUCCGCUAACCCAGAAAUAGUACCUCGGGUUAAGAACUUUGCUUCAGGAUGAGAGCAGAAAUCAUACUCAGGUGGCGCGGCAGCAGCAGGAGGCCCCAUUAGCUAAAGUGGUGCUUCAGGAUAAGAACAGUUUCAGGUUAAGAACACACCUCCGGAACAAAUUAAGUACUUAACCCGAGGUACCACUGUAUUGCACAACUGCGUAUGGCAAAGGACUACAUCAUAUGUUUCUUUUUAGUAAGCUGAGUUCAGUAUGUAUGCUCUUUAUUUAUUUACUCUAGACUGAAUACUACUGUCAACUUUACAAACCAGAAAUUGCAAUAAGGGAGCAAGAGGUCUCUGUGGGAAGAGUCCAGCUCUUACGGAAGCAAGUUCAUGCGCUUCUUGUGCAAAGGUAUUGAUGUGUUUGUUUGUUUGUUUGUUUGUUUAUAUUUUAAAAUUACUAAGCCACCCUUCAACCAGAUGGCUUACAGGUUGAUGUACAAUAGUGCACUUUUUAAAUGUGCUUGUAACUUUAAAAUUCCGUGCCAGCAUUUUUAAUGAUGUCUCAUUUAGGUGUUUUUUUGAAACCUGGUAAUAGAGAGAGAUUAUAUUUGUAGAAUUAGUGAAUCAAAUGCACUUGGAGAUGCUUAGCACAUAGCAUUAGAGUAUUGCUAACAGAAGAUUUUACCCUUUCCUGUAUUCGCAGAAAAAAGCAGACCUUUGCUCCCACACGUCCAUCAUCCGUAUUAAUUGAGCAGCUGGCUGUGUGUGUCGACAAAGGAGAGCCUGUCUUGUUGGUGGGUGAAACGGGGACAGGCAAAACAUCUACUGUUCAAUACCUGGCCCACAUUACAGGUAAAAUGUAGUAUAAUACGGGGACUUUGACCAGGAUUCUAGAAAAGGUUUGAGAAGUGCUUCAGUGUGUUUUCUGUGUUUUGUUUCUUCAAGGACACCGUUUGAGGGUUAUCAACAUGAAUCAGCAGAGUGAUACUGCAGAUCUCCUAGGGGGGUGAGUGUCUAAUAAUUCUGCAAAUUGCUGUUGACAACUGCAUCAACAAAUCAUUUUUUUCACUCUAUCCAUGAGUUCAGAUCUUGUAUUUAGUAGACGUGUGCAUUGGCCCCAUUCAUAUGUUUCAGCCGGUCUCUAAUUUUCAACAUGUUCAAGUCAUCUGUUUAGUAAUGGUGUGCAGGGGCCACCAGAUUCACCUUUUAUCUGUUAUCAGAUCCGCUGAGGCUGGUUUGAUUUUCACCUUGUCCGAUCGUAUUGAGCCUGAUCUUGCCACAUGUCGCUGCCGGAGUUUUCAGUUAACACGUUACUGUUUGCCCAAUUUACAGCUAUAAGCCAGUGGAUAACAAACUGAUUUGGUUGCCCUUGCGAGAGUCUUUUGAGGAGCUUUUUGCACAGACGUUUUCCAGGAAACAAAACCAGACUUUCUUGGGGCACAUCCAGACAUGUUACAGACAGAAGCGCUGGCAUGAUCUUCUCAAGCUGAUGCAGCAUGUACACAAAUCUGCCAUUAAUAAGGAAGCUAAAGAAAAUGGUAAGACUUCCAAGUUCUUAAAAUGGGCUUCUGUUUGAGGACGGGCAGGGUAGAAAUCAAAUAAAUAAAAUGAGAGAUUUAAGCAGAACUUGCAUUCUUAAAGUUGGGUGGACUGUGCUUCAGUGUGCAUCUGGCAAGGGAGAUACAGUGGUACCUCUGGUUACAAACACUUCGGGUUACAGACUCCACUAACCCAGAAGUAGUACCUCGGGUUAAGAACCUUACCUCAGGAUGAGAACAGAAAUCGCACGGUGGCGGCAGCGGGAGGCCCCAUUAGCUAAAGUGGUUCCUCAGGUUAGGAACGGUUUCAGGUUAAGAACGGAUCUCUGGAACAAAUUAAGUUCGUAACCAGAGGUACCACUGUACUAGGUGUGAUUUUUCUCUAGAAUUCAAAUAUGGAGAGAUCAGCAGUAGAGGGGAAAAAAGCAACUUUUCUGCAGUAGAAAAUAGCAUUUUCUGAUACAUGAUCCAAUAGCAUUCCUGAAGCUUAGUGUGUGUGGAACUGAUGAGUGGCUUGGGUGGGAGAUGCUUGGGAGUCACAGUUAAGCCUUCCUGAACUAUUUAAUGAACAGUUAGAUAAAAGGACAGAAAGAAUUUAACAUUCUCACUCAUCAUCUUUGACUGAAGAGGUGAAGGUCUUGUUAAAGUUGUACAAACUUUAUCCCAGCCUAAUAAUAAUAAUAAAUAAUGUAAGCUUGACUGCAUUUUAAAGGGGAAAGGGGGGGAAGGUUAUUGUUUUGUUUGUUACUAUGAUACGUAUUUUUGUGUUUUCAUGUUGUAAACUAUCCUAUGGUCCUCAGUUGACAGGCAGUGUAGAAAUUUAAUAAAUAAAUAAAGAUAAAAAUAAGAUACUGCUCUGAAGUGGAAAGAGAUACUGUUUACGUAACUAGCCUCCUAAGGCUGAAUCCAGAUGUAUUCAAUAAAGAUAACAGAUUUGUGAGCAUUACUUUGCUUAAACAGAGGAGGUGAUUGUAUAUGCAUUACAAAUGACUGGAGCAUUACUUGACCUCAAACAUUACUUGGGUCCAAUGAAUUCCAACUCAUUCAGUUCAUUCAUUUUAAUGUCCCUGUUCUGCUAGUAGGAUUUAAAUUGCAUAAAAUCAUUGGUCUAAAGGUGAUUGUUGGAAUAACUGGACUUCUACCUCAGUUUACACUAUUCUCUUUGGAACGGCUUAUGUUAUAUUCAGAGUUGUUUUGCACUAUGACAAAUUCUAUUACGUGAUUUCAUGAACUUGAAUGUUUUUAUCUUAUCCUACGUUUACUAUAGCUUGCCUUUUUUUUUUUUUUUGUAGGCUCACCAUUGAAGGAAAAGUGGGAAGAACUUGGUAUCCGCUUAGACCAUGCAAAACAACAGAUGAAGAUGACAGAAAAUGCUCUAGUUUUUGCAUUUGUAGAGGUAGUCCUUUUGUGCAAAAGAGCAUAUUUGUCCAUAAGAUGCAUAUGAAAGUUACUUUAUUAAAAUAAAGUUGCAGCUGCAGUUUGUUAAAGGUGCUGGGAAUUACAGAUCUGUGAGGGGUAAAUUGCAGUCUCCAGGAUUCUUUGGAGGAAGCAGUGUGCUUUCAUAUGCGUGAUGUGGAUCACACACACACACACACACACACACACACACAGAGUUUCUGGUUUUUUUGCCUGUGGAGGCGGUCAUUUGAUUUCAGGCUAGCCAGGUUUCACUUAAUGUCCUUGUGUGAUGAGCACCUUUACUCCCCUUAGUCUUGGCUGAAAAUGAAGGUGAAAUAGAUUUCCUCUGCAAGUCAGGAAGAAUGAGUCCUCAUUGAGGAAAAAAGUUAAUGUUGCAAAGGGUUUGGUGCUAGGUAAAAAAAAGUAGGUACAACUAGAAACACUUUGGAAAGGUUUGCAGAUAUUUAACAGUUAUAGAGUAAGAGUAGUUAAUUAAAUAAGGAGCUUCCACCCCACCAACUUGCUUAAAAACAAUGUAAAAGAUGGAAUUCUGCUUAUACCACUAGAAUUAUCUGGUCCCUCUGACUAUAAAUGCAGUUUUCAAAACAUAGUCCAAAUAGAGGUCAGCACCAGAUGCCUAUCAAAUGCUAAUUUUGAGUCUUUUUGUCUUUUUUUUAGGGCACCUUGGCACAAGCAGUGAAAAAAGGAGAAUGGAUUCUACUAGAUGAGAUCAAUUUGGCAGCAGCAGAAACUUUAGAGUGUCUGAGUGGUUUACUUGAAGGAUUAUCUGGUUCACUGAUAUUACUGGAUAGAGGAGACACAGGUAUUGUUUUUGUUUUUUGUUGCAGCAAGUUUUCCUGUUCUGCAGUGGUUUAUUUUUUCAGUUCCUUUUUUUUUUUUUUUAAUGAGAGGUUGAAAUUAAUGGUUUCAAGUCAUCUAAGUUCAUUGACCCACAGAUGAGCAUAUAAAGAUGUGACCCAGAAGCAAAUUAUUAGGAAUGUAAAUGAAAUAAACUCAAUAAAUUUGAGUAUAUAAUCCACAAUAUAAUCACCAUUACGAAGAAUUGUAAAAAAGAAGAUUAUAUUAUUCAUAAAGGAGGUGCUGAUCACUAAAUAUCCAAGCCCUUUAUUUCUGAUGCUCAUAGAGCCUAAUUAAUUUCUUUGCACUAUAUCUUGUAAACUUUUUCACACCUAGGUCACCCUCUGCACAGUCACAUAAACCCUGUGGGUCAACGUUGACCACUUUAGGAAGCCCUGUAAACUGAUAGCUGAAAAACUCAUAUCUGAAAAAUACUAUCUUUUCACUCUUUUGAUUCCCGAUAACUUAAGAGAUUAGCAUGUGAGAGUUUUCUCCUGAAGAAGAAAAUUGCAAUUCAUUGUCCAUGCUGUUCCUUAGCUUGAAGAAUAGCAAGACCCAGAGGCCUAUGAAAAAAGACCCUUUUGUUUGCUAAGAUAGAAGAUGCAGUUUUCAUCUUUGCUUUUAAGGAUAGCUUUUUCUGAAGUUUGAGAGUAGGUUUUCACCAGCUAGGACAACCAAUUGGCUGUGUAUGAGUUUUUCUGUUUGCUUCUUGAACUUCUGUUUUUAAUUUUCCUUAAAUGGCUGUUUCAUGCUUUCUUGUUUGUAUGCUUCAUUUGUUUUUAUGGGGCCAAACAGCGCUGUAAUUUGUUGGUUGUGCAUUUUUUUCCUUGUAGAGCCCCUGGUACGUCAUUCAAAUUUUCGUUUGUUUGCCUGCAUGAACCCAGCUACUGAUGUUGGCAAAAGAAACCUCCCUCCGGGAAUACGGAACAGGUAGAUACAGAAUGUACAUUUUUACAAAACCAUUUUAAAGCUGAGAACAACUUGUAGCUCUUGAGGUGUUUGGCUUGCAGUAGCCUAGAAUGUUGUACUUCUUUUGGUCUGUGUUGCAUACAUCUCUGAUUGGCAUGCAGUAUCUUAGGGAUAUGAGGGACCUGCGGCUGGCCAGUUUGUAUUAAGACUCUUAACUCCCCAAGCUCAUCCCUGCUAUAGCUGAAGCAUGCUGGUGAGCUGCUAUGUUGCAAAAUACCUUUUGCUGCCAAUCUCAGGAAUAAUAAAUGUUGCACAUUCUCUUUGAGAGCUGCAGUUGUCUUCAAGUGUCCUUUAUGUCAUCAGAUUCAGAGUUGGAUACUAGAAUUAUAUAGUGGUCUCAUGGGAAAGAUAAAAGGGAAAUGAUCUACAUUGCUCCGUUGGCCAUCUUCUGAUUGUCAGCAUUACAUGUUAGCUACAAAACAGCUGGAUAAAAGGCUGGUUGGGCAUAUGAGUGGAUUUUAUGCUCACUUUGAUCUUUCAUAGCCCAUGCAGUCCAAAUUAGCUAGGCAAGCAAGAGCUUGUCAAGUGUUCAUUAAGCACUAAAUUCUGCAGUUGCACUUUCAUUUCCCCACUGAAUUUCUCAACAGGUUUUGGCUUACGGACAGUGUGACAUCAGUGACAAAUGCAUGGUGUUAUCACUGCCCCUGCAGAGCUCAAAAUAAUUCAGCAGCAAUAUCAUAGAAAACCCAAUACCCUAGGUUUGAGUGUAUAGCAGAUGAAAGGAUGCCAAAAUUUACCUAUGAUAAAAGGUCUGCAUUUUUCCAGAAACAACUAAUGUUCAGAUAAGCCAAUAGAAGUGCAAUUUAAAUAUUUUUGCAUGUUUUAAAAUGUUUUAAUUUUUAAUGGUAUGUUUUAACUUUUGGGGUUGUAUUCAGUGUAGCUCUAAGUAGUGCUUUGUGUGAGAAGAAUGACUUCUGCUUGCAUGGCAGGGCAUCUCUCCCCCUUCCUCUGUGUGCCCCCUAAUCUGUUCUGGGGUUUCCCCAACCUUCUAGAAAGGUUUGGGGAUGGCGGGGGCAGUGCUCCAAGACCAAAGGCAGAUGUUUUCCUAAGCUUGCUACCUGACUCCUUUUUAAUUACAGCUCUUGGGGGUUGACCCUGGGACCUUCUGCAUGCUGAAUUAUGUGAUUUCUAAGUAAUCUGCAAGCUUUCACCGAAUGUUACUCUAUUACUAGUCUUUAAUUCAGUACAUUUGUAAUUGGUUGUGAUGUCGACAGGCAAGGGGCUGUGAUCAAAUAUCAGACUUUGGUAUCAAUAAGCAGACAGGUGUUUUACAAUGUAAUGUCGUCUUGUAGGUUCACUGAACUUUACGUAGAAGAAUUACAAAAUGAAGGAGACUUGCAGAUUCUUAUCAUGGAUUAUCUCAAAGGGCUGAAUGUGAGCAAGAGCGUAGUGCAAGGGAUCGUAAAGUAAGUUUUUGAUGAACAGAAAGUACUGUAUAAAUUGUAAAAUUUGAUAAGAGAGUCUUUGGGAAAGUUUUGUUGUAUUUAACUUGUAGCAGUGCUUUUUUCUGGGGAGGGGAAUGCAGGGGUACGCAUACCCCUAAACAUUUUGUGAAUCUAAGUUUGGCCUCAUUAAGGCGCAGUAUUUCAAUAUGAGUAGGAAAAUGAGGGUACCCCUAAACAUUUUUUAAGAAAAAAAAGCACUGACUUGUAGUGUGGUAUUUCUGAAACGGGGGUAGUUAACCUGUGGUCCUCAGAAGUUGCUGCACUGCAUCUCCUAUCAUCCCUGACCUUUGGAUACACAGGCUGAAGGUGAUGGGAAUUCAGAGUUCAGACUGCACUUUUCUGCCUUUUGAACUUCCUCUAUGAGUUGCCAUUUCUUUGAGCUCAUUACAGUUCAGAACGUCAAAUAAUUUAUUUAAAUUGUGCACCAGAUUCCAGAUGUGCAUCCCACUUGCUUUCCCUGUUUUUACUAAAUGAGUGUGAGCUCCACUCCCUGAGUGUCAUUGUCUUAGCAAAUGUCACUGUCAGUCAAGAUAUAUGGGUUUUCCCCUGCUUUUCUAAGCCCCAAUAUUUGAAUAAAUUUUAAUCAGAAGCCUUGAGUAUUUCAAUUUUAUUCUACAUUAGUGUAACAUGGAUGCCCUCUUCUCUCUGACAGUGAUUCAGAAGUUCAUUCUAACUCUUAACUCCUGAAAUUUCUGAGGAAUUUUCCUGUUUGAAGACUUAAUUUCUUCAGAAAACUAUUAUUGGAUAAUGUAUUACACCACUUUAUUUUCCAUGGCUGGGGUGAGAUUAAUAUGAAGGGGAAAGAAUUUAUUUUUAACCACUGUUUUUAAUAUUUUGGCUGUCUUAAAUACCUAAAUUAUCAAUAAUUUUAAUGUUAUAUUUUAUGAAAUGCUUACAGGUUUCUUUGAGUUUUGUUAAAUAGAUACAUCUGAAUAUUUAGGGACUAUCUCAUAGAGGGCCUCACUCUGUAUAUACUGCAACACACGACUCCAAUUUCUAUGAGUGGUGUGAGAUUCCAGAGGUCCCAUACAUGAUAAACCCAUGAUUUGUGUUUCCUUUUGGAAAAAUGGGGCACAGUAGAGCCUGUGGUGUUUUUAUGAUAUAUGGUUUAUUUAUGCAUAUAUACAACAUGAAGCCUAAAAGGAGGAGAAUCUGAGCAUUACACCCAUACAGAUGGUCGCUUGCUCUUUCAUAGCUGUGCUCUAAGCAUUUUGGCUUAGCACAGACAUUUAGAAUUGAGCUUAUAUUUUAUGGCAGUUUCCUCUAACCUGGUGCAUUCCAGGUUGUUGUUGUUGUUUUUACACUGCAUCUCCCAUCAUAUCUGUUGGCCAAGCUGACUGGGAGUUGUGGGAGUUGUAGUCCUUCACCAGAUGUUCUGGAAGACUGAUAUGUGAUAUAUAGACUGAGCCUUACCUGGGUUGGUUAGCAACGAUACGGAGUGAAGAAUUAUUCAAUCCUGAAGGGGACAAUAUUUAUUCAGGAAAAGGAACUCCGCAGCACAUUGAGGUAUCAAGCCCCUAGAUAAAUUACCUCCUGUUAAUAUGGUAGAAAAAUGAGUGUGAUACAUGAAAAAUAUGCUUCAUACAAAUAACCCUUUGCUUCUGCAGCUUUUAUUUGUCUGUGAGAAAGGAGUGUGAAACAAAACUGGUAGAUGGGACAGGCCACAGACCUCAUUACAGCCUUCGUACUCUCUGCAGAGCUUUGAGAUUUGCAUCAUCCAACCCAUGCUGCAGCAUACAGCGCUCUCUGUAUGAGGUGACUAUCUUUGUUCUCUGUUCCUAAAACUUCCUUCUCUCUUCCCUUUUGUCUUUAGACAAAGAGAGAGAGAAAUUCUCUGGCGUUAGCAAUUAAAAUCUCUUUGAAACUAGCUACUUUAAAAAAGCCCAAAUCUGUUUUCUUCUCAAUAGGGCUUUUGCUUGGGUUUCCUCACCCAGCUUGACAGAAGUUCUUACCCUGUUGUUCAAAGGCUAAUAUGUCAGCAUAUUCUGUCUGGAAACGUGAAAAACAUCCUCAAGCAGGCAAGUAAAUUCUUAUUAUGUGUGUGUGUGUGUGUGUGUGUGUGUGUGUGUGUGUGAAUGGAAUUGUUCUCAGUUUGAGUUCUCCCCUCCUCCUCAGAAUUUUUUUUGGUUAUGACAUAAAAUACAUAAAACAGAACAAAACUCAAUUUGAAUUCUGAGUUUAAUUUUACCCACCCUGGAUUAAAUCAAGGGUUUCCCAUUUUCACCUGGAAGGUUGCAUUCUGUUUGCUGAAUGGUCUGACAUUAAUCAAAGCCUCUCGCUUGGAGGAAGGUGGGAGACAAUUGUUCCAGAUCUCAUCUGCGCACACCCUAGCAGUACCUUUCACACUGUUUUCAAAAGUCCCCCAAGCAUCUGGACGGGUCUGCAGGAGAAAGUGGAAAUUGACAAAAUACUCACUCCCCACCCCACCCAAUCCCCAUAGGAGCACCCUAUAAGUGAAAUCCCACUUGCGGGAAUGCUGAAUCCAUGUAAGGUUUGGAAAUACAUUGGCUUAGAUCUAGAGUUCAUUCCUGCUGAUGGAAAGGUGAGAAGGUGACUUUUUCCAGUUCACCUUCCUUCUGCAUUUGCAAAUAUUGUUCAGUUUGUUGGGGCUGUUUCUAGAAUAGUGUGAAAGGUGAUUCGGGGGGGGUGCAGGAUGAAGGGGAAGUAAUAAAAAAACACCUUUCAUCCUCUUCUGCCAGUGAGAUGCUGCCUGCUGGAUCAGAAACCUUCCAUGAAUGGAAAGAGUCCUUCUGUUCUCAGAGGGAGUCUAACGCAUUGUGUUAAUAUAUCUCUCCUCCCAGGUGUAGACUCUGUGCUUGCUUGGUGUAUUAUACCAUAACCAGAGCGUGAUAAAUCUUCUGCAUCUCACAUAUGAAGGAAAUACCACAUGUAUUCUGGUGUUCUAAGAGUGUGUUGCUUAGCUAAACAAAGAACGUUGCUAUUAUGCGGAGAUAGCAGUUCAUAACAUAAACUGGUUUUGUUUCUGUAAUGUCCUUCUAGUCGUUACCAGAGCCUAAAGGAGGGAGAAUGAUUAAGGUAGAGGGAUACUGGAUUUCGAUUGGCGACAUGGAACCAACCGUGGAUGAGACUUAUGUGCUCACAGCUUCAGUUAAACUUAACCUCAGAGACAUCGUCAGAGUUGUAUCAGCUGGGUAUGUUGGACUUCAGCUGUACCAUUUGCUGGAGGAGCCGUAUAACACGACAAUUAAGAAGCACAAAUACUGUUGUCAGUUGUCCCUAGUUUUGACUUGUUUAUUCUGAACUUCAGCAAAUUUUUCUUUUUUUAUCACACAACACAACAGGAAGCCCAAUUCUCAUUUCUAGAAGUGCCCUUAAUCAGUAUAUGUUGUAAAAAGACCUUGAAGCCAAUCAGGUACAGUGGUACCUCAGUUUACGAACUUAAUCCAUUCCAGAAGUCCAUUCUUAAAUCGAAACCGUUCUAAAACCGAGGCGCGCUUUCCCUAAUGAGGUCUCCCACUGCCGGUGCCUUCCACCGUUCAGCUUCCAUUCUUAGGUAAAGUUCACAAACCGGGACACUACUUCCAGUUUUGUGGAGUUUGUAAACCGAAUAGUUUGUAAACAGGGUUGUUCCUAAAUGGAGGUACCACUGUAGCUUCUAAUAAUAGUAAUAGUAAUAGUUAUAGUAAUAAUAAUAAUAAUAAUAAUAAUAAUAAUAAUAGUUAUAGUUAUAGUAAUAAUUCACCACCAUAGAACACAAUAUCCAACUUGGCUGUUUUCUAUUUCUUUAAGGACCUAUCCAGUGUUGAUUCAAGGAGACACAUCCAUUGGUAAAACCAGUUUAAUACGCUGGGUGGCUGCUGCAACCGGGAACCAUUGUGUUAGGAUUAACAAUCAUGAACAUACUGACAUCCAGGAGUACAUUGGCUGUUAUACUUCAGAUCCAUCUGGGAAGCUGAUAUUUAAGGAAGGUAGGACUUUGAUUAUUACCUCAGUCACUCAGUGUUUCAGUGUUUCCUUGCCAGCUGGCUCUCCUACUUGCUCAUAAAGAUGCUUGCCUGGCUUGCCUCAAGUGGGCAACUCAUUUAUUUCUUUUUUUCUGUAAAUGCUUCAUAGGUGUCCUCAUUGAUGCUAUGCGAAAGGGCUACUGGAUAAUCCUGGAUGAACUCAACCUGGCACCCACUGAUGUUUUGGAGGCCCUGAACAGAUUAUUGGAUGACAACAGAGAGCUGUUCAUAACAGAAACCCAAGAAACAGUCAAAGCUCACCCAAGAUUCAUGCUCUUUGCUACACAGAAUCCUCCAGGGCUCUAUGGAGGCAGGAAGGUACAUACAUAGUUUCCUCAAGUGAAGCUGGCUUUCUUUUGAUACUGCUAUUUACACGUACACUCCACCAUUUCUUCAAGGACCUUAUGGUGGCAUAUGUGAUUUCUCUCUUUCACCUUAGUCCUGUGCGGUAGGUUAGGCUGAGUGAUAGUUUGAGUGAAAGACUGGCCUAGGAUCACCAAGUGAGCUUUAUAACUAAGUGGUUGAGUUGAACCUGAGUCUUCGCCACUCCUAGUCAAACGCUCUAGUCUUUGUAGCAUAUCCAGAACCAAUAGUGAAAUCAGUCUACAAGUUGCCAAUCCAAAAUGGUACCAUCCAAACACAAGAGAGAGGUGUCAACAGAGUUGGGAGAACCCCACUGCUUGCAGACGUGCACCGAAAUCUUCGGGGGGGGGUGUAUUAAGAGGGCAAACCCAUUGAGUAUGAACAUGUUCAGUGGCCAUGAAAUACUAGCUGACUGUUUGAGGGUGGGAAACUCGUGUUAAGUUUUCAGUGUGUGUGAAUUUCUCAGUAGAUUAACACUUGACAGGUGGUUUUUGUGUGUGUGUCUUAAGGUAUUGUCCAGAGCUUUCAGGAACAGAUUUGUGGAGCUGCAUUUUGAUGAGCUACCAAGUACAGAGCUAGAAACCAUCCUGCACAAAAGAUGCCACCUUCCACCUUCGUACUGCAGUAAACUUGUCAAAGUCAUGCUGGAGUUGCAGGUAUGGACAGUAAUCUUUUUUCUCUUAGUGGGAAAAUAAUAGAGAAGUCACUUGAGCCCUAGUUGUAGUUUGGUGUCUUAUACUCAAGGCGCACACAUUUAGUGGCUUGGGGGGGGGGGGUUGGAGCGGGGUAUUGUUGAGCUACAUAGCAACCUACCAGAAUAUGUUUGGCUCAGGGGACUGAUGGUCAUUACUGAAAUAUUGGUGAAAUUUGGACAAAUAAAUGCUACGAAGACAACUUGGAGAAUUGGUGGUAAGGAGGGGAGGCAUUGCAAGAGUAGUGGAAAAUGCAGUUGUGGGUACAGAAAAUUGUGUUGGAUCAUGAAUGCUUUUAUGUCCUUUUAAAUCUAGUCUUAUCGCAGAGGUUCCUCAGUGUUUGCUGGCAAGCAUGGUUUCAUUACCCUUCGGGAUCUCUUUCGCUGGGCUGAAAGGUACCGAUUAGCAGAACAGAUGGAGAAGGAGUAUGACUGGCUUCAGCAUUUAGCAAAUGACGGUGAGUCUCCACUCGUUUCUUUUCAACUUACACAGCCAGUGUGUCCAGUUCAGUAGCCACAUUUCAACCAUUUUUCAAAAGCGGUGAACAUCCUGAUGAACUGUUGUCUUUCUUUUACUAGGAUUUAUGCUUCUGGCAGGAAGGGUCAGGAAACAAGAAGAAGUUGACGUUAUCCAAACAGUCAUUGAAAAACACUUUAAGAGAAAGCUGCAUCCUCAGCGCCUCUUCUCAGAAGAAAGUGUAAAGAAACAAAUGGGUAAAUUUGAAAAACGCUAACAAUAAUAAAAGAAGAUUUAAUGUUUGGCUAAAGCUAAUUAAUUUGUUUUUGUUUGUUUCCUUUCUCAAACCCAUUACCACUUUGAACCAGCUAAAGCAUCUACGUGGACAUCUAUAAUGGGCGAUGAAUUCAGUCACAUUGUGUGGACUCAAGGGAUGACAAGGCUUGCCAUUUUGGCAGGCCGAGCAUUAGAGUUUGGUGAACCUAUACUUCUGGUUGGAGACACCGGGUAAACCAGUCUUCAAUAUAUUCAUUAUUAGUUUUAUUUAUUUUUUGCGUAGAGCAACAGACAAGUCACUGGAGUUUAAUUGACUGCAAGCUUUUUGUUAUGCAGGUGUGGCAAAACUACUAUUUGUCAGAUAUUUGCAGCAUUGGCUGGUCGGAAAUUACAUUCUGUGAACUGUCACUUGCACAUGGAGACCUCUGACUUCCUGGGUGGACUGCGACCUGUUAGACAGAGAUCAAAGGAUGAGGUAAGUUGGCAUUAUGGUGCCUGAUAUAAUUGAGAGCUUGAAAAAUCCACCAAGUGCAUGUCUGUAAAUGUAUGUAUGUAUGUAUGUACACACACACUUGAUCAGACUUUCCCUUUUUCUUUCAAACAGGAGUUCGAUGGUUCUAGGCUGUUUGAAUGGCAUGAUGGAGCCCUUGUCUUAGCAAUGAGAGAGGAUGGCUUUUUUCUCAUGGAUGAGAUUUCACUGGCAGAUGAUUCUGUUCUUGAAAGACUAAAUAGGUAUGUACUUGAAAACUGGGCAUUUUUUAGUCUGGUGUCUUGGCGUGUCAUUCACAAAUGCAAAUUGGAUAAAUCUUAACUUUUCCCUGGCUUCUUCUGAUUCUUGCUGCUCUGAACAACAAGAGUUGCAAAGCUUCUGUCGAUUAGGCAAGUCUCUAGUGUUUUGUAUGGAUAUUUGGAAAUUUAACGAGAGCAGAUAUUGAGAACGUGGUUUUAUUUCAGCGUCCUUGAAACUGAAAAGACGCUAGUGUUGGCUGAAAAAGCCAGUGAGGACAAUGAAGUAGAACUGCUGACUGCAGGAAAGAAGUUUCGCAUUUUAGCCACAAUGAAUCCUGGCGGUGACUUUGGGAAGAAAGAGGUAAUGUAAGAAAAUGCCGUUCUGUGCUGGUUGCUACUUUCAAUUACCUGUAGUUUUAGGAAUGAAAAAAAUGCUUAUGCCAACUUGGCCUUAGGGUUUUUCUAGAAGUUUGUAAGGCAUUGCAACCAGUCCCACAUCCUACCUUUCCCGGACCCCAGGCUCUUUGAUAGUUACAUUUCCCUUAUCACAUGGCUGUCCUUCGCAGGCUACAGCUGCUUGGGAGCCUCAUGCCCUUAUCUGUAAGAAAGACCACACACAUUCACACUCCCAGUUCUUUUAUUUAUGACCUAAUUACCACAGGGAGGAAGAGACAGGAAAGCUCUUACUACCAGGCCUUUCAAGUCAAGUAGUUACAUUUCAAGGAGUAAAGAGUACUAAAAUAAUAUUAAAUGGUUAGGAAAAGCUGUUUCAGUAUAAAUUCAUAUCUCAUUUGUUUCACCACAUAGUGAUCCUUUGCAGGGGAAGGUGGCCAUCAGACUGAAAAAAGAUUCCCUGCCCCGACCUAGCUCCACAUGGAGCUCUGACAGCUAAUUUGAUUGUUGAUUGUUUGAUUGUUGAUUGUUUGAUUGUUGGAACUGAGUAAAUGUGUUAUUUCCUAGAUAGAUAGAAUUAAUCGGAAAAUGUGGAAAUGGUUGAGAUUAAUAAAAUUAGUGAUGAUGAAGAAAAUGCAGCAUAAAGAAGUGUGGGUUGGUUUGGGAUCCUGUAGUAGAUCAUAUUAUAAGACUAUUAGGAAUUUCAGGGGCAGGAAUUAAUGUCAUUCUCCUCUGGGAAUGUCAUAAAAUAUCAAGACUAUUAAGCUGCAAGUAUGUUUGUAUGAGUAAAUCGUUUUUCUAAGGAUAAAUUAGGUCUAAUAAAACAUUCAUUUAAAAAAAGUAAAACUCAUUUUUAUGCAGUUUUGUUCUUUGACACACACUAUUCUAACCUAUUGUGCUUUUUGAUACUCUCUUACACAUUAUUUAUAGCAAUAUGUUUUCCCUCGUUUUAUAAUUCUUCUGUUUUCUCUUUUUAUCCCAGUAACCCUCUUUGAGGAUUCUUAAAUUUUCCUCUGAGCAGUUCCCUUCAUAAUAACUGCACUUAAUAUUUUCUUGCCCAUAGCUGUCGCCUGCCUUGCGUAAUAGAUUUACAGAAAUAUGGUGUCCGCAAAGUAACAACCGUAUGGAUUUAAUGCAAAUUGUGAACCAUAAUCUUCAUCCAGGACUCUGCUUUGCCAAACAGAAUGAGAAAGGUAAAUAUCAGAGGUAUUCAUUCACCAACUCCAUCACCUACUUAUUCUCUCUGGGUGUCCCUCUGCUUCUAUCAGUAAUGGGAGACCUUUUCAGCACGAGGGUCACAUGCCAGUGUUGGCCAGAUUAAGAAGCACCUCUCCCCUCUUCCUUAAAGCUUUCUCUUCUUACUCUAGUGAGUUUUAGGGCUGCCAUGCUCUGCUGGUUUAAUCACAUUCAGGCAGGAUUUUCCAUCCUCUGUAGGCCAGAAAGAGAAUAGAAAAAAGAAAGAACAGAAAAGAUGUUAACAGUCAAAAGAGACUUUUAUGAAACUGCUAAAGCAGUUUCAAAACCAGUGAAGUGGUUUUGUUGCUGAAAAACGUUCUGCAAUCACUUCUGAGUACCUUUAUCCCUAGUAACCAGCCUGCACUCCUCCGUUUCUGUGUCCCAGUGGGGUUUCCUUCUAAAAGACCUUCUGUUCUUGCAAGUCAGCUUCUCUCAGAUUCUAAAAGCUAAGAAGUUAGUUCAGGCGGUUCUGAAAUAGUCUCACUCUCUUAAACACUGCCCAUAGGUUUUUCUCUAAGCUGAAUAAUAUUCCUGUGGAGAAGUCCCAUGGGACUCCUGCUACAAAUGGCACAGACUGAAGGUACCACUUACCUGUUGUUCAGACGCGACUAGCAGAUAACAGAAAUUGCAAACAGGUGUGAUCUUGCGACACUGCAAUUUUUCACUUGAGAUUUAGUCCAAUGCAUGUUUAUCUGGCAGUAUGACAAAUUGAAUAUAGGAGUGCUUACCUUUGAGUAUGUUUCAGAUGCUGUAUGUUCCAAAUUCUAUACUUGAUAAACCUAGAUUGUGGAAUUGAAAUAUAUUUGCAUAAUACUGGGGUCAUGUUAAGUGCAAAAUCAGUUUCCUUUUGCUUAAAUUUUAUCAUUGCCUGGAGAGUGAUUUAAGGAAGAACAGUUCGAGCUCUUAGUACAUUGAAAGGGAUAAAAAAAAGUUUGGAAUUCAGUGACUAGAUUCUGUGGUAUAGGCAGAGGUUGCUAUGCAUAUUGUCACCAGAGACCUCAUUUGAACACAGCUGUAAGUUGCUGUUGGAAAAAGCUCUUGCAAAUUGAACAUCUAAGGAUUGUUCUAGUCCAAAUAUAUGUGCAUGUUAUACAGGUCUGACCUAGGUUCUUUAUUAUCCAAGGUUUUAAAUGAAGGAUGAAAAAAUAAGUAGUGCUGAUGAAACAUACACUCUUAUUUUUUCUAUCCUUGGCUAUAUUCUCUGCAUUAAGAUGAAUGUUUGUCCUCUUAGGCUUAAAGUAAUGGUCUGGGCCAAAGUUCAGUCACUGUGGACAAAGAGACCAAUGAAGUUGCAGGAUCAAAGCAUGUUUUGAAUUUUGCAUCUGCUGAUUCACUUGUGGAUGGUUUUUUUUAAAAAGCAUUCAACCCUGUCUACUCUUGCAAAUAUUUAUGUAAAAACAUUUAAGCACUUCUAUUCAGUUAUCUUGCAAAAAUUAUGUACAGAGUCCUCUGCAUCCCUUGUGGGUCAUUGUGAAUUACUGCAAAACAUAUUCUGUUUCAGGUCUGUGUCUUAUGUAUUUUUUCUCUUCUCUCCAUCUAAUCACCUUUCCCAGGGGCAGAUAUUGCAGGGCUCAUGAUGGAUUUCAUAGAGUGGCUGACCAAUCAAGAAUUUGGACACCACUGUAUCCUCAGCAUCCGGGAUGUUUUGUCGUGGGUCAGCUUCAUGAAUGCUAUGGCGCAAGACAAACUAUCCAGUUCUUCAGAGGAGCACCAGCUUUUUAGCGUCUGUCCAGUGACAACAUUUGUCCAUGCUGCAUGUCUGGUGUACAUAGAUGGAAUAGGUUCAGGUAUGUCUUCAGUUUCUUUGCUUUAUUUCUGAAUAGUUCAGAUCGUUUAUUGGGGAGGGGGUCCCUCAACCCCUGGAUGAGAACUACGCAAGGGUUUAAAGCAAGUUUGUCAUUUUGGAACAAAAAUAGUAAACGGUCUCAAGACGCAUGCAAGCAACGUAUAGUGUUUGUGCUACAGAGUGUGCAUUACAACCUGUCUACAGAUUUUGGCCAUAUCUUACUGUUAACUAUAUGUUCAUUUCCACCAUUGACAUAUAACUAUCUCUUCUUCCCUCUACCCCCUACGUAGGCACCAUGUCCUGUUUGGCUGGCUCAGCUGCUUUGGCUCGUGAAAAAUGCCUGGAAUAUUUGUGUGGGAAAAUUUCCCAAGUAGUGCAACUCACUGAGGUUCAGAAGAAUGAGCUGAAAAUAUAUGACCUGAAGAGGGAAAGGGAAAUGGUUUGGAUGGAGAACCACAUAGGAAUCCACCCAUUUUUCAUACCAACAGGCAAGGAACUCUUUUGGUGGUAUUGCUGCUGCUGCUGCUGCUGCUGCUGCUGCUGCUGCUGCUGUAGUACAAUUUGAAUGGUGAUGUGCCGCUUACGAUGACUUAAGAGCCGAAUGCGUGAGAGAUGACAAACAUGCAGAAAAAAUAAUUUGUUACAGUCCUUCCAAGACCCUUCCAUUUCUAAUUGAGUGCUUGAAUGCUCUUUUCUCAGAUGAAGGCACUUGGCUUAGACUUCGCUCUGGCAUGCUAGCUUUCGAUAUGCAUGGAGUUUUUAAGAGCUUUAAUGGCGGAGCAUUCAAAUAUUUUACUCCACAAUCUGUAGUUAGAAUUGUUAAGUAUCAUAAUUCUGUGUAUUUCAGAUGUUAAGACAGGAGUGCCGUUGCUUAAUAUAGCUAAGCCUGCACCACCCAUUAAAAAGAGGGGAGAUUAGGGGAGAUUGCAAGAAUACAAAAAACAAAACUUUGGAGGAAAAUCCCUCUGCAUCAAGAUGAAUGUUGAUCUGGUACCAUUAUUCUGUCUGAUGAGCUAGUACUUUUACUGGAGCAAAAAUGUUGAUCAUCUUACCCUGUAAUCUAAUUAAUUUUUUAUUUGCUUUCUCUGUGCUGUAGGCCCUAUUUACCAGAAGAACAAUGUCUCAGACUACGCUCUAAAUGCAGGAACUACAGCAAUGAAUGCACAGCGGUUGUUAAGGGCCUUGCAACUUAACAAGCCCAUUCUCCUGGAAGGCUCUCCAGGUGUUGGGAAAACCAGCCUAGUAGCAGCCUUGGCAAAGGCUUCUGGAAAUUGCCUUGUUAGAAUCAAUCUUUCUGAACAAACGGUAGGUAGGGAUUACUGUGGUCUCCACUGAAAUACCUGUACUUGUGAAUGUGAGAGUCUAUACUUGCAAGUUAACAGGUGUUAAGUUUUCACAAAUCUUGAGAAUACUCCUAAUUGAUUGGGGAGGGGGAAGAUGCUUAGAAAUAGGUAAGUUUAAUAAGGGAUGUAUUGUUGAUUAAUUCUAAGAGGAAGCAUUAUAUUCCUUUUCCUGUCUAGUAAAGGGACACAUUCUGCUAGAAUUGUGAUCCAUCUAUUGGUGUGAAUGAUCAAAACAAACUGCCUAAAAUACAGAUGCAAAGAACCUUGAUCAAAGUUUGCUGCUUGAAUAUUGGUUAAAAUCUUAAUGGUUUAGAAUUAUUUUUCUUUAUUUUUAAAAUUACUCUUGGGUUUCAUUUUUGUUCAUAGAAUGCACUUACUGGCUGAUGCAACAGAUGCAUAGAACAAAAUAUUUAUAACUCUUGGUAUAAAUGCUACUGGAUUAUUACUGCAAGCCUAGGAGAGCUUUUUCUAAAUUGCAAUUGUUUCACAUGCAUUUGGAAACCUUGACUUUUCUUCCUUCUGAUCCAGGACGUCACAGAUUUGUUUGGCACAGACUUACCUGUUGAAGGGGGCAAAGGAGGGGAAUUUGCCUGGCGUGAUGGACCUUUGCUUGCAGCAUUGAAAGCUGGACACUGGAUUGUAUUAGAUGAGGUGAGUUCAGCUUAAUGUAGCACAGAAAAAGGAUUUUCGUUCCUUUUUUGGAAAAUGAGGUCUCUAGCUGUCUCAGUUUGCUGUUUGGGGACUUUAAAAGGCUCUUAUCCAAACAUGGUAAAGUUAACAGUGCAUUCUCCUUACGUGGAGAAAGUAUCCUGGAACAGUCUGCUGCUCCCAUUUAUUCAAGAGGCUGCUCAGAUUUUAUCUUCAGUUUUCCAGUGGGAGAACACACACUUGCUUUUUCUGGGGUGGCAGUUACAGAAGGCGAUUUUGUGGACAAACAGCUUGAGUUCUGUGUCAUGGAUGUGCUGCAGUUUACAGAAGAUUAAAACUACUACUUACCUUUUAAGUGCCGUCUUAGGGCUGAAUUAGCUUGAAAUCAACACUUUCUUAAUAGAAUCCAUAGGAAGUGGCUUUAUAAUAUUGGUCCAUCCAGCUCAGGGUUUCAAACAGUGCCACUUGAAGAUGCUAGCCAUUGAUUCUUGGGACCUUUUUUUGCACACAAGGCAUCUACUCUACCCCUGAGCAAUGGCAUUUAUCUGGGUGGAUUCCGACAGCCUCAUUGACUUCACAGUUGUAUUUACCUUUAGGCUAUGCCAGGCGUGUCCAACAGGUAGAUCAUGAUCUACUGGUAGAUCCUGGUAGAUCUCAGGCCCCUCAGUGAUCUCCUCCUCCCCCUCCCCCCAAAGAAGCUCAACAGCUUUGGCCUCCUAAAAAGCUCAACAACUUUGGUCCCUCCAACAACAAUGGGUAGAUCAUUGCCAGUUUUUUUAUAGUGUGAGUAGAUCACAGUCUUUGGGAGUUGGACGUCCCUGGGCUAUGCUGUUGCUCUUUUGAGUUGUGCAAAAGGAGCUUGAAGCCAAAAGAGUAGCUAAAUAACCAGGGCAUUUGUGUUAAUCUGAAGUUAACUUUUCCUGAGGUAACUACAGUACUUUUGCUUAUUUGCUAUAGAUUUAAAGGUGUUUUGUGGGCAAAAAUGUGUGUUGUGAAGAAGAGGGGCAGUGUAAAUUUUCCUGUUGGUUUCUCUCAAAUAGCUGAACUUGGCUUCUCAGUCGGUACUAGAAGGCCUGAAUGCUUGUUUUGACCAUCGGGCAGAGAUUUACAUUCCUGAGUUGGGAAUGAGCUUCCAUGUGCAACACAAGAAAACAAAGAUCUUUGGAUGCCAGAAUCCCUACAGGCAAGGAGGUGGCAGAAAGGGGUUGCCCAAAUCUUUUCUGAACAGAUUCACACAGGCAAGUCCAUAAUGUCAUUUAAAACUAUUUCUCUUGUCCUCCUUGCAGUUCCUUUCUAAAUGGAAUCAUUUUUAUUUCAUUUGCAAGCGUACUAUGCAUUUUUCUGUGUCUACAUAAAAAUAAUACUUGAGUCUCACCUCCCACCCCAUUUAAUUAUAUUGAUGAUGUAGGUUUUCGUGGACCCUCUCUCAUCCGCAGACAUGGAGUACAUUGGAAAUACCCUGUUUCCUGCUAUUGACAAAAAGAUUAUUGCAAAAAUGGUUGAAUUUAACAACAUGGUAAGUAUAAUUCCUGAAACUCCUCUUGAUGAUGUGAAUGGUCUUCUUAAGGAGAGGGACUUCAGGGUUCUGGUGACUGUCCCCACAAGUCCAAGCCAAUGACUGCUGCAACUAUGUGAAAAGCUGGUCACAGUUUUCAUCCGAACAUGUAUUGGGACAAACUUCAUUUGUAGUCAUUUUCAACUCUGGAGUUGCAGUGGCAUGUAAACUAGCUGGGCUCCACAGAUAACAGCCACUGCAGACUGGGUUUGUAUUUCAUUUUUUGUUGCCUAAUAUGUCAGACAGAACUUCCCUUUUUUUCUUCUUAUGGCAUGUUCCGUUUGUGUGGCUGAGGCUUACUAAGUCUGAGUUCACAUAAAAGUUUCUUUGAGGCUUUCCCCCUAGCAAGUAGGCAUAGAAUCAUACAUGUGUGUCCAAGGUAAGACAACUGCAUGUUGUAUGUGUUUAGGUUUCCCCAGUUAUUCUGGAACAAGAGCAUUCCAUAAAGAUUUUGAAUGGACGGUAAAGAGUGGUGGUAGCUUAGAAGAGCAGUAAAUUAAGUUGAAUGCUUGGCGCGAUGAAUGCUUUCUUGUGCAAUGGCGUUUUAAUAAUCUACCAUGAGCUGAAACACGUCUGAGUUUUUAAUCUUUUGAACUGGUACGUUAUUCAGAUUGAUCAAGAAGUUAUGAUUGAGAAGAAGUGGGGGCAUAAAGGUGGACCUUGGGAGUUUAAUCUGCGUGACCUUUUCCGAUGGUGUCAGCUGAUGCUUGUUGACCAGUCGCCUGGCAGUUACGAUCCAGGCCAACACAUGUUCUUGAUAUACGGGGAAAGAAUGAGAACAAAUACAGACAAGGAGAAGGUAAGGAGCAUGAAAAAUGUGCUUAAUCCUAUUAGUCUUUUCUGUUUUACAAGUAUGGAUAUGUUAAACCAUUCUUGGAUCUUAAACACAAAUUUUACUGAAUUUUUUUGGGUACCUUUUCCCACAUUAUUUGAAACAUUGAAUGACUUCUAUUUAAGAUUAUCUACUUUCCUCCAAGGCCUUGAAUUAGCAUUUCAGUUAAGCAGGUGCAGGAUUUGAAGGGACCUCAUGUAGUUUUAUCACCAUUCAUGUGCUAAGGAUGUGUUAGAGAUAGAUUAAACUCCUGGUACAUUGAGUAAAGAGGGCUUACAGCAAGUGUGUGGAAAGGGAACCUACCUAAGUGUAAUUUCAUUGCGAUUAGGGAGCUUGAUCAGACAAAAUGAUCCCACAGCUUUCUUGCUGUGUCCUGUGCCAACAACUCUCAGAUACCACAAUCAGCCUUUAGUGGAUUUGCAGAAUGCUGUUCUCAUUUUGCUUAUGAUUAGUGCUCAGAAAAAUGGCGUGAAAAAUAAAUGUGGUUUUGAGGGGCAAUUGAAAACUCACUGGCCCCGCAUGUAAGCAGUCUAGUUUUGCAUUCCAGCUUCUCUCAAGCUGAGGCUUAGUUCAGGUUGCAGCUGAGCAUUACAAGCUGGGCAGAUCUGUAUCCUGAAGCAGGUGACGUCAGACUUCAACAAACAACCCAUUUGGAGUUUCCCCGGUUUCUUUUGAAAUCGUUCAUUUGAGAGUUGCUUCAGAUUUAGAAUAUAAGGAUUUCAGCAUUUGUUAUAAAUGUGAUCUUUCAUCUGUUUGUUUGUUUGUUUGUUUGUUUGUUUUAGGUAGUGUGUCUAUUCAGGGACAUUUUUGGUCAGGAUGCUGAACCAUAUAUGGGUUCCAGACAGUUCCACAUCACUCCUUAUGACGUCCAGGUGAGAGAGAACAAAAGUUGCUGCUACUUGGGCAUCUUCUUGAAUUUCUGCUCCACACUAUACAUGCACACUAAUGCACUUGCUUAUUUUGUUUUUAAUUCUACUGAAGGUUGGUUUCUCAAUCCUCUCCCGCGCAAACUAUGCUCCUCCUCCUGGCAGAAACUUAUCCCUGCUUCACCAUUCACUCCAGCCCUUGGAGUCCAUCAUGAAAUGUGUGCAUAUGAGUUGGAUGGUGAUAUUGGUAGGCCCUGCGGCUGCUGGCAAGACCAGCCUCAUUCAGCUUCUAGCAUAUCUGACAGGUCAUCAGUUGAAGAUCAUGGCGAUGAACAGUUCUAUGGAUACAACGGAGCUGUUAGGGGGAUUUGAGCAAGUAAGUGUGCAUUUUUUAAAUUUGGGAAUAAGGACAAGUCAAGUGCAUACAAGAUACCACUUAACUUAAAUUUGAGGAGUAUAUGAAUGGGCAAAGUUUAAAUGUCUUAACUGAAAGCAAGAAAGAAACAUCUCUAAGUGGUUUCCAAAACCGUGCUGAAGGAACCCAGUGGGAAGUGGUGGUUCAAGCAGUGACCAGUGUAAUAAAUGUCCUAUAGGUUGACAUCAUUAGGCCUUGGAAGAGCUUGCUGGAGAAGGUGGAGAACGUUGUAAGCACACUUCUAAGGGACAGCCUCCUCCUCACUGCUAUCUGUCCAGAAGAUGCUGAAAUUGUGCUGCGUGCCUGGAGCAGUUUCGUUCUAAAUUUCAAGCCAAAGUCCCUUGGGGAAGGGAAUCAAAACAUAACCAUUGAACUGGUGAACAAAUUGGAGGGAGUCCUUGCACUGGUCCAGCGGCUGAACAACAAGAUCAGCUCCUACUCAAAGCCAGGUAUGCACAGAAGCAGUAGGAAGUGAUAGCGUUUUUCCCUUUUAAAAUGUCAUCAGCUAAGCAUGUGCAAAUUCCAGUUGCUGCAUGCCACCAGAGAAGGCAAAAACCACAAAGCAUUUUAAAGACUGCUCUGAUGUUACAAGGAAGACAUUUUCAUGGCGAGAGAUGGUGUGUCUUUAUGGAGCAGUUGUCAACUGAGAUAAAUGUGUACAAAUGUGACCAGAGGAAAAGUAUGAGUAUUUGUGGUGCCACAUGGUCUAGACAUGUGUGCAACCACCUCUCUAUUCUCCUGCACCCACUGGCAUUCAGCCGAAGUGUGCAGGAACUUUACAUGUACAGUGAUGAAUGCACAUAGAGCACUUGUGAGCAAGCCACCCAGGUCCAUAUUUAUUAAAGCUACAUAAUCUGCGGAAGCACAAAGCAUAAUUAUUUGCUUCCUUAAAGAUUUUUCCAGCCUCCAUCACAGUUAUGGUUGCUCUGCUCCCCCACACCAGUUAGCAAUAGUCUAUUAUGUUUAUCAUUCUGUGAAUAUUAAAGACAUUCUCCCUUUUUAAUGAAAACCUGGUUGAUCUACAUGCAUUAGUUUAGACAUCACAUCUUGUCGAAGCUAAUGCAAAGAUCUUAUGAUCACAACUGAACAAAGAAAGAGGGACUGUUUGUCUAAGUUGGCGAAGGAUACUAGACUAAAUGUAGUUGUGAAAAGCACUCUGUGUGAAUCUUGAGUACUGGCUUAUUGGUUCAUUGAAUCAUAUUCUAAGUAUCUCUCCCCCCGAUUUUAGAGUUUUCAAGACUUGUAGAAGAAUUUCGGCACUUCAAGCUGCAGGUUAUUCAGUAUAUGAGCAGCAGCAACCACGGCACAUUUGAAUGGGUUGAUGGGAUGUUGGUUCAUGCUUUACAGUCCGGAGAAUGGCUCUUGAUGGACAAUGUUAACUUCUGCAGGUAAGCGUAACUGUGUUGUUAGAAAGAAAUUAUCAUAAAUAUAGAAAACCAUAUUGGAUAAACGUCAUUGAAUCUCUGUUACAAAUCAUGUCCCAGAUCAAAGAGAGAAAUUCAAGGAGUAGAUCAUCAUUUACUGUUUCAAAGGAAACUGGAUUAUACAGUUAUCUCCCAUCUACUCAAUGAGGUCCUUUGCUCCAGCAGACACUUCCGUGAACAGAAGGGGGAAGUCAUAAGGCAAUAUUUGCUUAUUUCUCCCUUCUCUCUGUAGCCUGCUGUGACACCCCCCCCCAAAAAAAAGAAUUCCUGCUCCAGAGGGUUAGGGAACACUUUGGAAAAGGAGGAGGCAAUGCAGAAGAAAGGGGGAAGUUUGCAAAAAAUUGCACAAAUUGCUUUCCCCUCCCUUCCAGUCACAGAAGCAUCCACUGGGGCAAAGAGUCUUUGUUGAGCAGAGGGGACAGAACUGGAUACCAUCCCAUGACAUUUCUGCAUUACUUCCAUAUAUCUGAUCCUAUAAAACUGAUCAGAUUGAGCAGGGCGGGGGGGGGGGGGGCAGGAAUACGCCUUCCAUUAUGAAGCCAAAUGAAUGCUUGCAGUUGUUAGUAAAUCAGUGAGCCACCUUUAGUGCUUAAUUGUUCCUUUACUUCUUGUGUGUAGUCCUUCUGUGCUGGACCGCUUGAAUGCUCUGCUUGAACCUGGAGGAGUCCUCACCAUGAGUGAAAGAGGAGUGAUCGAUGGUGUAACCCCCACUAUCACACCACAUCCAAAUUUCAGGUGCUCUGACAUUCUUUGUGCUUAUUGGAGUGUGUUGUUGGAUUAUGCUUUGAGAGUUGCAGUAUUCAUUGGGGUGGGAACACCGUCUCUUUAAGGUAUCACUACUGCAGCCUAGAAAAUAAGUGUAGGUUUGAUCAUCACUCAGCUGGGUCAACAAAGUGAUGUAUUGCUUGAUAGUUUUCUCUUAGCACCCCCCCCUUUUUUUUUUACAACAAGGUCAUUUGUCUUCCUUUGCUGGGCAGCAAAGCAGUGUGAUGCACGAAUGCUAGUCUCCACCUUCUCUGAACUGCAUGUGUAUAUGCAGGCACGCACGCACACAUACGUUUUCAUUCUCUGCUUAAUUAUUGCCUUUAGAUUGUUACUGGAUUCUUGUGUUUUUUAAAAAAUAAUUUCCUCCUUUUCUGUAUAAAGCCUAGAGAGCAUUUGCUAUUUGGGUGUCCAGCAAGUUUAAUAAAGCAGGUUGGGGAGGUUGGUUGGUUAGAGUGCGGUGUUGAUAAUGCCAAGGUUGCAGGCUUGAUCCCUGUAUAGGGACAGUUGCAUAUUCCUUCACUGCAGGGGGCUGGAAUCAAUGAUCCUCAGGGUCCCUUCCAACUCUACAAUUCUUUGAUUCUAAGUAGGAUAAGGAGAGGAGGAAGCCAUGAAAGUAGCAGCCACAACAUGCUUCUGUGUUCACCUAGCCAAGACAGUAGAACAGUGUGGUUAGUUCCCUUUUCUGCCAAGGCAGAGUUCCCUGGUGGUGGAGAGGAGGCAGUUCAGGGGUGCAAUAAGCAUUUUUAAAAAAAACUUUGUGCAUAGGGAAGAGCCAGACAAACCAAGUACCCCUCUAAUAGAAUCUCAGCUUAGAAAUGUACUGUUGGUAUUGCUCUUAUCAAGGUGAUAACCUUGAUUGCUAAACAUUGCAGGCAAGUGCCUAAUUGCAAGGCUGUAGUGUGACCUCUUCCUCGCUCGCUCCACCCUAGGAGCAGCAGUGUAAGAUUACAUACUGGAUGGGUAACUUAAAUAACCAUACUCUCUUAUGUGUAUUGAAACUUAAAAAGGCUUUUCCUUUCGAUGGAUCCAUCACACGGUGAAAUAUCCCGAGCCAUGCGGAAUCGUGGAAUUGAGAUCUACGUUCCUGGAGAGAGUGAUUCAUUGGAUCUUCACGAUGUGAAGCUGCUGCUUCAUGGAAUGGGCUUGUUUGGAAGCAGCAUAUGUGAUGAACUCGUGGCUGUGCAUACAGAAGUUAAGGAAAGCAUAGCAGGUGAGAUAAGCAUGCAUAAUAAACUUGGCAAGCACUAAAGAGAAUAACUUCUAUUUAGUGAUUGUGUUAGAGACCAUCUGAGAGAGAAUGAAUUGGGAAAUUUUGAUUAUGAUAUCAGAUUUAUAAUACGGAAGUUAACUCAGGUAGGUGGUUUGAAAAAGGGGGAAAGCAAAAAAAAAUGGUUAAAUUCCUAGGCAUUCUACAAAGGUGCUUGGUGGGUUGUAAUGUUAAUAUUUCCUUCUCAGGUUCCUCUUACACUCUAUCUGCUUUGAUUAAUGCUGCAACGCUGAUCGUGCAGCAGUUGCGCCGAGGAUUCGGUUUAGCAAAGAGCUUCUAUAAAGCGUGUUGGGACAUCUACGUCAGUUCACAACAGUCAGGAGACAAUCAAAAGGUAAGUCUUCCUCCGUUGGAAAUGUGCUCAUCAAGUGUUUGUGCUAGAGAGUCAACUUUUGCAAAAUCAGUGAGAGACAGUUCAAAGUCUGAGCAAUCAAGAAUUAGAGACCGUGUAUAUAUCUAUCUUUUCAAACUAACUGCUACAUUUUAAUUGUUUUCCAUGCCUGAGAAAAAUGUUACAGAAAGAAGACUACUGUUGUUGUUUUUCCCAGUUGAAGAACCUAAUCGCAACCCUUUGUCUCUCCUGAUAUACUAGCAUAUGCUGGACUUGAUAAUGAAGCAUGUUUCAGUCUUGGAAUCAGAGGAAACGAGGGGUGCUUCCCUCCUUGCCUUAGGAUUGUGGCCAGAUUCUGCAUCCAGUGCUUUGUUUGCAGCUGAAGAUUCUCUGCUUUCUAUGGUUCAUCACGAUGGCCAGGUCCUGGCUUACUGCCUGAACAGGCUGAAUCUGAGAAACAGCAGGUGAGCACAAGGUGUUGCUAUCCCUCUGGAAAUAUAAGAGUGAACUGUUCCAGGUUAAUUGGUGAGCAGCCUUUUGCCUGCCCCUCUAUGUAAAUAAGUGAGCAACGUUAGCAGUUACAUCUGCACUGGGCUACCAUAGUUAAGGCCGUUUUCCUGCCUCCACUCUCUUUGUUUACAAGGUAGCAAGCAGCUCACAUUCCCUAUACCUGCGAAGCUUAAGCUGCUUUCAAAUGUGGGGUUUAUUGUGUUGCUAUUUUGGUUAUAAUGCUAGCCCUGCUCUACUGGUUUCUAACAUUCCUUUCACACUGCAUUACCUGUUGCAUUAUGGAACCGUGGCUUUUUGAUGGAUAUACCACCAUGUCAUGCUAAAAGUCAUUCUCACCAGUGGGCGUGACGUGACGGGUGUCAUUGGGCAUUUCACCCCCCUCUAUAUGCAUACAUGCUUCAGUUCCCCCAUUGUUCACCCAUGAAAAUGUUGGGGGGAGGGGAACUGUAUGAUGGACUACCUACUCUCCUAGAUUUCAUCACAUGAAAAUGGCAGGGAAAUUACAGCUCAAAACUACUGAGAUAUUCCAGGUUAAUGGGGUGGUGCACAGUUGCUGUUGUUUUUCUGGAAGCAGUUAACAUGGAAAUGAGCAUUGAACUUCCAUUAGGUCCCACAGAUUUCCAGAUAUGUCUUACAUCAUGUGAAAGAUCACAUAAAAUGUGGGUGUUACCACAUUUUUUAAUAGUGCAUGUUGGGAAAAUGGAAUACUGUAAAGCGUCAAUUCUGGAUGUGGCAAUAGUUUGAAAGCAUGGUUUCAGUGUCCAGCUGGGAUUUUACUCAGAGUUAAGGCAGCACACCAUGGUUACUUCUAACAUGUUUAGAGGUUAAAUCUCCUCUAGGCCUUUGGAAAUUGUAUAGAUGGUUUGUUCUUUGCAUAGGUAUGAUCUUCUUAUAAUGACCUCUCGUUUCAGGACGCUGCCUCUCACUAUACAUGACUUUGAGAAAAUCCUGCACUCUCCUAAUCCAGAUUGCCUCAAAUUUGGUGCAGUGGAAGCUAGUGCCUCUUGGGCAGACGGCAUGGAGGUCCUUUCUGCAGCCGUUAAGUUAUUCAUAGAGAAAGCAACGAAUCAAGACUGGACGUUGAGAGUUGGGUGGCUUAAUCAGUUAAAAAAGAAUUUGCCACAAGUGCCUGGUAAGUGUUGACUCUUGCUGCUUAAGCAAGACUAAUCUGAAUGUUUGUGGUGGUGGAAGAGAAUCAUGCAGCACGAUCCUAUGCUUGAGUUUUGUAAGUAAAUGUAGAGAGAUGGAGGAAGUCAAAAGCACAGCGUCACCAGAAUAGUGUGUGCAAUAAGUGAGUGAAAGGAAAUAGUGUUUCAUGGCCAAAAAAAUAAAUAAAAAUUGAUUAGACUCUCAACCCCAAAACUGGAAUUUCUUGGCUCUAUGGCCUGCAGCUUCUUCUUGGCCUCUGAUAAUAAUAACCAUACCCAUCUGGCUGGGUUUCCCUAGCUCACAACUGAUUUCAUAUGUUGAUACCAAUUCAGCUUUAUCUUGAUUAAUUGACUGCAUUCUCCGCAGGGGUUGGCUUUCUUCUCACAGCUACCCCAUGAAUACCCCACUCAUUCAGGUUGCCAGACUUUCAGUGCGUCACCUGAUGUGUAAGGAGCUGCAGCUAAUAGGAAGUAGUGCCCCCCCAAAUAUAUGCACAGGAGCACUUGGUCCUUAAGCAUGGGUGGAAGGGGCUCUGGGAUUGGAUCGCAGCAGAAUCCUUUGGCAGUCCAGGUGUUUUGAUUCAUGGGACCCACCACGUUUAAUUGAAAUUACACUGUUCUGUUCGUUUCACUCGUUUUAUAAUUGUAAUGGCUCUAUCUGUUUUCAUCAUUGUGCUAUUGCUGCAACCUGCCCUGACGAUGAAGGGCGAGUAAGAAUUCUUACCAGCAUAUAAAUAAAAAUAAUAAGCUUAGAAAGGCAUGAAUUCACAGGUUGUAUUCUUUCUACAGAUUCAGUGUAUACUCAGCUGGAAGCCGGUGCGGCAUCUCUGAAUAAUUUUUACUUCAGUCCCCUCUCAGGUGCGAUCAGUAAUGUAAUAAAGUUGCUGCAACCAAAUAUGACCGGUAAGAUGUCUUCUUUCUCUCUCGGCUGCGAGUGUGUAUUCUCUUCCUGUGUUUUUGAUACAGUGAAGAUUGAUUUGCGAUAUUGAUGAGGUUAUGGGGAGUGAAACGUAGCUUGCAACAGAACUGAGUGGGCUGUGUUUUGUUUUGUUUUUUAAAAAAAACACCUUUCAUUGGACUUAGAAAAUGUUACUCUGCAUAAAAUAAGACACAGUAAAUUGCAUAUUGGAACCUGCCCCACGUUCGUUCCCAUUUAAACAAAUCUCUCCUUUACACAGUAAACAUGUGUUAGAUGUCUUGCAUCAUGUUCAUGCUGAUGCAUAUUGCUUGCUCUAUUUCUUGGAUUGAGGGAAUUGGAAAAUGUUUAUAAUGAAAACAAACGUGAGUUUUCCUUGUUGUUCAUCUAUCAAAACAGAUGAGCAUGUGAUUCCUAUGGAUCCCAGAUGGAACAUGCAGUGUUUGGAUAUCAUUAGCAAUUCAGUGGACUUUGAAGCAGAAGAACACUCGGAUCAACUGCUUAUGCUGCUGAAAUCACUUUCAAAUCGGUGAGUUCAGUCACACAUGUGCUAUUUCCGGGAUGGGGAAACCCUGUGGCCCUUCAGGUGUUUUUGGUCUCCCAACUCUCCCCAUAUGCUUCAGCCAUGGCCGAUGGCCAGGCAUGAUGGGUGUUGUAGUUCCAGCAACAUGUGGAGGACCAAUUGGUAUCCACCUUCGUUCUGUUAUUUUGAUUAGAAAAGUUAGUUUGCCAUUUCCACGUUCUAUAAUAAUGUCUUUCCCUUUUUAAGUUGGUCGAAAGUCUAUAUUUGUCACAGAUUCACCCCCUCCCCCAACUGCUAAAAAAAACCAACCAAUCAAUCCCUGGCUAUGUUUUCUUUUGGAAGGCAAGUUGUAAGGCAGCUUUCACUAACCUGGUGCCCUUAAGAAGUUUUGGACUACAGUUCCCAUCAGCCACAGCUAUGCUGUGCUGGGACUGAUAGGAGUUGUAGUCCAAAACAUCUUAAGGGCACCAGGUUGAUGAAGGCUGGUGUAAUGUACAAUCUAGAAAAAGUCGGGUACCCUUAUGCUCACUGAUAAUCCAAAAUCUAAGAGUACAGUUACAUCAGAGCCUUUAUUUCACAAGGAAACUCAUUUUUACAUAAAUCAUUCCGAAUAUUCAUGCAUCUUCUGCCUUUAACCACUGCCGUAGUCAGAAUUCUUUCCUCCUGUUUUGCUUGUCUAAUGCAGAUUAUAAAUUCUCUAUUCAGGAUCCAUUUCACAUUAGUAUUUUGUAGUGUCUAAUGCUUUCUCUGCAUUAUGUAUAUGUUAAAUAGUCCCAACAUGAUUCAAUUUGUGGGUUGUUAGCUUCCUCUUAACAAGAUUUUGAUUUACUAUUGACAUAACUUAAAUGAUAUUCGUGUGGGUUUGUUGUGUUGUGAUUACAGGGCAAUACUGUUUCUGGACCGUGAGAAAAAGAGCUAUGUUGAAAGGAGCCUGAUUAAUACCAAAAAGCCAAGAACUAGUGCUUUGAGGAUGUCACUGGAGUUCCAUAAAGGUAUCUAUUGUGUUUCCAUUUAAAAAUUACAUAAACGAAUCACUGGUGUUGUUUUUGUAGCACGGUGCUUGGAUACAGUUCUGCAUUUUAUUUUGGUUUAAUUUUCUGCAUUGUCUUUUGGUUUAAUUUUAUUCUUGAAAUGAAGAUCCCGGCAGCCACAGCUCACUGCCGCAUGCUAUUGUGGUGAACCUCGCAGGCUUUUUUGAACUUUGGGAUGCCUUCGUGCUGAACUGGGUGAAGUCUACUCAAGGGUCUGUGUCUGAUGAAAAAAUGUAUGAAGUAAGUAGACCAUGCAAAUGUCUGGGGUCACUCAUUGCUUGGACUUUAGGAGCUGUCCACUUGCUUUCCCUGUGUUACGGUCUCUGAUAUUUUUGUCAUACCAUUUUGUUUGAAAGUGGAAACCUGGAAAGAGGACAUGAAAUCCACCUGUCUUUUCCAGUUGCUUGGAGGAUCGGGCACAGUGGUUAGUCACAUUCAAGAGAUUCCUCUGACUUAGGAAUAAGAGCUUGUCUAAAACAGAUAAAUGUUUUGCCUAGUUUGAACUGUAGGGAAAUAGUGUGUCCCUGUAAAUAUAAGUACAUUCCAGAACAAAGCCAAGGAUCCAUGAAUGAUUGCAGAAAUGGAAAGCUGAUCAUCUUCAUGCCAAAGGAUAAGCUAAAUUGCAAGAACUGCAGUGCUCCAGCUUUCUGUUUUUCUGGUCUAAUUUAGGAUGUUAGAUCAGAGAAAUUUGUUUCCAGAAAGAUACUGUUUUCUGGAGCACAGCCUGGAUGGGUCAUGGAAGCUGCCUUAAGAGAUUCUCUGAGCAAGGACCACAGGGAGUCUACGUCAGGCUCAUAGCUCAGUGGGUGAAGUGCAAGAGGUUACCCUCCUGAUACACCGAAGGUUGGAAUGUGCAAUUUUUGUCUAGCAGCUUGUGUUAUCCUAGACUUGCACCUUUUCCAUCUCAGACGUAAAGUCUCAGGAAUGAAGGUGUCUUUCUGCUCAAACAAGGCCCUUUUAGAUUUAAAAUAUCUGUCAUUUCCUAAUGAUAAAAGAGCAAUGCUCUCCACCUGAAAAAGCAUUACUGUGUGCAUCAUGGAAUGGAAGACUCAUUUUUUUUCUGGCUUGCCUCUAGAUACUGCACUGUUUAUUGUGGCGUGACAGGUUUUGGACGAUAUCUGACAUGGUUGCUGUGGAUUCCUCUGGCUUAGCACUCCUGUCUCUUCACUGGCACUGGGUUGUGAAACAUUUAAUCAGCAGGACAACUAAGUUGCUGAGCACAUAUGAGCAGCAGAAGUAUGUUGUCUUUAGCUUGUACACCAAUGCAUUAAAUCUGAAGGCAGCCUUCUAUAGGGAAGCUUUUUAAGGUUUAAUGUUUUAUUAUGUUUCCUAUAUAUGUUGAAAUGGCUGGGAUUAGAAGGUAUAAAGUCCCUGCACAGAGGUAUUCUUAGUGUUCCCUGUAGGUAAUGAUGUCAAGAGGGCUAUGUACCAUCUAUAAUUCAGUUUUAUUAGCAAACCUGAGCUUAAACUAACCCCUUUCCAGCCCUAGGAGGAGUGUGGGGAGUGUUUGCGUGACACACCUACACACUGCAGCCGACACACUAAUGUGUCGUGACACACUGUUUGGAAAGCUCUGAACUGGGGAAAUGAGGUUUCAUAGGUUGCUGUAUAUCCAGGCUGCAUGCAUGGUUUGAUGACCAAUCUUACCUUUUCUCAGUUUUCUGUAUAAACAAUUAUUCCUUCUCUUAUUUUAAGGCUGCCCAAGGAUAUUCAGUCUGCCUCACAACAAAUCCAGGCUUGCCUAGCCAAUCCUGCUGGUGUUUCUGCUAGUGUUAAGAAGCUGCAGAAGUUUUGGGGAAGACCUCUUCCAUUCAAGGUGCAAUGUAUUUAUAUGUAACUGAGUACUGUUGACUUCUAUGGAGGUUUCUCUUUGGUAAUACGUUUUAGAAAAACUGUUGUAUUACACUGCUACCCUACCCAUCUAGAAUUAUUUAAGGAACUCGUGUCUCAGAGUUACAGAACUGCUUAUAGAUAUUUAAGAAGGUGAUCAAGUGAGUGUAUGGAUUUAGAAAUAUAAAUACUCUCCUUUCAAGAAAAGUUAGAUCAGACUUACUAAACACCCUACAGCGAGAGCUAUAAUUAAGUAUCAUCAUCAUCAUCAUCAUCAUCAUCAUCAUCAUUUAUUAUUUAUACCCCACCCAUCUGGCUGGGUUUCAAUCUUCGCAUUCGUGCCUGAAAACCCAGAGAGCUUACUGCCAUUCAGUGCACACAGUACUUGGGUAGAUGGACCAAUCAGCUGACUUGUUUUCUGUGUUCCUAGAUAGCAGUUCCUAGUACAGUAUAUCACUUUUGAAUAUACUUGCACAGCUAUACAAAUGCUCAGGCAGCAGAUUUUUUAGUAGCAUGCUUGUGCAGAAGCUGUGAGACCAAUGGGGCCUGGCUUAGGAAAUGAAGCAAACCGUUGAUCCUGCCUGUCCUGUCCUGCAGCGCUGCUUCUGUUAACCGGACGCAAAAGUACCCACUCUCUUAGACAGAGUACUGCAUACAUACCAAAGUGUGCACCCUUAGUGUGGGGCAUUCUCAUGCUUUGGACUUUGGCACAAUUGGCUAAACGGUUGACUGCUGCUUGCAUGCAUAUAAAUUAUAUGCACCCCUUCAGUCUUUACAGAAGAGGUCAGCAUAAGUGGUCUCUAUCAUGCGUUUUAGUAAAACAAAACAAAAUAGUGUUCAGUCUAUUGAGUUGGGAGUUGCCACUUUUAUUUUUAUUCAACUUAUUCAGGAUGUAGGAGUAGUGGAUGCGUCUGUUCAGUUGCGGAAAAUUUCCAAAGCGCUUAAUGUCCAGGAGCUGAGGCCCGCUAUUGGAGAUGGCGAAUGGCAGAAGGAGGUCUGUAUUCUGAAAAUGGCCGCCACAGAGUGGAAAAUCAAGACUGCAUUGCUCCAGGCUCAAGGCCUAGUUCUCAGAGCCAAUAAUUUGAAGGAUGUCAUUUCAGGUAAAUGAUUUAUUUGUGGUCAGGUGGAGCGAAGAACACCUCAUAAUGUUUGUACUACAGGUUACUUCAAAUAUGUAUUUUCAUGUUCAUAUAGUAAGCUUCCGUGUUUCCUGCAAAUGAACAUAAAAAUCCAGAUAAAAUUCAUAUUUCCAGGUUUGUAUUUUCCCCCCUGUUUUUGCCUUAAAUCUUAUUUUGGUACAAGAUUUUAGUUGCAGUCUAUUUCUGUUCUUUAUUUCUUUCAGAUGAGUUAUGGGCUCUGGUGAAUCUCCAGCAGUCAAAGCUGAGGGAAGGAGGUGUCUUGCUUGAGCCUCUCAAAGAAAAGCCUGCUGAAGGCAAACAGGUCGAUUCUAGUUUGAUAACUCAGCUCUGCAAUAAGGUGCAACUGUGGCCUGCAAUGGAGUAUCUAGCUGUGCUUUGGCAGUACAAGCUAACCACUGAUUGUAUAGCUGAGGCUUCUUUGCAAAGGUGAGGGCAAGUUUUCUGUGAUGGAGCAAAAGGUUUCUGGGAUUCAUGUAAGGUCGAUUAUCCAGCCUUUCCCUUCCUUAAGCUUUUGUAGUCUUUUUAUCUUGUGGUUUGCCAUGGCUCUGUCAGGUAGCAAAUUCAUGAACGCGCACUCUGAGCUAGAAUGUCUCAAGAUGUUUUUAAACCUCAAUUCUGCUGACAGAAAUGCAAGUAACUUUGAAUUGGGGAGAAUUUCAGAAUUUAUGUCUCAAAAGGAUUAUGAGACAUUCUGAACAUUUCUGAAUAGGACCAGGGUGAUUUUGAAUGUGGGACUUUCCUUUAAUUUCUAAUUGACGUGAUUGACGUGUUGCGUCUUUCCUCUUUCAGUAUUUUUGUACCUUGGUGUGUAUACAAACUGUCAAUGAAUACCCAUGCCUUUUCUUUUCUCAGGAAUGAUAGCAGUCAACAAUCAAGCCUAUGUUCAGAAAUAAGGCAAUUUAUUGCUUUCUGCCUUAAGUUUACACCAUCUACCUCACAACAGCUUCAAGGCCUUUAUUACUUGUUAGACUCUCAAAAGGUAAGAACAAGUGUUAAGUUCAGAAAACUCCCCUUCCCUUUUCAUUUUUCUUUUCUUUAUUCACAUUGCACUGUAUUCUCCAAUCCAGGACAGAGACCUGCAACAUACAAAACAAGGGAAAAUGUAAUAUGAUAUCAAAAGGGGCUGUAUUAUAGUGCUCUGCACAUUCUCAUUCUCAUUGUCAGUGUCAAACACCUGGGUACUUUUUAUCUCUAUUAUUAUUAUCAUAAGGGAUGCGGGUGGCGCUGUGGGUUAAACCACAGAGCGUAGGACCUGCCGAUCAGAAGGUCGGCAGUUCGAAUCCCCGCAAUGGCGUGAGCUCCUGUUGCUCGGUCCCUGCUCCUGCCAACUUAGCAGUUCAAAAGCACGUCAAAGUGCAAGGAGAUAAAUAGGUACCGCUCCGGCGGGAAGGUAAACAGCGUUUCCGUGUGCUGCUCUGGUUCGCCAGAAGCGGCUAGUCAUGCUGGCCACAUGACCCGGAAGCUGUACGCCGGCUCCCUCGGCCAAUAAAGCAAGAUGAGCGCCGCAACCCUAGAGUCGGCCAUGACUGGAUCUAAUGGUCAGGGGUCCCUUUACUUUUAUUAUUAUCAUCAUUAUUUUCUUCUUUGUCGUUCAGAUUUUGAGUAAUUUAUGUAAAGAAUUAAAAAAUCAAAUUGACAUAAAUUUAACUGUUACUUAAUAAAAGUAGCAGCUAGGUGGGGGUCAGGGGAGAAUGACAAACUAACUUCCUGGCAUUCAAACAGAAGUCCUUGAUUGACUUCCCGUAUUUAUUUUUGGAUAAACUGUGUGUUUAGCGAGAACUAAACAACGGGAAAAUUGAAAGUAGGUAAGAUGGCUCUAAAAAGCAUCCACUGUGGAUUAAGGAGCCAACAUUUCUCCUCUCUUGCCCCCUUACUUUGUUUCCUUAACCUUGCUACCUGGUGAGCAUCUCUGGUUUCAGUUGUCCAGUGUGCUGGAAACCAUCUUCAAGAAUCAGCUAGCAUUUUGUGGUUGCUUGCAAAUUUUUAGGAGUGGGAAAGUUCUUUCCUUUUGCUUGAUUCAUUGUUAAACUCUUUGUACUGCUAUAAGUUUUUAUGGCACUCUUUCUCCCUUCCCCCCAUGCUAUUUGCUUGCUCCUAUGUAGGCUGCAUCACUUUUGGUGUACUAUUCCCAGUGCAUCUGGAUCAGUUUCCUCUAUUCACUCCCAUUUAUUGCUUGUCCAGAGAAUGCUGCAGUAAGCCCUUAACUAUAACUAGUUGAACAAUGUGGCGGUGGUGGUGUUUUCUGUCUUAAGUUCUCUCUUAGGGCCAAGGGAGAACCUUACUUUCAUAUCUGAUGCAGGAAAUGCUUCCUGUCCUUAAUAACAAAGCUAAGGAAAAUUCUAGCUGAUGUGGUUGGCCCCUGAAAAGUAAAACUUGUGCACACUUCCAUUAGAACGCUUAAAAAGCGGAGGCAAACAUUGAGAGUCUCUUUAAGUCUUCUUCACUUUCAUCUUGCGCUUUUAGGUCUCUGCAGAAGAAAUUUCUCUCGUGUGGUCAGAACUAGUGAAUGCUGCUUUAGUAGCGUUCUGGAGCAGUGUCGUUACUACAAAUCCAGAGCGCUGGUUGACUUGGCAGCCGCUGUCUGUGAAAGAGAAGAAGAUGCCCAAAUCUCUCAUGGACUGUUCUGUUCAGGUUUGUGUGAGGAAACUUGCAUUUUUUAAAGGGUUAGGGUAAGACUCUAUUGUCAGGGCAGGAACUUAUUAUACGAUAAACUAUUCUACAGAAUAGUGUAGGACCUUCAACAAAAUGAUGCACUGCCAAGUGCUCCUGAUCACAAUUCCAGCCAGCCAUGCUUUCUUUUAGGUUACUCCAUUCUGUCACCUCAUUUAAUUUUUUCCUCUCCUAAUUGUGAGUCCUCUCUGCCCACUGAGCAUGCUCAGUCUUCACUCAGUUUUCCCUGUUACAAUUUUUUCUGGAGAUCUUUUUUGGGGUGGGGUGGGGUGGAGUGUACUUCUGCACAUAUCGAGUUUCCUACAAACUUUCUAAUAGUUCCUUCUUGUGAAUGAAUGGUGCCAUUUUGAUGUCACAUAGAGAAUGGGUUCACUAUUCAUUCAGAGGAUUGAAAGUAUUCACUCCCAUUGCUUGGAGUGUGAAUUAGCUACUAGAACUGAUCCCAAGGAAGGCUCUGCUAUUUAUAGCUUAUGCGGGUUUAAAAUACAGCAUUAAUAUAAAAUAAAGCGUUAAUGCUCCUAAAGUGCUUUUGAGCUGCCUGUUAAGCAGGAGAUGUUUGUGACAAGCUGCAAUCUGGAUAAUUCUUCCAUGCAACUGAUGCUAAAUUCAGGGGAACUUGGAUUUGCUUUUUAAACAAAGCUUGAAAAGGAGCCUGACAACUUGAACAAAAAACUAAACCCAUUUUCUACGCCCUGUCCAAAAAUCCAGCUGGACAUUUCAUAUUUGAACGACUUGUGCAAAAUUAGCAAAGUUCCUGUCAGUAUGUUCACUUUUGUUUGCAUUUUUCUGUAGUGGUCAAUGAAAGUCAUUGAUUGGAGACAGUGCAGGAGAUAAAGGAACACAGUUGAGAUGAGACUAGAUUCACUUCUCCCUAUCAAAUAUUUUGAUUAUCAGAAUGCCGGGGGUGGGAUGACAGGUUUUUCUCCCACCGUAGAGGACAGGUAGACAAAUAGCAUAAACCCUGCAUUAGAAGAUGGGGAAGUGUCUUUUAAAUAAACUUAAUUAGGAAAUAUAUUUAGCAAAAUUACAGAUUUUGGGAUUAUUUUAUUGCUGAAGGUAGGGAUUAGUUUAAUGCUUAUGCACGGUAUUUUAAAUACGGGUGGGAUGUUGGUUUGGAAAUCCUGUUUUGCAUCCACCCAAUCUGGUGCACCACUUAAAUUUCAGUGACUUUCAGUGGGUUCCAAUGUUCCAAUGAUGAUGUUGUUUUUUGGUAACAUGUUCCCCAAAAUGUUCUGACAUUUCCAAGUCUGUGACCUGCCCUUUUUAAAAAUAAAAUAUAAAAUGUGGAAACCUUUAUCAAUGCUAUAAAUAUAUGUUUUGAUCUUUAUUAAUUUAGGGUGUGGGUAUUUUGAGUCGAGCAGUUUUCUCCAAGUGCCUCUCUGAAAUUCUAACUAGCAGCAGCAAGUGGAGCCAGUGGGAUGUGACCGGCCUUCCUGUCCUGUCCGCCUCCAACGUCACACUGGGAGAGCGGCUGGAGAGAGCACAGCAGCUUCAGGAAGUCAGCACAGUUCUGUGGACCAACUUGCCCUUUUCUUCCAUGGCUGAAUUUAGGUACUGCAUUAAGAAACAAAGCCAGGGGGUCAGGAGAGAUAGAUGCUUUGUACCCUUGGUUAACAGCUGGUCGUAAAAGAGAAGCACACCUGAGGAUGUGGUGGGCAGGUGGCUGGACUCCCCACCCUACUGUAGAGAUAGUUCUCUUGUCUCUAUGUUGGCAGCAGAGGCCUAGGUGAUACCUAUCCAGUAGCCUGAUUAAGCUCUAGGGACUUUCCAGUUGCAGAUCUCUUCUUCAUCCUUAUUUGGAACAUCUCUUUCUUCUUUCAGGUUUACAGAUUCCAGGUUCCAAGGUGUCAUGUUGCAUAGGCAACUCGUAGUUCUUAAAGGCCUGGUUCCGGCAGAACAGCAGGAGGAAUAUCUCCGGAACUGCAAUAAGGUUUCCUCCAAGAGCCCAGCGGCGUUUCAGUACAUUUGCAAAGUGCUCAGGGAUGCUGCUGCCCGGGAAAUAUUGCCUGAGCAUAUCGUCUGCAUCUGGCUGACUUGCUUGCAGCAGUUCUUUGGGCAUGAAGGGGGGCUGCAGAACUUGCCCGAAACGGCUCGGCGAGGCAGUCUCUGGGUCAACCUAGGUCUCCUGCAGAUCCAGCUGUGGCUUCCACAGACUCAGUAUGAUCCAGCGGUGAAAAGAGAAUACAAGCUCAAGUACGCAGAGGAAGAGGUGAGGGCUUGGGUUCCCUUGCCUUGUGGCUAAUGGGAUUUUUAGGCUACACCUACACCGACAUUUCAAAUCUUCAGACGACUGCUAAACUAUACCAAACCACAUGAACAAAUGUAGUAAGAUUGCAUUGGAAAUUUGCUGUCGUAUGAGACAAAACAACCCAAUAUUCAGAUAACACGGUGCAUAACUACAAGUACUAGGGCGGGUGCAAGAUCUUAUUCAUUUUUCAAAACAGAAAAUGAGUGUGCAUAGUCACGUAAAACCCUACAAGAUGAAUAAAGAUAUACACAAAUAUGCAGAUAGAGCACAGGUGAGGAAUCUGUGCCCUUCUGUGUAUUGCUAGAGAUCAUCUCCCUAGACAAUGAUGGUCACUAGUCACGGGUAUUCAGAGGUAACGGGGGUGGUGGUGGUGUAUCCAACAAAAUCAUCCCAUUUGUGCAAGGACUUCCCCUUCCCUUUCCCUUCCCCUCCCUCUCCCUAUACCCCUUCCCAAUCUUCUCCAGAGGGUUUUGGGAAUGCCAAGAACAGGUUUGGGUGUGUGGGGAGGGGGCCAAAUUCAUUUAUGCAAGCAUAAGUCCUUGCCCAAACAUGACAGCAUUGGAGACAGCCCACUGUUUCUAGACUUUGAGGUUCCAUUUACCUAUCAUGACGUAAUAGCCUUGCUGUAGACUUAGAUCAUACAGAAGGAUCUGUAAAUUCUCAGUACACAAGAAUAGCUCCACCCAAUUGGAGUGGUGGCAGAGCUUUAUCUUGAAUAAAACUUGCGUGGUUUUUUGUUUUUUGCCUGACGCCUUCAGCUGCACCAUCUAGAAUGUGAAUGGAAGACACACAAUCUGUCAACUCAGUUACGCACAGGGAAAGAUCUGGAAGAUGAAGCCAUCAGCCAUCACAGUCACCCUCACAUUAGGUAAAGCUUCCCUGUGGCUUUGGAAUAUUGUAAUGUUUACCUCCUGUUCCCAAAUUUGAAAGGGUAAUUGUAAAUGGUCACAGUAGUCCAGUGGGCUGUGGGUUCAAAUCCCUACUUGUACCAGAGCCUUGGGUAGUUGCACUUAACUACAGGAUUCUUGUUUUCUUGACUCUCAGUUUGCUGUUUGGGUGAUGAAUGAUUUGAGGCGGAGGUGGGUGGAUUGCAAGAACAGGUGUGUGGCUCUUGCCAUUUGGUGCCCAUCCAUCUGGACACAAUUUAAAAAGCUUGCUUUCAUCCAGUUUACCUAGACCUGUACAGAGUUGCCUGAGUUCCUCGUGGCAAAGAAAAGUGAAGCUAUAGAAAUAGUCAGGGUGGCACAUAGAUUUCAUCAUGGCAGCAAAAUAAUUUGUUCUGCUCUUGAAGUUGGCUUUCAUCUAAUAAUUGUUGGAUGACCCUGACCUUUGACCUUUUGCAACUUACCCUCUCUCAGGAUGUUAUGCCAAAGAAUCCAGAAGCUGAAGGACCAGAUUGCCAGCCUCAGCCAAAAGCAAGCCUGUAGACCACAGGCUCCUUCGUAUGAGUCAUUGUACAAGGAAGUUCAUCAGUACGUCAGCAGCAUUGCCCAGACUUCAAAAGUCCAGGACCUUGUGACCCGCCUGCUGCAGUUACUCCAUUUGGAUAAGUCUCAGUCUCUCCAGAUGGUGCAAAACGUCCUCAGUGAAGAGGCAGCCUGGCAGCAGUCGCACCACCAGUUCAGGAAACGGUUGGCAGAGGACUAUGCCGCCUUCCCUGAUGCAGUCGUCCCACUGCAAGCUGCCAUUUUGCAGAUGCAGCAUGGCCUAAGGCUUGUGGCUUCUGAAGUCCAUAGGACGAUGUUCAGCAGUUUUGUCUGCCCAGCCAAGCUUGGCACUCUGGUUGCCUCUCUGCUGUCGUUUCCUUCCGUCAGCGCCACUUUCCCCUGUUACCUUUCCCAUGCGGAUGCCUUGUGCUCUGUGAACGCUCUGGACGUCCUUCAUGGCCUUAAGAGGCUAUCUCUGAAAUACUCCUCUGAGGCUGCUGAUGGGGAGCAGAGGGUAUGCCUCACCCAGGAGCAGCUGCUGGUGAAUGCUUUGUUGUUUCUCCAUUGCCACGUGCUGUCCAAGGGAGAACUGGACCACAAAUCUCUGCAGCUAUUUAGGCAUUUGUGCCAGGUAUGGUGGUGCUAUUUAAGCAGCUACAUUUUUUGAGCCUCUACCUUCAUUCUCUCCUUAUUGCUCUGGCCGGGGGGGGGGGGGGGCAGGGGACAUCUUUGGAAACUUAACUUAAAAUGUUACGUAGACGCAUUUGUCAAAUGAAAGCAGGCCACUCUAGGAACUGUUGCUCUCUAUAUAUUUUUAAUUUGCUUCGGCCCAGAAAUAACUCCCACAAGUAGAAAUACGCUUCUGCUUGUGCAAGGCGGCACUGCAAAGUUCUGGUUUCUGUGUCCUCCUGCAACCCUGGUUCCUCACAGUGCCAUUCCAGAAGUUCCUUUGAACCUCACAAGCAGCUAUUCUGAGAGCCAUAGGGAGGGAAAGAGCCAAGAAAAAACCUCAUUGUGUGGUUGGAGUUUUGCUUUGUUUAUCUCUGAUAAAAUGCAGCAGGUUGGAUCUCAGUUGUUUAUAGACUGCUUUUCUGGUUGCACAAAGCGUUUCAAAACUGAUAAAAAUAAAUAUAUCAAGAAAACCUGGUAAUAAGACUAAAUGGCUGCAGAAACUUCUGCCAAAAACCAUCUGUGAAAGAUAAAUCUUGACACCCUUGGGAGAGAGAAAGGUGACUGGCCUAAUGCUCACUGGAAAGAGGGGUCACAGCUUUAGAGCAGCCAGUAUAAAAGCAAGCCUACAGGCUCAAGCUCUGGGCUUUUUUUCUUGCCACAAAAAUGGAGCAGAAAACAAAGCCUGUUUGACUAGGCUUCAACAUACUAGUGUCCUCACGCCACCAUAUGUUUACUGCGUGACACAUGUGGAAUUUAUAUGCACAAGUCUCUUAUGGGUUUCUCAAGAUGAGCGGGCUUUUGUUUGUUUGCAUUCUAUUUCUUAGGUAAUUAUAAAUGAAUGGGAUGAACAAGAGCGCCAGGCCCAGGAAGAGGAGGAACAGAAGAAUAGUCUUUACAGAUACAGAACCAAGAGCCACGGUAGUGGUCUCAGUGAAGAGGAGGAGGAAGAGAGAGAGUUCAGGAGGAAAUUCCCUCUGCAUGAGAAGGUAAACAACUUCUGCUUUAAUCAGAAAUUGCAUACGGAACUUUAUUUUGUUUGUGCAGCAGUUUACAUAAUCAGAAAGAAAUACUGAAGUAUCAAUAGUGUGGCAGCUGGGAACUGGAUGAAAUGGGAUAGGGGCAGAACCUGAAAAUGUUUUUAAUUUCACUGGAAGACAGUAUGUCCAGUAGCCUAACUUCCAGAAUCCUAAGUUCACAUUUCCGCUUUGUGUUCAAUGAGCCAUUGUGACGUUAUUUGUUCUUGUUGGGAGAAUACACAGUGUAAAGACUGAAAAAGCUCUCUGCACAUCCGAGGAAAGUGUUUAUAGAGCUUUGAAUGGUAAAUGGGGGGGGGGGGACUGUGUUAUGAAACAGAGCCAGGGAAAUAAGCCUUCAGUUACCAAAUUGAGUCCUGCUUGCUUUUGGUUGUAGUGCUGUUGCUUGUGUUUUCUUUUUUUGAAAACAGUAAAAAUAUUAGUGUAGGAGUCAGGAUAAUAGAACAAAGAGGCUUGGAAAGAGGAAUAAAAUAUAUUAUGUUGCAAAUAAUUAUAAAAUAUACAAUUAUCGUACAAGCAUUUUUUUUACUAACACCAUAAAGAAGAUUCCUAAUAGAAUACAGAGCAGAUAAUACAGCUGCAGUGCUAUGGCAAAAUGUACAGUUUAGUUCCUCUGUUGCCACAGAGAGGUGGCCACUUUUUUGCUUCCUACCUGGAUAUGUGUGGAGCCCAGUUGUGCUUCAGAUGCCCACUGAAGCAGGAUCUUUAGUAAAGCCUGGUUCACUAGACAACCUGAGGGUGUCAUGUGGUACUUACCAGCCUGCCUUGUUCCAUGCAAGUGUGUCCUUUGAAAUUGGUGAGCUUUGCUGCUGAUCUUAAAAUACAGUGCUGCAAGUUGUCACUAAAUACACCUUUCAAUACAAUUUGCAGGAUUUUGAAGAUAUUACAGCAGAGGCAAGCCUUGAGGGGAAAAUGGAAAUGAAUGACGGUUUAGAAAAGGAAACAGUUUGUGGAAAAGCCCUUCUUUCUCAUCACUCAAUGAAAACAGUCAUGACGAUUCAUCAGCAGCUGUGCCUUUACUUUGCUCGGUCCUUGUGGUAUCAGCAAAGCCUGUCCUCCCAUCAGGCGAAGCAUCAUUUGAAUACAUUCCUUUCCUGUUACCAGACUGGUGCUUCGCUGGUAGCUCACUUCUAUCCUUUGAUUGGUAAGGAUUUUUUGUUUGUGCUUUCAAGUAUGCUGUGCUUCAGUGGACAGAGAAUCCCCAUCCUUUUGAGGGAGCCAUAGAAUCCCCCCUCCAAUAUGUUGCACAAGUGUGUGUGGCACCUUCCUAUCUCUUACAUAAGCUAAAGUGCUCCCUGCAGCAUACCCAGCACUGCCCUGCCAUCUGAACACGGCAGGGUGAAGCCAUUAAUAAUGGGCAAGCUGCCUUCUUGUUAAGGAACCUCAGAUAAGCUUCCAUGGAACCAUCAUUCAAAGGCCGCAGCUGUGAUUUAAAAAUCCUGUGUGUCUACCGCUAAUGGUUGUUGAAGUAUGUACAGUUGUACCUUGGUUUUUGAAAAGCUUAGUUCUCGAACGCUUUGGCUCCUGAAUGAUCAAAACCCAGAAGUGAGUGUUCCGGUUUUUGAACAUUCUUUCGGAAACUGAACUUCUGACAGGGCUUCUGUGGCUUCCAAUUGGAAGAAGCCGUGCCUUGGUUUUCAAACGUUUUGGAAGUCAAACGGACUUCCGGAACAGAUUCCAUUUGACUUCCGAGGUACGACUGUAUCUCUAAAAAAUAAGUAGACAGAAUAAACUGAAAUGUUUAGCCUUGGCUACAUCUGAGGAGCUACGUUCUCUAAAACAGUCCCAUUGCAGUUGCACCUACCACUUCACGACUUCCUUGUUGUUUGUAUUCAGAAACCCGUUUUCCCACUCACGUUUGAUAUACUUAGCUUGAGCCUUAAAAGGCCAACGUGGCUUAAAUGAGUGGUCUCUCAUUUCCCUGCUUAAAUAAUGAGCGUAAUUCAGUUUGGGUUAGGGUUAGUUGUAUGUGUAGAAUACUACUGAAUGCAGUUGGGUUGGGGAGAUUUUAUUGCGAUGGGUAAAUGGAAUCUCCAACUUUCAAAUAGCAUGAUGUGUUUCCACUGAGGGAAAGUAGCGUGUUUGGUUCUGCUCGUUAUUCAAGAAUCUAAAUGACACUAAAAACAUAGUAAUAAAGCAAAACAAAGCCUUGUAUAAUUGAACUUGGACAGCCUCUAGGGUGUGGGUGGUCAUUUAUUGAAACUGUCCCUGUGAUCUUGUUGAUUUGCUAUGCAGAGGGUAUUGGUAGAAAGGCAUUCUAGGUUAUUCUUCCUAGAAUUAAACAUUCCGGUCUUAAGUGCCUCAGAAGUAGAUACUCACAGAGGCUUUUGGAGUGAGCUUUCACUAUAUAUAGUGAUGGGCUGUGCAAAACAAUUGCUCUAAGACCCAACACAUUUGUCUCUGAGCUUAUCCUUUACUGUUUUAAUCAAUGUGCUGUUUAAAAAGAUACGGAAAACUUUAUUGCCUUAAUGACUUUGUUUCUCUUCUUGCCCCCUGGAUGGCCAAAUCAUAGGUUCUGAAAUGAACGAUAAUCUCCAUGGCAGCCAACUUCUAGCUAGCACAAUACUGCACAAUACACUUUUUGAACAGGGGGCUUCAGAACUAGUCCUGCAAAACGAAGGGCCGUAUGACUUUUAUCACCAUCCUAAUAUUCAGCAAGUGCAACAGUGUCAACAUGUUCUUGAAAACUUCACAAAAGAGGUGAAAGCACUAUUGCAAGAAUGGCCGGACCACCCUGCGCUCGUCCAGGUAAGAGUCUAGACUUUCAAGAACUGAAACAGUAGCUAAAAUAACCAGAGUUCAAUUUAUAUUUGCUUUGACCUAGGAUUCCUUACACGUUAAGGCUUUGCAUGGAUAGCACCUUCCACAGAGACAAGCAUACUGCUAGUCCCCUAAAUUUGUUAGUAUGUUCAGCUAUAUGAGACAGACAAACAACCAGUUAUAUCUGCUGUUAGCAGAAGAGAUGAGAUCUUGCAAUGCAAUAUGAAGUUAAAAGUUCUGUUCCUUUGUGUUGUUUAGUUUUAAGCUUUAAAAAGCAACUGCCAGAAGCACUAAUUGUCUUUCAUUUUGCAGCUUUUGGUUGUACUGGACAGAAUCCGUAGUUUUCCACUCUCCAGUCCCCUUUCGAAGUUCCUGAAUGGCUUGGAAAUUCUGCUGGCCAAGUCCCAGGUAAGAAAUCAGGAGGCAAGUGGUUGUGUGUGUAUAGCCAGAGAAGGUGAGAAAACAAAUUUCUGUAAUACACCUGAUUUUUAGUAGUAUAAGAAACACCAAAUUUACUAAUAAAGGAAACUUAUUUGUUGAAUGAAGGUGAUUGCAUUUUUAAAUUUAAAGGUGUAGAUAAUGGGCAAGCAAAUCAACUUUUUAUAUCAACGUUGAAAUGUAUAAUUUCAGUUUUUGUCUGAAAGGCAUCUUUUCCUUUUCUAGGAUUGGGAGGAGAAUGCUAGUCGAGCUGUCUCUCUUAGGAAACAUCUGGAUUUGGUCACUCAGCUGAUCAUCCAGUGGCGUAAACUGGAACUGAAGUAUGUACUGUCAGUUCCCUUUGUGCUGAGUAUUUUCAAGUGUAAAUGACGGGGGGGGGGGGGGGACAAACCAGAUCAGGGGUUUGCCCACAGCAUCUGGAGCAAGCUCAGAAAUUGAAGGGAGAGAUGUGGAGUUUCAUUCGUCUACACAGCUUCUUGCUACGUUCCAGCAUGUCUUCUAUUUCCUACCCUCUAGAUCCCUGUGGGGUUUUUUUUUUGGGGGGGGGGGGUUGUAUUUUUCUUCAAUCCUUAGCCAAAGAAGAAUCCCUGUUCUUUCAAAUAUAGAUAACCUAGCAGCUUAUGCAAAAUAAAUGUGCUACAUUCACUUCUUUAAAAAUCUGAUUAUUUACUAAUGCAGAUGUUUUUAAGUUUUCAUAUUUCAGAACUGAUGUUAGUGCAGAGCAAAAAUAACAGCCUUACCUGUACUGUAAAAAUAGUUGUCGUAAAAAUUGGGCUGCUUUCUAAGAAACGUGUACCCAUCGAUCUAAAAGCAAGCAUGGGUGGGCUCUGAGAUUUAAUGUUCAUUAAUAGGUCUUUCUUUUUCCACUUGCAUUGUCAGCUGUUGGUCUGUUAGUCUGGACAACACAAGGAAACAUCACACAGAAAAGUCAAUGAAACACUGGUUUUCAAUCUAUCAGAUGAUUGAGAAAUAUAGGCAAGAACAGACACAGAAGAAAACUGAAGGUAACUAUUGAUAACAGAGUGGUAAAAGAAAUGCAAGCUGUUAAUAGAAGUGCAUACACUCAAGGAUACACAUUUCUAUAAACUGAUAAAAAUACAAAUGGUAUAUGAUCUAUAUCUGCAUUUGCAAUUCUCUAUUACAUGCCCAAUAGCGAAGUUUAAAGCUUCUUUCAAUAUGUAGCAUAUUGGAGAAAUCAAGUAUUCUUCCAUCUUGAUUCUCAAGCAACUUAACAGGCAAAGCUUGUAACUGCCUAUAUUAUUGAAAUGUUGAGCAGUCCAACUGUGUAUUGCUGUUCACAAGAGCUGUGAAAAACCACAUUAGCCCACAACGCUGCUGACUUCAGAAACCAUGGCUCUGUAAACAGGGCACACAAAUCUUGGCUUGUUUUAAAUCAGAUUGACGUCCCAAGUGGGCAACUCUAGCUGAAAACAACCCAGUAUAGACCAAGCACCUGUUAUCAGUGCCAAAAAAACAUCUUUUAUGAAGUAGGCAAGAUCACAUCUGAGCAGGACGUACGCCUUUAUUGUCUGUCUGGUGGACUCUAUACAACCUUUUCCUUUAAUGUGAAGUGAACUGUUAGUAAAGAUACUAUUGAAUUAGAUGAAUAAUAUGAUGUGUUUAUGGUGUUGUCUUUUCUCCUCUUAUUGAACUGGUUCCCUUUAACCACUGUUAAGGCAGGAGAGGGAAGUUUCCUCCAGAGACAGAAGGGCUUGGAGGAGGGAGCAAUUAUUCCUGCAUCUGGAUUACAGUUCCUUAACUGUAGGUAAAAGGCAGCCUGCAUUGCAUUGUGCACUAAGGCUUGUUUCUAGGGAGGCAGAGCCUGCCCUCUGUCUGUGUCAGAGUUAGUUCCUUCUGAAAGGGCCAUAAUGGAUGUUGUUUAAUGUCAAAAAUGAAUUUACAUGCCAUCUUGUCCUCCUCCCCCCCCCUUUCUUCCCUACAAUCCCAACUUCAUGAAAUGGACAGAUGUGAAUUUAAAAGCACUGCUCGGCACACUGCAGGCUUUCAUAGAAGGGUCAACAUUGGGGGAGUUUGACACACGGCUUCAGAUGCUGCUGGAAUUCCACUGCCACGUCUUGCUGAUGCCACAGGUGGAAGGAAAUGGUAGGUGAAAUGGGCCAAAGCCAGACGCCAGACUUGUGGGGUGUACUUUAGCUCCACCAGGUAGCGCUGGGUGGUGAACGCAUGCACACACAGAAUUAAAGAGAGCAGGGUGGCUCUGAGCAUGUGCUCAGCUUUCCUUGAUCUCAGCUGCCUGCUUUGGGAGCAGGAGAGCUUGCUGCUGUUGCUGUUGUUAAACAGUUUGCCAAGGGUUUCUGUCUCCAGCCAGUCUACUGUGGAUCAGCUGGAGAUCUACCAGCAGAUCCAGAUCUGCCUUCUGCCUACCUUUGAGCUUAUGUUUCUUUUCUUUAUUGCACGCAGUUGAAUUAUUAUUCCUAACAUUUAAUAGAGCUCAGCUAAAUUUUCCAGUUAUUAUUAUUUUACAUCGAAAGUUUUCUCCGAAAGAUACUGGCAAAAUUGCAGUGUGGUGUAUUCAACCCAGUUCUCCCCUGUAGCUUGCCAAAAGACAAAGUAGAUUAUUCUAUGCAAAGCACUGAAUGGAAGAUUAAAACUUUUUCCACACCUCUUUGCUUGUCUUCCCCUUGCAAAAUUGCCUGAAGGAAUCUCUUGAUUGGAAGGGGGCAUUGAACAGAUUUUCAUUAUUAAUUUAUUAAUUUUUUUACCCUGACCUUCCUCCUAAAGGAACCUAGGGAAGCAAACAACAAGGCAGCAAUACAGUAGAAUUAAAAAAAUAAACAACUUCUUGAAACUUUUACAGAUUUAAUAAAAGAGAGAUGCUGUUUCAGUCAGAACUACUAUGUCCUUUAAGAUCCCUAAAUCCUCAGGUGCGGACGAAGAUUCAUUUUUGUAUGAAACCCAUUCUCUCUUUUUCAGACAUGCUGUGCAAUGUAUUAUGGAAUCUCUACAAUUAUUAUAAGCAGUUUUCAGAAUGUGUCCAAACCAGGCUGACUGAACUUCGGCAUCCGAUAGAAAAAGAAUUGAAGGUGAGAACAAGAUUUCUUGGUGUAAUAGUAUUCUCUGGUUGUUGGAAGUAAAGCUAGUUCAAAUAAAUAGCUAGGUCCUACCCUGCUUUUUAAGUACAUCUCUUCAAACCAGAAGCACAUGUCCUCUCAGCAAUUCUUCAUUCUGUUUAAAAUAAACAUCAUAGUUUAUUGAAUUGAAUAUUUUUCAGGAAUUUGUAAAAAUCUCUAAGUGGAAUGAUGUCAGCUUUUGGGCUAUAAAACAGUCUGUGGAGAAGACACAUAGGUAAGUAUGAAAUUUUGAUGAGAUAUUGGGCAUUUGGGCAUCAGGAGGAUUAUAUCAGUUAUCGGCCCAGAGACGGGGGGCUUGAAACAUGUCCUCUGGGGACUGCUCUCCUCUUUCCUCUCCUCUUACUUUUUUCCUUAAACACCACUCUGAGAAUGGUUAAGGGGAGGGUAAAUGCAAAUAAGUCAGUAGUGGGAGAACGAAAUUAUACACCUGAGUCAUUGUCCCAAGAUUCUGUUCACUAUGAGAUUGCAGAGCCAGUCAUUGACAGUAUGAAUCUUAGCUACCAAUAUAGAGUUAAAUUUUGCUUGGGUUAAAGUAUCUGUCUGACUGGCCUGCAUGUGUCUAAUAUGCAAUAUUGGUAUCCGGAUCCUCUUCUUUUGACACUCCCAUACCAUAGUGGUGACUGAGGAUAUACUGCUUUGCCAUAACUGCAUUGGAUACCUUAAUAUGCAUACACUCAAAGUGGAUUUUUAACUUUUUAAGUCCCCUUUAACCAUGUUGUCGUGGAGCUUGAGUGCUCACCCAUAUUGAUGGUCCUUGUUUUCAUCCCUGUCUUUUCCUGGGUUUUAGGACACUUUUCAAGUUUAUGAAGAAAUUUGAAGCUGCUCUCAAUGAACCCUGCCGUUCUGCCUUGGUGGAAACAGCAAAAGAAGAGCAACUUGCUUCUUUGCAGGAAGCAGAGACAUUGGGCAACCAAGAAACUAAAAUUCAGAGCCUGAACAGCAUAUUAAGAAAAAAACUGACUGCUAGGUCCCAUUCUGCUCAGGUACCUGGAGUUUUCAUUUGCGUUCAGAUGGAAUGGUAGGCAUUCUUAACCUGAGUGCUGGAUUCCCUUGCUGCGUAUUGGAACACUCUUAGUUGUAACCGUGAUAUGACAAAAUGUUUGAAAUGAUAACAGCGAAACAGGAACGUAAACUUUGUUCUCAGUGCUGUCCUAGUGUUUCAUUGAGAGGUGACCAAAUGUGUGUUUUUCCCUGAUGGACACAGGAGCCAAUCCCAGAGGGGUUACAUCACACCCUACUAGGCUAGACAGGAAAACUCUUUUGCAAAUCGGUAGGCUGUAUCCUCCCCUAACUUUUUCAAGUUUAUUUUGCUUACCGAGACUAGCAGAAGUCCUUUCUCCUCCGUCCUGUGCUUUGACUUUCCCCCUACCUCCGAGCUUGCACUUCUUUUUUUCUCCCUCUCUUCAGGGCAGCCCAAGAUUACAAAAUAGAGGCAGCCUUCUUACAGAGGGUUCUGCAGACUGCUUUCUUCUCUGGUCAUUGGGUGCUUUCUGAGAAGGAUCUUUUUCUGAUGAGUGGGAGGACCACGCCCUGCAUGCAUUCUUAGGCUGCUGAUGGCUGCGUUGCCUCUCUCUGCCUUAUUCAUCUGUCUGUUAUCUGCAUAACUGGAAAGGCGACAAAAGUCCUGGUUGCUAUUUUUUUAUUUUUUUUUAUACUUAUCAGUUAGGACUCCAAGGCUUCCAGGGACAUCCUUUCAAGCUUCUCUGUGAAAUGGAAACUAGAGAAGCUCUUGGAAGGGGGUGUGGCUGCAUUCAAGUUUGCAAUAGAAUUUUCCUGUCUAGGCUAGUAGGAUGCGACAUAACCCUCUGUGGCUGACUUCUGUCAUCUCACAGUAAGUACCCAUUGACCCAGUAAUAUGGCUGUUAUUACAGGCCAAGGUAUGUGUAAGCCAGUAUUUCCUUCGUCAGUAGUGACCAGCCAGACGCCUUGGGAAGCUGACCAAAGGGCCCAAUGGCUACCCUCCGUUAGGUUUGAAGUCCCAUUCUUCACUCUCUAGGCUAGUUGGUACUGAUAGGUCCCAUAAGUCUUACCAGAAGCACAAGGAUUUCAGUCACCUGGACUUUUGCCUGUUGUGAACGUUUCCCCCGCAGGCUGCUCACUUAGAGGAUAUCCAGGGAGACAUUUUUCACCCAGAGUCCCUUCAGGGCCGCUUACCCAAACUUACGAAGCGGAUGGAGAAGAUCUGUACAUCUCUAGUGAAGAACAACUCGUUCUUGGAUCUGGUGGAGAGCCUUGACAAUUUCACAGGUAAAACUUUUAUUACAGCGUAACAUUCAACAGGAAGGUAAUUUGUUUUUCUUAAGAAUUGAUGGGUUUGAGUAGACGUGCUGAAAUUAAUAGAUUGACAGAUUGCUUUCUGCUGCGCUCCUCCUUUUUACAGGUGACGUAAUUUCCUCUUCCCAUGAGCUGCAGCAUAUGUCUGUAAAUCCAGCUGCAGACAAGGAAAAGCAGAAGUCCGAGGCCAAACAUUUACUCGUGCAGAAGCAGAGGGCCCUAACAGAGCUCUUUAAAAACCUGGCUAAUACAGGUAAGAGGAGCUGGAACUACUACUCUUUGGAGACAACAAACAAAAAAUAAGCAGUAGUAACCCCCACUCCCACCCCUCAAACUAGCAAAAUGCCAUGUGAGUGUGUUUGGCACUGCCCAUGAUUUACCUCCAUAGGCACAUGUAUAGUGUACCAAAUGAUAAUAGCUGGGAGGUAGGUAGUACAAUUGGGUUAGAAUGAAUACUAAUUGGAAAUGUGGAAUGAAUUUUUACUGUAUUGCUCUACACACACACACACACACACACACACUCUAAUGCACAGCUUUGUAGCCAUGCACACAGAAAGGAUAGGGUCCAGAACCUUUUCAUUGUUUAUUUAUUGCAUUUAUAUCCCACCUUUCUAUCCAAGGAGCUCAAGGUGGCAUACAUGGUCCCCCACCCUCUUCAUUUAAUACUCAGAAGAACCCUGUGGGGUAGGUCAGGCUGAGAGGCAGUGCCUGGCCCAAGGUCCCCUGGUGAGCUUUGUGGCCCAGGGGGAUCUGAAUCCUGGUCUCCACACUGGCUCUGAAAGCAAUUUCUGCUGGUUAGUUAUAGCCGCUUGUUUUCUUUGCUCCUUUCAACCACUAAAGCUAAAUUCUCAGAAGCAUCUAUAUCAGCCAUCAUCACUUAGGUGUUGGAGAGGAAAAGGCAUGACUGAAUGGACUCACUAAAAAGAACUUCCAUGUUGUUUAUUUCAAGUCUCAAAAAGAAAAAUUGAAGUUAGAUGUAUUUUAAAUAUCUUCCCAGGGUUGUCAUAUCGCAAAGGCCUUGCUUGGUCUCGUUCAAAAACUUCCCAGGACCUGCUUUUCCUUCACCCGUUGGAUUUGAGCAGUGCAUUAGCCCUGGUUAACUGCACACAGAAACUGGACGCAACGUAUGUAUUUUCUGUUUCCGCAGCUACAGUUUUGACCUCCAAAAGUAUCUAAUUGGGGUUUUUCAAUCCAAUAUUACCGUUACCUCGUCUGUUUGUUGGUAUGCCACUUUUCCACAGAAAUUGUGCCCGAAGUAGCUCACAGCAUAACAGAUGCACAAUAUUUGUUAUGCACCUAUUAGAAACCUUUAUAAAUAAUCAGAAUUAAUAAGGAUGAAAAAAUCAAUGCACAUAACAUUUCACAACAAUGCAAAUAAAUUAGGUUAUCCUAAAAACCUAAAGAAAUAGAAAAGUAACUGUUGUGUGGGAGACUUGAACCAUUUAGCCCUGUUAAGAGUUGUGGCUUCCCUCUUGUUAGUAGUGGGAAGAAAGCCGCCAUUUGUGCCAGUGGCUGCUUUCUUCCCCUUGCAAACAGCAGACAUCGAGGGAAACCCAAUUCUGAUCAGGACCAUGGGGUGGAGGACAAAUACAUCACUCCAUCUUUGAGCCCUCCCUCCCACCAGCUGCAAAGGAAAAUCAGCUCUGCAAAGGUGACAAAUGGUGAAUCUAGUUUGGCCCUUGGUUCGUUCGGUUUUCAUUUUAAGGAGCGACUUGCAAAUUGUGUAACGUGAUAUUUUCUGGAACCAGCAGAACAAAAACAUCCGGAUAUUGCCUUAAGUAAAAACGCAUUACAGCGUCGGGAGUAUCGGUUACCAAACUGAUACCUUAAGCAGGCAAUGUAAAGCCGGUUAAGACUGCCUAAAAGCAUGGGUAAGCUGAACUGAUGCACGUUUUGUGUUUGUGUGGUCGUAGAAAGACUUUGAAAUUGCUUAUUUAUUUAUUUUUGUCUCGGAUGAACAAAAGUCUUACGCUUUCCAGGUUGCUCUCUGAGAUCUCUUCGUCCUGGGAUGGAUGCCAGAAAUACUUCUAUCAGUCUCUCGCACGCCACUGUGGGCUUCAGACAGCGUUAUUGGCACCUUCAAAGGUAAACAGUAGCUUCAGUACUAGAGAUUUAUUUCAAAUCUUCUCCUUUUAAAAGCUUUGAGUAGGCAAGACAGGAUCAUUCAUCAUCUAAACAUUUGGCUUUUUAUUCCGAAUCAACAUAGUUUUUUUCUCAGGCAUGUUUAUACCUGCCUACAUUGUAGUUGUUGAGCAGAUAAAUAGAGGUAAACUACCAGUAAAUCUACCGAGACUUGUCACUUAUGUAUCAUAUUUCUUAUCAAAUGUACCCAAUUACAAACCUUGGCAAAUUCAGAAAUCCUUCGCAAGUCACUAAAUUGUAGGAUUGAGUCAGGUUCACUUUCCAGUUUCCAAUACACUUUCCAGUACAGUGAUACCUUGGUUUUUUAAUGUCUCUGUUGACGAACAUUUUGGUUUUCGAACGCCAUAAACCUGGAAGUAAAUGCUUUGGUUUUCAUACACGUCUUGGAAGUCGAACAUGCCACGCGGCUUCCGCUGAGUGCAAGAUCCUGAGACCUUGCUGUUGGCGAUGAGUUUUCAGUUUUUGAACGUUUCAGAAGUCUUCCGGAGUGGAUUACAUUCGAAAAACGAGGUACCACUGUAUACCUUGGAGAAAGUGGAGGUGACAUUAAUGUAAAAUAAAAAUGGUAGCAUAUAAACUAGCUGAUCAGAGAACAAGCAUUUCACCUAGCUAAGCAUUUACUGACAGCUCUAGUCCUCAUAGCAUAAAAAGGACACAUCCUACUAACAGAUGAAUUGCUGCUGCUGCUGCUGCUAUCGUUAUCUAUUAAAUUUGUAUACCGCCCUUCACAGGGUGGUUCACAACAUAAAAAUACAUUGCGUGACAGCACAACAUAAACACCAGUUAUGAGUAAAAUGCCUAGGUGCUAAGUAGCAUCUUAAUGUGGCUAAAGGUUGAUAGGGAUGGUGCUGGGCAUAUCUCUCCAGGGAGAGCAUUCCACAGCUGGAAUGUUGUGGGGAUCCUGCUUUCCUCCCUGAUUUAGCACUUUCAGUCCUGAUCAUCCACAGCUCUUACUCUCAUUAAAGUUGCUACGAUAGGAAUUUGUUUUCAAAGCACGUUUGUGCUAUUUUGAUCUUUUUAUGCAUAGGCUUUCAAAUCUUGUUUUCUGGGUAUGUUACUUGCCUGAAAAUUAUCCGAAGGCUGUAAUCCUGUGCACGUUUACCUGGGCAUAAGCACCUUUGAAUAUAGCGGGAGUUAGUUUUGAGUGAACAAGCAUAAUAUUAGAUGGGGCUGCACAGUAGUUUGUAUGCGUUCCAUGCAUCUUUCAUUGUCAAGGCAUAGGCAGAGUUCCAUGGAUUUGCCUAGUAGCAGUUGGGUGGGGGGCCACAUUAUUAUGGCAACCAUUACACAGGAGUGAAAAGUGCUACCUUGUCACACUGCAGGAAAUUGGACUGGGCACCGUUGAGCGAUGCAAAGGAUUCACAGCACACCUUAUGAAGAUGCUUGUCAAGCAGAGGAGCUCCCUCACUGCCUUGACUGAGCAGUGGAUUAUCCUGAGGUAUUUGGACUUUUGUUUUCUGCGCACUUCUUUAGCUCAUUUGAGAAAGGAAAGCAUUCUGACUCAAAAAAGAGAGAGGCAGACUGUAUACUGCAAUAAUAGUGCAAAAUGUAAACCCUCAGUACAUUUUUAUGCAUGUUCUCUAUCCUCUGUUCAUACAAGCAAGAGGCAUUGCCAGAUAAAUAAAUAAACUUUCCGCAAAAGCUGCAGCAUUUGGAAAUUGCCGUGAUCCACUAUAUACUGACUGAGGUGUACCGAUAGUAUUAUUAUAAGCAGAUCUCUUAACCUUGUGAAUCUCCUACAGGAACCUUCUGAGCUGUGUGCAGGAGAUUGAUGCCCGGUUAAACCCUGCCUGUGAAUAUGAAGUGGCGUUUCCUCCUCAAGACGGUGUUCAACAGUGGACCGAUAGACUGCAAUACCUUUCAAUGCAGUGUGUGGUGGUCCUGGAGCAGCUGUCCUGGCUUAUGGAGUGCUGUCCAAAAGGCCAGUCCUUGAAUGCUUCCAGGGCAGAGACUGAAGCAACUGAACUGAAUUCCCCUUGUGUUCUGAAGUCCAUGCCUGGUUUUAACCCCCCAGAGCUACAAUAUUCCACUCCCAUAGCUGCAGAUCAGCUGCCCGCUGGAUGCAAGAUGCGAAAGCAUGACCCGUUGUUUCAGAAGCUGAUUUCAGACGUGAAAGAGAUGCUGCUGGAGGUUAAGGCAGUAAAAUCGGAUGUGGACAGAAUCAGACAACUGUCUUGUGAGACACUCUUCCAUUCCUGGUAAGUAAAGUACUACGGGGAGAAAACAGUUUCACUCCUGCAGCCUUCAUUUACCCUAAUCUGUAGGACUGUGAAUUUAUUGACAGCAUUGUUCAAAAUGGGGCCUGCAGUCAGCCCCCACUAUAUCCCAAAUACAUGAUUGGCGCUGCAGAAGUUGGUGGCCCAACCAUGGAGGCACUAAACAGUCCUCUACACUACAGAUGCUGUAUCGAAGCUUAAGUGCCUUGGGGGAGAGUUAUGCCUUCACUUUUGGAGGAAGUGCACAGAGGAAGCUUAGCACUCUUUGACUGGGUGAUACGCAUUUCAGAGGACAUAAUCAAAAACAUUAACUGUGCUUCAGCAUUCUAUAUGAACUAGGCCACUGUGAGUUGAUAAAUUCUAGUAAUUUUCAGAGAGCUGUGUGUCUAUAAACUGGUAUUCCUAAACAAAUAAUAAACUUCAUUGGACUAAAUAAUUCUUGGAAACCCAGACAACUGUUAGGCCAGUUAGGGACUCUUCUCACCUACCAUCGUAAUGUUUAUGUCUUAUUUCUGUAUUUGUUCCAGUGGUUAUCUUAUUAUUAUUAUUAUUUGAAUUUAUAUACCCAGAGGUUUCAGGGCGGUUCACAGAAUAAAAUCAAAAUAUAAAACCUCAAAAUAAAAGCAACAAUCCAAUAAACUCCAUUUGUAUUUUAAUAUAAUUUGAAUUAACUGAAAUGCUCAAUAAGUAACACUAAUAAUAAUAAUAAUUAUAAUAAUUAUUAUUAUUUAUACCCCAGCCACUCUGGGCAACUUCCAACAAAAUAUAAAAAUACAAUAGUCUAUUAAACAUUAAAAGCUUCCCUAAACAGGGCUGCCUUCCGAUGUCUUCUAAAAGUCUGUUAGUUGUUUUUCUCUUUGACAUCUGGUGGGAGGGCAUUCCACAGGGUGGGUGCCACUACCGAGAAAGCCCUCUGUCUGGUUCCAUGUAACUUGGCUUCUCACAGCGAGGAAACCGCCAGAAGGCCCUCGGCGCUGGACCUCAGUGUCCAGGCAGAACGAUGGGGAUGGAAACGCUCCCUCAGGUAUACUGGACCGAGGCCGUUCAGGGCUUUAAAGGUCAGCACCAACACUUUGAAUUGUACUCGGAAACAUACUGGGAGCCAGUGUAGGUCUUUCAGGACUGGUGUUAUAUGGUCUUGGCAGCCAUGCCCAGUCCCCAGUCUAGCUGCCGCAUUCUGGAUUAGUUGUAGUUUCCGAGUCACCUUCAACGGUAGCCCCACAUAGAGCGCAUUUGCAGUAGUCCAAGCGGGAGAUAACUAGAGCAUGCACUACUCUGGCAAGACAGUCUGUGGGCAGAUAGGGUCUCAGCCUGCGUACCAGAUGGAACUGGUAGACAGCUGCCCUGGACACAGAUUUGACCUGUGCCUCCAUGGACAGCUGUGAGUCCAAAAUGACUCCCAGGCUGCGCACCUGGUCUUUCAGGGGCACAGUUACCCCAUUCAGGACCAGGGAGUCUUCCACACCCGCCCGCCUCCUGUCCCCCAAGAACAGUACUUCUGUCUUGUCAGGAUUCAACCUCAAUCUGUUAGCUGCCAUCCAUCCUCCAACUUGCGUAAGACUUGUACAGAAUCAAAAAAAACAAAGCUUAUUAUAUUGUAAACACUAUACAGUAGAUUAAAUCUGCAACUUCCAGUAAAGUGCUUGGUUUAAACAGUGUAGUGCCUCUUUGUAUCAUAGAACAUUUUUUAAAGGUGGGGGUACAGGCUAAAGAAACUGAAGGAAAUCUGCAGGGCUACCUUAUGCAAGCUGAAUAUCCUUUUCCAUUCAUGUAAGACAACUUCUAAACCUUCUGGUAAAACCAUAGAUGUUAUGUUUUUAGUAUCACAAUUGAGUCUUAGCUUGUUUUUCUGAUUACCAGUAAGUCCAACAGAAGCGAUGUUUUGUGUUAACCCCAGACCCACUCUUUCUCAAAAGCAAAUGUGCAAGCUAAAAGGUGGCUCGUUAAAGUGAGCUGUGAUUGCUUUUGUCUUACAGGAAAAGCUUUGAAGUGUGCUCUUCAGGAAUAGAAUGUUUGCUGAAGGUUUCAACCCAACUGCAAGAUAUAGAGUCUUUCUUUGUCCUACCUGAGAUGGAAGCCAAUCAAUUUUCAACACGGAUGGCAUUAAUCAGAAGUCUUGUGUACAUCCAAGGAGAAAUUAAUAGAAGUGUGGAUGACUUUGCCAUUUGGAAGACACAGCUCUUCAGUUCAAUUUCACACUGCAAUGGUAAAUACAUGUUCCUUUUAAUCUUUCAACCAGUAAAGCAGUUGAUUUAAGUAUUAUUCUGUUAUCACCUUUGAAUAUUUGCAUCUGUGACUAAGAGCAGUAAAAUUAGAUCACAAUUUUGUUAGGAUCCUAAGCAUGCUUACUGAGAACCAAAUCUUGCAGAGUUCAAAGAGGCAUGUAAGUGUGCAGAGAGUAUUGAAGCAUUCACAAUAAUGUUCAACGUUUUGUUUAAUAUAGGAUGUCAAAAUCCUAGCAGCUGUACUUUGGUGGGAGUUGGCGUUUUGUUUAUUUCUUGCUAGUUGUUGUUGGAUACUUCCUGGGACCUCUGUUCCUAGUAUCUGAUGCUACAAAGCUUGUUUUCUCAUUAAAAGUUGGACAUUUGUUUUCAUGCCACUGCAUGUCUUUAGCUGAGUCUUGUUAAUGCAUUAUGAAAUGAGCUGGAAUAAGUAUAGCAGUGGCAACAUUGCAAGGGGAUUAAGGAUUCAUUGAUUUGACCUGACUUGACUUGGGGAAAAUCCUAGCAGCAGCACUGCCUGAAAAUUCAGUCUCAUUUCUGGGCCAAGGGCUGGUGAGAGGCUAAGAGGCAAUAUUAUUUGCACUAUCUUCCACUUGCACGGCAGAUGUCAGACUUUUGUUCUGUGAGAUAACUGCGGCAAAGCAUAUAUACCUCUUGGAGUAAUGGAGUAUAUCAAAUUUUAAAUUAGGCGGGGAACUGGGAAUUCUCCAGGUUUUAACAAUGGGGAGACACUAGUUUUAUAAAGCCCAACCAUCAUAUCAAAUCUUAAUAGUUAGUCUUAUUUCAGGUUUUUGAGCAUUAUGUCUUUCUUGUUAAAGUUUCAUUUGUUAUUGUGGCUUAGAACUGCAAUUUGUUUGUGUCCUAUCAUUUGUUUAUUCCAUAAAAUUUAUUAUGCACCACUUGAUUGCAAAAACAAAACAAAACCCUCAAAGUGGUUGCUGCUUUCGAAAUCGGAUGUUUUCCCCACUAACAUUUCUACUGUAUUUCCAAAGGGAACCAAAAGUCAGAUGAUGGAUUUGUCGAACUCUACUCAGAACAAGUAGAGCUUGCAAUCCAAGCUAUCCUGGGUGCAAUUCAGUGUUUGGUAGAAAGGAAAAAGGUAAAAGAAGACGACACCUCACAGAAGGAGGAUGGUGAGUCUUAACUUUUGUCCUUUUCUCUGAAGCACUCUUUAUACUUUCAGAAAUAUUGUGUGUGUGUGUGUGUGUGUGUGUGUGUAACUGAACACAACAUAUAUCCUGGCAAAUUAGGUCUUUGUUUCAGGGGCAGAGGUGGAUGUUCUAAAUAUGAUUGCCACGGUGAAAUUGUGAAAUUUGUACUUGCUGUAGCCGCUGCUUCCUGAAUGCACCCCCCCCCCCCCCGCAAGAGACUUGUGGAAUUCAGAGGAUUCUUGAAUGCUCUGAUAUAUUUUAUUAAUCUGUUAUUUAUUGAAUUUAUAUAUUUUUUUUAAUUAAUAUUUAUUAAAGUUUCAGAAAGAAUAAAAUCACAUUAAUAAACAAGAAAAUUUUAACAAAAACAAAGAAAAAUACACCAUACAAAGUACAAAGUACAAAAUAGAAAAAAGUAAAAAAAAGAAAAAACAGUUAAAAAUAGUUCCGUCCUUUCAUAACCUCUUUUAGAUUUACUUGUUUCCUAUUUAUUGCAUUUAUAUCCCACCUUUGCUCCAUGGAGCUCAAGGUGGCACACAUGGUUCUCCUCCUUCUCAUUAUUAUCCUCACAUCAGCCUUGUGAGGUAAGUUGGGCUGAAAGACUGUGGCAAACCCAUGGUCACCCAGUAACUCUAGCCACUACACCACACUGGAGGGUGGAGAGAACUGGCAAUAGUGCCAAGGCCCCUUGUCUGUGAAGGGCAAUCAGUACAGUUCUCUUGGGCAUCUGGUUCCUCCUGGAUCCUGCAACAUGCCGUGGUGCUCUAGGGCAGGAGUGGGGAACCUUAGGCAUGGGGAUCAAAUGUGCACCUCCAGGCCUCUCUGUUUAGCCCACACCACAACCCCUUCCCAGCCACACACCCUUUCCCCAGGCCCUCACCAGUCUUGCUUCAUACUUUCCUUUAAUUUUUUUGCCUGGCUUGAAUAUGCCCUUGAACUCUGAUAAGGCCUUUUUGUUGCCUGGAUGAAAGAUGGAAGUGUGUGUAGAAACUAGCCUACUAUACAAAGGCAACAUUUUCACUGGGUAAAAACGUUUACCCAAACCUUUUCUGAUUAAGGAUGAAUUGAGUCUUCAGUCCUUUCCCUUUUCCCUUUUCUUACUCAAGGGGAAGAAUCCUUGGUUGACAGGCUCAAGGCAGGGCAUUUAACUAAACUCUUGGAUGAAGACAUCUGUGCAGAUGUGAAUUCUCUGCACGUGCAGAAAAUCAUUUCGGUUAUUUCAGAACUCCUGGAGCGACUAAAAUCCUAUGGCGAGGAUUACACUGAAUACAAGUGCAAGGUAAAAUUCAUCUGUCAAAAUGUCCAUGCUAUUCAUUGAGGCUUGGUCCAGCUGGAGGAGGCUUUGAACGUGAAUUUCUAGACUUUCUGUAAAAGGCAAAAUAGCAGAGGGAAAUUGUAAGGUCACUUAGAAACUUCUCGUUUUGUCUUGGUGGGGGCGGGGAAGACCCUAUAUUUUUAAUGAACAUUGGAUUUAUUUUGUGUCCACAGCUUUUCAAUCAAUCCUGCCACUUACUGGUGCGUCUAAUGCCAAUACUUUACAAAUAUUCCAAUAUCAUCCUUUUCUACCUCACUGUUACCUUGGCUACACAUAGGAGCACUGGGAAAUUGCUCUCUGUUCUAGCUAACAUAUUUACAGAACUGGCCCGGAAGGUAAGAAAUUCUAGUUUACCCUCUCAGUGGAUUUGGGAAAGGGGAUAGAAUUCUGAGAUAUCUGGAGUUGUGAAUAAAGCUUGUUUAAAGAAAGCCACAGCAGAAGCAAGAUGUUCGUCAGUGUGUUGAAUGAGCUCCUUAUCUUUGGCUCCAUAGUACUUUAUUUGUGUGCAUGUAUAUAGAUAGAUAGAUGGAUAGAUAGAUAGAUAGAUAGAUAGAUAGAUAGAUACAAGUCUGUGUAUAAUCUGUCCUUUGGAAGCUUAAUUGUUUUGAUGAGUGCUAAAAUCUGUCCAAAAUGUUUCAACUUAUUAUUAUUGUUAUUAUUAUUAUUAUUAGGGGUUUUGUUUACCAAAAGAGCUAAUGGAAGAUGCAGGAGGAGAAGGAGGAACAGAAUUCCAUGAUUACGAAGGAGGUGGCAUUGGAGAAGGGGAAGGCAAAAAGGAUGUGAGUGACAAGAUAGAAAGCGAAGAUCAGGUACGUGCCAAGUGGGAUUUGAGGCAGUGGCUCCAGAGUAGCCAUGAAUAUGUUCAUAAAUAAGUUAAAGCACGUUCUUAACGAUAGGAAGCCAAUGUAAAUUUCACCAGUGCAAGUUAACCCAUUCCACACCCUGUUCAGGAGUGGCUGGGAGGGGCUACUGUUGGCUGUGUUGGCAGGCAAUUAUGGGCUUGAGUUUUGAGGAUUAAGCCCUAGGUCACAUGACCUAGCUGAACAGACUUUGGAAUAGCUAUAAGUCUCCUUGUCCUGCCCCACCACUCCCCUGGAAUGCCCCUUUUCAGGACUUAGGCUGGUUUAAGAUUGUCUGGCUGAGUAGGGGUUAGGGAAUUGCACUGACAUGGUUACAGAUUAGCUGAAAGUUAGCUAAGAAAGCCCCAAGUUCCUCCGAAUUCAGAAUUUCUCAUCCCAACGGACCUUGGGGGUUGGACUCUGCUGUUAUUUUCAUAUAGUUUAAUAGGUUUCAUAGUAACUUUCAUUGUCUCCCCCCCCCCCCCGCCAUCUGCCGCUUACUCCUAAAGAAGAAGAAAAAUGCCUUGGAUUCUUAAAGCAGUUCUGUCCUCCUGCUGGGGUUGAGCAGUUAGAUUUUAUUCAGUAAUAAAACUGUGUUGCUGAGAUAAUGGUGGGGAUGAAACUAAUGCUUCAUUAAAAGCUGGAAUAAUCUUUGGUUAAAUAUCCCAGGUAGAAGAUACUUACCAGAAGGGUCAAGAAAAGGAGGAUGAAGACCCAGAAUCCAAACCAGGUAUUGAAGGAGAGGACAAUGCAAUUGAAAUGUCAGAUGAUUUUGAAGGCAAAACCUAUGACGGGGAGCAAGAAAACCAAGGUAUGUGGCUUGUACUUUGACAAUUGUAGGUUUCGCUUGUCUGUCCUGUUAUAUGCCAAUACAGGUGGGAACGCUAAACAUUUUCUUUGCAGGCUUUUUGUGCAAACAUUGACAUGCAAUGGAAGUACUUGCUCAGAAUUAACGUUAAGUGUGAUUCCAACAGCUUGAUGUCCUUCUGUGGCAAAAUCUGGCAGAGUUCAGUAUUUGUGAAAAUGGUUCUGCUGCUGCUCUCUCAUUAAAUUAAUCCUUGUGUGGCUUGCGUGGUUAGGAGCUCUUCCUGAUUAAUGACAAUAAUUGGAGCGGGAAGCCUCUAUAACUUUUAAAUUAGGAAAACCCUUAAUUGUAACAUUUCUAAAUGCAGCAGAAGUCCAGCUAUAUCAUAUCUGUGUGUAGUGUGUUAUUCUAAGUGGGAUAGAACAAUUGGGCGAGCAAAUGGGGGAAUCUUACCAAAAACUUUUCAUGACAUUACUGUUAAUUUCAAACUGUGACAGACCCUUGGAGAAAUCUGAAUAAGAAUAUACAGUAAUAUACAUUCUGUUCAAAUGUUCAUAAUUCUUAUUUCUUAUAAACUUUUCCCUUGUUUCGCCAAAUGUGUUGAAACAAUUUCAGGAGAGACACUUCUUGUACAGUAAGCCCUCAACUUACGCAGGGGUUACAUUCUGGGGAUUGCAUCUAAACCCAAAAUCACAUAUAGUCAAAACGCAUUGGGUUCAAUGGCGGGUGGGAUUGCCAGAGUCUCUUUUCCUGGAUACCCACCCCCUUUCCGCCCACUUUUUACUUAAAAUAAUAAUUAUUGCCAGGUGAGUGAAGCUGAAUGUGAGCAAGUUAAAUGCACGUAAGUUGCAGGCUUACUGUACUCAUGUAGGUGUCCUCUGUUUGAUGCAGUGUGGCUGAAUGGUUUUAGGCUGUCACCCUAGUCCAGUCCCUGCCAGCAGAACGUGUGCAUUGCUAACCUGUGAUGUCACCAUGCUUGUGGUGUUCAUCUUGAAAGUUUGUGAAAGGCCGUGUGUCCCUUAUGCACUGAGUUCUAGUACCUUAUAAGGAGGAUGAUGCAAAACGAGCUGUGUUGCCUUAUACAGAAGAAGACGACAAAUCUGACGAAGAGUUAGACAAACAGAUGGGAAAUCUCGGAGAGGCUGAAGCUGACAAAUUGGAUGAGAGGCUUUGGGGAGAUGACAACGAUGAUGAGGAAGAUGAUGAGAGUGAUAACGAGGAUGAUAAUAUAACAGAAACGGGACCAGGAAUGGAUGAGGUGAAAACAUAAAUAAAAGUGUGCUCCAAGGAGGAAGUUUUGUACAACUUUUUAAUUGCAUGGUACAGUAUAUGAAAUACAAUACAGAGAUUAGUGUCUCAAUUUUUUGUGAGACUCUCUUUUUAGAAUGGGAUUAUUGAGAAGCCUUGCUUGGAUUUCAUAAAAUCAGCAAGGAGUAAACUAGCCUGCUGUCUAUCUUUUUUUGAAGAUGCCUCUCUCCAUAUGGAACUUGCCACCCACAGAGAGUGGCUGAGGAGGCAGUGCUUCAAAAUCGUCCACUCCUCAAGGUGUAAAUAUCAACAGGGGCUACCAAAUCCAGAGCCUUUUAUGUUGCAUCCCUAGUUUUAGGCAUCUGCUUUCCUAUGAAAGGAAAUAGCGACCUUAGGGGUUGUUGGUUUUUAAUCGGAUAUCCAUCCAUAGAGUGACAAGGAACAGAUUAAACGCCUACUCAAUCUUCAUAAUACACAAUUCCUGUAAAACAACUGUUGUCUAAUAUAUUUUGGGAUCCAAAAUGUGCAACCAUGUUUCCUCAAGUAGACUGGUAGCUAGGAUGUUGCCCUUCAGAUGUCAUUGGACUCGGAACUCCCAUCAGCCCCAACCAAUGUAGCCAAUGGUCACGAAUGAUGGAAGUUGCAGCCCAGCUAUAUCUGGAGGGCCCCACAUUGACUAUCCCUGACUUAGAGAAAACGCACAAGGUUAUACAUGCAUAACGUUAUGCAGGUAAUUUAAACAGCUGCGUGCACCUGUCUGAGAACCCUGCUAUGAUUAAGCUUCCAGGCAAAUGUACACAGUCAUGUGUUUAUCAUCCACCCUUUGCAUGUUUGCUGUGGGAAAUGCCCUGGGCUUACACACACAAAAAGCUGUUAGUGUGCCGCUGCCUUUAGUGUAAUAAGUAGAGUGUUUUGAUAAAGUAGCCAUUUGUCUCAAAACGUGUUGAAUGUUCCCUGUGGCUUGACUGUAACAGACCCAACAGAAUUGUAUAUACACCAAUGGUAGCAGGAUGUACAAUGAAAUGGCUCCAUGGCUGUUUUCCUUGAACAACUUAGGGCGAUUCAGAACUUGUGGCAAAAGAUGACAACACGGACGUUGACAACAAAAAUGAUAACAAAUCUCCCAAAGACGAAGAAGAAGAGAAUCAACCAGAUGGUGGUGAACCCAAAGAGAAAGUCCAUGAGCAAAUAGAUGAGGUAAUGAGAGCAAGUUUGCUGCAGAAAGCUACGUUUAUAUAACUACCGUUUAUUUUAACUGAACUUGAGCAACAUGCGUUUCCAAAGGAUUUUUAUGUAUUGCUAUUUCCAAGAAUAACACCUGCUCCUUCUUAAAUAGUUUGUGGUCCCAUUGUCUUUGUGGCUUUCAUUCUUUUAAAGCCCUAAAUGGCCUCAGCCCAGUAUACCUGAAGGAGUGUCUCCACCCCCAUUGUUCAACCCAGACACUGAGGUCCAGUGCCGAGGGCCUUCUGGCGGUUCCCUCACUGCAAGAAGUGAAGUUACAGGGAACCAGACAGAGGGCCUUCUCAGUAGUGGCGCCCGCCCUGCAGAACACCCUCCCAUCAGAUGUAAAAAAACAACAACUACUAUCUGAUAUUUAGAAGGGAACUCUGUUUAGGGAAGUUUUUAAUGACUGAUGUUUUAAUGUAUUUUUAAUCUUUUGUUGGAAGCCGCUCAGAGUGGCUGGGGAAACCUGGCUAGAUGGGUGGGGUAUAAAUAAUAAAUUAUUAUUAAUUAAUUAAUUAACUGGUGCGUAUUUAAGGUCCCUAAACCUAAUCUGCGGGUUACCACCUGAUUGGAUUUUAUUCUGAUCCUGAUCUGAUUUUAGGAUGUAUUUUAAUUGAUUGCCUGAUUUUAUGUUAAUGUUAACAUUUGAUGUUAGCCACUCUGAGCCCGGUUUUGGCUGGGGAGGGUGGGGUAUAAAUAAAUAAUAUUAUUCUAGGAAACUAGGCCUCUUUAAUGAAGUUUGGCAUCCUUUCUGUUGGGGCUUCAUCUAAAGAUAACUUCAAGAGUUACUUUACUGUGGCUCUCAACAGGUUCCCCCCCUGCCCCCCCCCCAACUUCCUGCCUCCAUUCCUUGUAUGAUGUGUCACUUCUUUCUGUUUAACAGCGUGAAUAUGAUGAGAAUGAGGUAGACCCUUAUCAUGGAAAUCAAGAGAAACAGCCUGAAGCUGAGGCAUUGGAUCUUCCUCAGGACCUGAACCUAGAGAACGGAGAGAAAGAUGACGAGGACAAGGAAGAAGAAGGAGGUAUGGCUCACAAGGUGUUCCUUUAUCAGCAGAUAUAAAGAAAAGAAAAUAUUAUGUAGUUGUGGUGCCUCUUGAGUGUCUAGCUAUAAUUGGGGACUGGGUGGAGGUACAGAGCCUUAAUCUGAUUCCAGACAAGGGUCGUCCCUGUUGUUUGGGGAAAAUAAGGAUUGAUGUCAUAAUUUUGAUCAUUCGUGCUUAUAACCAUUGGAAGUUUGUGAAUUAAUUGCUGCAUCUGAUUGUGUUUGCAUUGAUGAAGGAAUUCAGCCAGUUCCAUGUAGUAGGGAGGUUGUUGCCUUUUCCACACAGGGACAUAGACCAAGGAGCAGUGGGCUAAUUCUGGUUUCAUGGGGCAUAUCUGCCAUUUUUCUCUGUGUUUGUAUGUGUUCUUCAUAUUUUAGGGUGUUCAGUACCACAAAUGUUGAUACGUGUAUAUAACAAAUGUUUCGCCUAUUUCAAGUAAGUAGUGUAUUGUUUGCGUGAUUGAUACCAUAUAGAGAGUUGGGCAUUGGAAAUACAUAAUAGCAGCACUUCCAUUACUGCAGUACGUUGACAUAUUGACAAUCUAUGCUUGUACCAAGGGAAAGUUUCAAGUUAAAUGUACCUUACCUGUUCAUUUUUAAGGAUUAUCUAGGAAUCUUAGUAAAUCUUCCUCUCUGUUCCUACCUGCCCAGGAGUGGGUAAGAGAAAAAACUGAAUUCUGCCUUCCUUCUGAAAGGUGUGUCUUUUGCGUUGCAUUAGGAGAAAAUCCUUUUGAGAUUGAGGAGAAGACAAUGGAUGUAGACGAAAAAGAAAUUAAGGAUUCUGAAGAGACAGGAGAGGAUGGCCAGGAUCCUGAGCAAGCUGAGAAAGAGUCCUCUGAAGAGAAAGGUGAAGGAGAAGAUAAAAUGGAGGAAGAAGAAACAAAGGAUGAGGAAAGCACAGGGCAUCCUGAUGCAAAUAUGGAGGAAGAAGCAGAGGAGCCAACAGAAGACCUGAGUGAAUCUCCUGAGAAAGAGGGAGAAAAGGGCAUCCAUGACCAAGGCCUUAAUCCUCAGGUUAUGCUUAUUCUUUUAUUAAUAAAAAAUAGUAAAUGGCCUCCUUGAGUUCCCCUGCAUGGAGGCAUGUGAAAAACACAUCUUAGUCUCAGCACCUUAGUGUAUGUAGAGAUAGUAUACAGUUUUAAGGCUAAAAUUCCAGUAAAUGGUAGUGGUAGCGCUGUGGUUUUCUUGGACAGCAAAUAGAUCUCCUGUAGUACAAAACCAUUUCUGGCCCUCCCUCCCAUCACACCUGUCGAAUGCUCAUACUGAUGUCUUCAUCUGAAUUGCUUUAGGAAGAGGAGGAUAUCAAUAACCCUGACAAGGACGAGGAGCUGCCUGAUGCUGUUGAGAGAAUGGAACAUGAAACUUACGGGCAGGCAGGAGAGGAGAACCUGCAGAGCGACACGGCUGUGGAGCUGGCUGGAACUGCUUCUGAAAAGGACCAGGCGAAAGAGGUGAAGCAGGGAAAAUCCCACAGUACCUUUUGUAUUAUGCAGAACAUACUUUGGAGGGGGGGAAACUUCUAAAGCACUUAACUUUCAGGCUUGUCUUACUGCUGCUGAUUUUUCCUCUCUGGGUAAAUACAAGGCUUUUGAGGCACACGACUGUCUCCCUGCUCUCUCCCCACCCCCAAUAAAUCUCAGUAGCUGGACUGCUUAAGGCAGAAGCUAAUUCUGUAUGCUUAAAUGGACGUAAGAGAUGCUCAUAUAUAUGACUACAACACACAGGGCCAGCAGCCACUGUUUUCUGCUGCUCAAUUCCCUCAGUUGUUAAUCGUGUGCACAAAUUGCAGAUCCCAUUGGGGCAGUCUCAUACUAAAGGAGAACAAUAUAUGUGAUGGCCAUACACACUGAGCAGUCUGUGACCCUAAGUGCAAGCAGGGAGGCAGCAUUUGUUGAUUCACUCUUCCCUUUGCAUCUGCCACGCUACCUUCCCAGGCUCUGGUGUGCAAGAGGUGUCCAAGAGUGCAUUGACUCUUCCUGCCACUCAGGCCAGAGUCCUUCAACUAAACUUCAUAUAGUACACCUACCUCAAGUGGUUCCUCACCCAGGAACAGAGCUACUACCCCCUAUAUCAACUCCCACACUGUCCUGGAAGGUCCCCUGAAUCUACAGCACUAAUAUUUGGGGUGCUGGGAACUGCAAGGCAUGUGCGGUGGGGAGAAGGAAAUGGGCAGAAAUAGCCUCUCCUCCCUUCUGUUACCUGCUGCUGCCCCCAAGGAUUUUCCCAACCCUGUGGUCGAAGCAUAUUGACCGUGUUUCACUAACUAACCUUGGGGUUUUCUGCAGUGUCAGAAUUUACACACAGGCUUCUUCAUAGAAGCGCAGUCGGGUAUGCUUCUGUGUUUUGAAGACACUGCAUUAUUCUCAGAUGAGUGUGGAACUGUGUGUUCUACGUUUUAGCAGAAGACUUAACUUUGGUGGUUUGUCUGUCUUUCUUCAGGAACAUGGAACUGGAGCUGCUGAUGCAGAUCAGUCAGAAGGACAUGAAUCUGAGUUAAUGGCACGACUGGCUAGUCGGAAACAGAGCAGGAAAAAUACACAGGUCUUUUAUUCUUUCAUAGAUUAAAGAAAUUGUAAGCUAGCUUUUUUAUAUGACCUUUUCUGCACCUCCUGGACUAAUGCCUGGAUCAGAAAUUACUCAGCAGCUGUAGUACAUCCCAAAUGCUCUUAAGCAGUUCCCAGCUCAAAUUGCAUUGAGUUUUAAAAUGCAUCUUUGGAGAGAGUACAUUUAGAAAUUCAUAUUUAAAUGCAAAUUUUCUCACAUUUUUAAAAAAGAUGUUUAUAUUUUCCCCAGUAUCAGACGCUGCUAAUGCACUCAUGUUUUGCUUGUGGGCUUUGAACAAGCACCUGGCUGUCUGCUGUGAAAACAAAAUGCUUACCUAGAUAGGAUUUUGGUUUGAUAGUGCAGGUUUGUUCUGGUGGGCAGUGUGAUAAGUUACCGAGCUUCUGAGUCUUGACUUUGGUUUUUCCGAACCUCAUUGAAAUUUCAUUGCUGUACUUGCUCAUUUUUCAGAGUUUUAAGAGAAAGCCUGGCCAAGCCAACAAUGAGCGCUCAACGGGGGAUCACAGUCAACAAGUUCACAAGCGGCUGAAAACUGUUGAAUCCAGCAGCGAAGCAGAACAGGAGCAGGUUCAGCCAGAACGAAACAUGGGAGAAGCUGAUGCCUUUGAGCACAUUAAGCAAGGCAGCGAAGCCUACGAUGCACAGACCUAUGGUAUGCCAGCAUUCGCACAGUGAUGUCAGAGGGACAGACAAUUUUAAAUCCUUUUUACCACUAAACCUCCGCUUACAGGAAAAUGAGCACGCAUUCUUUAUUGAAGUAAAAGCAAUGAAACAUGUUAGAUUUGGUUUGCAUAGCUUAACGCUGGGGAAAGGAUUUAGAUAAGGAAUUUUUCAAGGAACUUGCGUUUGCUUCUCUCUCAUAGUUCGCUUUGCGUGGCUUCAUUUUUAAACUUAAUAGGCAGCCAUGUUUUAUUUCUCCACAUUAAAUCAGUUGAAGCUUUAAAAACAAAUCCCUACAAAGGUAUUUUCUAGCCUAGACUGCAGGAGAUUGUGGUUCCCAUAAAUUCUUCAUUCAUCUCAUCUCAUUCACCUAGGUGCUAGGUCAUAGCAAGGUGGGUAGGAGGCAGAGCUAUGAAUGGGGAAAUCCUCAGUUUAAAGUUUACCUUUGCUAUGACCUCACUAAGAGGCUUUAGGCACAAUUCUCUCUCCCCCAUCACUCCCUUCUCCCCAUUAGCAAUAUGGGAAUGGUGACAUUGACCCUACCUAAAGGUUUUAAAGAGUGUAAGAUAAUGCAGGUGAAGUACUUUGAACAUUCUCAAACGCUAUGUAAAUUACAGUAUUUAUCUCACUCUCUGAAUUGUUGUUGUCCCCCCCCCCUUUCAAGUGCUUCGGGUGUCAAGUUAAAACUUUAUAGAUAUUGAUGACUGUUAGUUUGGUGAUAUGGGAGAACAGCACAGAGUUGCAAGAUUUUGGUUUGAUUUUUGGCUAUGUUUCCACCAGAUGUAGCUAGUGAAGAACAACAGAAAACAACCAUGCCUGUCACUGAAGACAAUGAAGAACCACUUUCUGAAGAUGUAGCUAUGGAAACAGAAGCUCAGAAAGAUGAGGAUCUUAGAACGGUAGAGGCGGAGAAACUGAAUCCAGAAUUAAAGGCACCUAGUGCUGCUAAAUCUGGUAAAUUGCCAGCUCAUUAUCUUUAAAAGAAUUUUAUUCUUCGGGAAUAAUUUCUUCAUUUCAAUUGAAAACAGUCCUGUAGUGCCUUUGGGGGAUACUAUUUGCUCCCUGGCUCUGACUCACCCACCCUGCCCCUACUGCUCACAUGUUGUGGGGAGCCAAGGUCCCCUGCUUGUGCCAUAUAUGAUUUUAACCCUGCUACCAUGCAUGGGGAGUUUAUGCAUCUGCGGCAGGCUCUCCACUUCAGAUGUUACUCCCAGGAGUGGCAGAGCCAGCAAGCGCAGCCUCUUGUCUUCCCCUCACACCACUGUAACCAAGUGAAGGGCCAGUACCUGAAGAGAGUUACUAUUAUUUAUUGAAUUUAUAUACCGCCCUGUACUCGGAGGUUAGUAGUGUGCUUGCUAAUGGCCUUGAAAAUGUGUGAAGCAAGCAUGUCAUUUAUUCAACGAUAGGACCCGAGGAGGUCGAGUUGGACAGCCAAGCCCUCAAUUCUGAAGAAGACGAAGAGCGUGGAACAGAAAAAUCGCCUCCGGAAGUAAAGCUGGACAGAGACAAAAACUCUACCAUACAUACUGCCCAUCAGUUCUUGAGGGAUACCUCCAUCCAGGUAAACUACCAAUUGUGCUAUUAAAUAAAUAGGAUGUGUUGAUUGAUGUGAAUCUCUCCAGGAUACAGUGCUUUUGUAAUUUUAGUUUAUCGCCAAAUUAGUUUCUUGCUCUGAAUCAAUAUUUAGGUUCCACUGAGGAAGGAUCUCCAUAUACAUAUGGUAGAGACUGGGAUAGGAAGAUCACAUGACUGUGAGAUACUAGAGAAGGGAAGGUAUACGUCUGAUCUACAUUACUUAAGCAGGUUUCCCCCUACAUCAAAGUAGAUGGCUUUUAUUAAAUGACAAGUUGAAACUCAGAUCUUGUGGCCUCAAAAUGCAUGUGUAAGUGAGCUGCCUGUAGGUGGGACUGUCUAUAAUCGAGUCAACACUCUCAGCUUUGACAACACGGAUUACUUAUUUGGAGGGCUGGAAAUCCUUGAGUUUGGAGGCAACAUGCUCUCUGCAGAGAUUCAGCUCUGGUAGCUUUACAUGUGCACAAUCUGAGCCACCUCAGUAAAUUCAUGCAGAAACUUGCAUCUGCAUGGAGAUUUCCCUCGAUGGAUGGGGGAAAUUUAGAAAAUACCAGUCAUGGAGAUAUUUGCAGCUGGAUGUGAGGAUCUCUGUUUUCCUCCAGACCCCCAGCAUACAAGGAGAUAAAUCAGAUUUGGGCUUGGUCAUGUGGUUCAGAGAGGAGAUAAGUACAGUUAAUAUGCUGCAUGCACAUAAUUUUUUGCCAUGAGUAGAAAAGUAAAUUUAAAAUUUCUCCUUAAUUUUUGCUAUCCAGUGGUCCAGAACACUAAAAGUUCUCCUAAAAAAAUAAGGGAUGUGUUAUGUGGUGGGUUUUUUUAAAGUUUGCUUUUGGAGGUAUGUAUGUACAGUGGUGCCCCGCAAGACGAAUGCCUCGCAAGACGGAAAAACCGCUAGACGAAAGGGUUUUCCGUUUUGGAGUUGCUUCGCAGGACGAAUUCCCCUAUGGGCUUGCUUCGCAAGACGAAAAUGUCUUGCGAGUCUUGACAAUUUUUUUCGCUUCCCCCUUUAUCUAAUCUGCUAAGCCUUUAAUAGCCUUUAAUAGCCUUUUAGCAGCUAAUCCCCUAAGCCUUUAAGCCUUUAAUAGCCGCUAAACCGCUAAUAGCGCUAAUAGCGCUAAUCCGUCAAUGGGCUUGCUUCGCAAGACGAAAAAACCGCUAGACGAAGACUCUCGGGGAACGGAUUAAUUUCGUCUUGCGAGGCACCACUGUAUGUAGGGACGCGUGUGGCGCUGUGGGUUAAACCACAGAGCCUAGGACUUGCCGAUCAGAAGGUCGGCGGUUCAAAUCCCUGCGAUGGGGUGAGCUCCCAUUGCUCGGUCCCUGCUCCUGCCAACCUAGCAGUUCUAAAGCAUGUCAAAGUGCAAGCAGAUAAAUAGGUACCGCUCCGGCGGGAAGGUAAACAGUGUUUCCGUGCGCUGCUCUGGUUUGCCAGAAGCGGCUUAGUCAUGCUGGCCACAUGACCCGGAAGCUGUAUGCCAGCUCCCUCGGCCAAUAAAGCGAGAUGAGCGCCGCAACCCCAGAGCCGGUCACGACUGGACCUAAUGGUCAGGGGUCUCUUUACCUUUUUAUGUAUGUAUGUAUGUAUGUAUGCAUGUAUGUAGCAAGUAUGUCAUUCUAAAAUACCUGUCCAUAUUGUUUGAUUCAAAUUCCAAUUUGUUAUUUUAAGUGCAUUGUUAAGGAUCCUGAAGAGCUAAGACGAGAACUAGAGAUGCAACUGGAAGUUUGGCAGAGUGGAAACGCUACUGAGGUUAGUGAAUCGUUCAGUCAAGCAAUAUACACUUGCAUAAUUCUUUUGGAAAGUAUUUAUUGAAUAUAAAUGGAAUAUUAACACAUUAUUUCCAAAGCCAUGUUAAAUAUUGGGUUCUGGUACUGCUUAAUCACUACAGAGCAAGGAGCAGAAUUGUAGAUGCUGAUAAUCUUCUGCAAUACAUGGACGGCAAUUAUACAUAUAAAGACCCUUAGCAGCUGAUCAGUUUGUACCACAGGAUGCUAAGACAAAGCUAUACUCGAAAGUUCUAGCAAGAACUAUUUUUAAAAGCAUCACUAUAAAAGUAUUUGCAACUGAUAUAUCCUGAAUUAUUUAGGUUUUGUACUUGGGAAAGGGAUUUAUGUAUAAAAAGGGUUAAUUCUCUGGGCUUUUAACUUUACUAACAAAAAUUAUAUGGGUUUUUUUAUCUUAAUGUUGCAGGAAAAGGCAGCAGCAGAGAUGUGGCAGAGAUAUCUCCUCCUCACUGCACCUCUUUCACAGCAGCUCUGUGAGCAGCUGAGACUCCUACUGGAGCCAACUCAGGCAGCCAAGCUGAAGUAAGUUGGGUCACUGUAAAAAUAAAAGCAGAGCCCCAUACAUCGCGAUUUGGCACCCAAGCCGUCUUCCAGCUAGAACUGCUUUAGCAUAUUGUUACUAUAGGAUGUAUCAUUCACUUCCCGCUGGAGUCAAUGGCAAGAAAUCAAAGUGAUUCUAGACUGCCUGUUGCAUUAUUUGUGGUGUAAAUGUGUUUCUUAAGUCAUUCAUUUUACAUAGUACCUUGAAAGUUAAAGCGCUGUAGGUUUUGAUUUGACACAGGCCACUAUUUCCAGAGGUGUAGCCAUAUUCGUCUGUUGUAUCACAUUUAUUAUAGUAUAAGCUUUUUGUGGACAAAAGUCCACUUCAUCAGAGGUACAUGUGUGUCGUUUGCAUGUAUGCAUGAAGAAAAGUAUGUAGUAGGGAUGGGGAGCCAGUGUUCAAAUGUCGUUGGACUACAACUCCCAUUAUGCCUGACCAUUGGCCAUGCUGCCUGAGGCUGAUGGGAGUUGUAGUCCAACCAUGUCUGGCAGGCCACCAUCCCUCAUUGAUAUGGUUUGAUCUGGACACUUCUCCGGAUCAAACCGUAUCAUGAACAAAAGAGCUCUUUUCAUUCACAGGGACGGCUGGUUUCCAGUGUUGGAGGAAAGAGGGAAGGAGCAUAUUUUUGCCAAUUUCUCCUGCAGCUGCCCAUGCUGCUUCUCCUGCUGCUCUGGGGAGUCAUUCAACCUCCUAGAGCAGCUUUGCAGAGGGUGGAGGAGGAAUUAUUGGCAGAAAAUCACCUUCCUGCUCUCCUCCCAACACAAGUGGAUUUCCAUGCAGGUUUAGUAGCAAGUUCCAUAUUAAAGAUUCUGGAGAAGCUUAUUUUUCCCUGAAAGGAAACAUGUCCAGCCUUUGUAGGCAUUGCCUGCUGAAAUCUCAGAGGGGAAAUUCGGUGCCUUUGACCCACCCAUGUGAAACCGAAAUAAAUUAUGCAAAAUAAGACGCAAUAUGCAAAUAGGCCUGGCUCCUCUAAAUAUCAGGACAGUUACAUAGGUGUGCAAGUAAUGAAUCUUGAUGCCCGAAAAAGCUGUCUUAUUUUUGGCUAUUCAUUAUCUACCAGUUCAUGUAAAAUACUUUCUCUGAAAAGGAUAUCCCAAGUUGUUUUUUCCUCCCCCAGCAACUGUGUUAUUGUUAAUAUUGUGCCUUUUCUUCUUAACUACCAGAGGUGAUUAUCGAACAGGAAAAAGGCUGAACAUGCGCAAAGUAAUUCCAUAUGUUGCAAGCCAGUUCCGAAAAGAUAAAAUUUGGUUACGGAGGACCAAGCCCAGCAAAAGGCAGUACCAGAUCUGCUUGGCCCUUGAUGACUCUGCCAGUAUGGUAGACAACCACUCUAAGCAGGUAAAACAGAAAUGGUGAAGAAGCCAACUUAAAAGUCUUAUAUGAAUGAAUUCAGCAUUAAUCUUUCACGCAUCAAACUUGCAGUUAACUAUACAGAAGGCAUUUCCCCACUUCAUUGCUGUUCCUUCUCUCUUGUCAGCAUGGCUGCUACUGUUUGCUUCCCUCUGUCUGCCACCAUGGGAUUUACUUAACACCAGAUGCUUGUUUAACAAGGUCAGGGAUAGCGACAGGGAUAUAGGGGGGUAAUCACAUGGCUGUGAUGGAUGAGCAUGCAUUUCUUUCCCUGCAGCAGGGAGUUUAGCAGUGGGGAAAGUUUCACCUAAGGGGGAAAGUUACAAGCAAGUGCAGAUUGCAUUGCAGGGGUAUAUCAUUCCAUUUUCUAAUUCCUUUGCUUCUCCGAUAGUAUCACAUAUCACAGUGAGUUUUCGGUCCAUGACAAAUGCAUGAAGCAGUGUUAGAAUUCUGCAGUUUGUUAACUGUUCUGUGGUGAAUUCUAUGUUCUUAGCUUAGAUAUACAACAGACUCAAACUUUUAUUUGUUUUCUAUAGCUUGCUUAUGAAUCCCUGGCAGUGAUUGGAAAUGCUUUGUCACUCUUAGAAGUGGGACAAAUUGCUGUGUGCAGGUAAGGCUAUUUUAAAGCCGGACUUGUCGUCAUAGAAAUCUUUUUACUCCUGCUCAGUGCAAUGUUUUAAAAUGUUUCAUUUUAUUUCAGUUUUGGAGAGGCUGUUCAGCUGCUACACCCAUUCCACGAACAAUUCAAUGAUCAGUCGGGAACGAGAAUACUCCAGCUGUGCAAAUUUGAACAAAAGAAAACUAAAAUAGCUCAGGUAUCUCUCAUCUUGGAUGAGUGGGGCUGCCUUUUUUCAUUAAAAGUUCCUAUGUUGUGUUUAAAUAACUAUUGUGCCAGGCUAAGGGUGUUCUAGGUUAGUUCUUUUACUUUCCUGUCCAAUUUGUCCUUAGAAUGUUACAAGAAGAAAAUGGUCUUGUCUCUGCACUAGCCUGGUAUAUUGCUUGUAACAAAAAAGAGUGGUGCAGUCUUAUGUUUACUGCAGCCCCUUAAAAACAGCCAAGGAAAUAAUGUGGCUGCUGUAUAAUUUUAAGUCUAUUUUGAGUUCACAACCUUAGGCUGCAGUUCUCAACUUGCAUUCCCAUUCAUUUCUGUAGAACAAUUGUCUUAGAAAAGAAAUUGUUAGCUCACAGCUGAUGCACAUAUAUUCUCUCACUUUUCUACAGUUCCUAGAAUCCUCAACAAAUAUGUUUGCUGCAGCACAGCAGUUCUCUCAAAACAUUAAUCCAGGUGAGUUCCCCCCUCCUUUUUUGUAUACAAACAAGUUAGGCAUGGUAGUCGAAAUAGUUCUUCAUUGGAUUUAUCAGGAGCAUGGCUCUCUUGGCAGAAUGCUGAAUACACAAACGGCAAUUGUUAGUAAAUAAGGCUGAAAUCCUAGCCCAACGUAUGUGGGGAGUAAGCCCUGUUAUUGGGUAGGACUUGUUUGUGACAAGACAUGAUUGGGCUAGCUUUGUGAGCUCUUCUCAGAUUAAUAUUUUAAUUCUUGUUUCUUCUUUGUUGGCACUACUACUGGACAGUGGGGAUGUUUCUUCCUGUUGCUUUUAGAACAUUCAUAAGCAUUGAUUGUCUUACUUUAAAUUUCGUGUCCCAUUUUUGGGAAACAAAGCUUUCACAUCCCAUUCAGGGAUAUAUUUUAUACUAUUUUUAUACAUAAAACUUUGUUCUUGGGGCUGGCUUUCAUGUCCGCUUGUAUGUUAAAGUAAUAGAAAAUGUUAGUAAGACUGAAUAUGUACCCUUUUUCUAGUUUUGUUUGCUAAAACUGAAAACAUGCCUUUCUCAAUAGAAACUGCUCAGCUACUCCUAAUAGUGUCAGAUGGAAGAGGUCUUUUUCUCGAAGGCAAAGAACGUGUCACGGCAGCUGUUCAAUCUGUUCAGAAUGCAAAUAUCUUUGUCAUUUUUGUAGUGUUGGACAACCCUAAUUCACGGGUGAGUAAAUGAACCAUCAGAUAAUUGUACUACUUUUAACUGGGUGGAAAAAUCGCCUUGGUUGGGUUUAAAAUAGGUCCGAGGCAUCCUGUAUAUGAAAAACUAUAUUAAACUAGUCAAGCUUCCUGCCAACCAUAGAUUUGGGAGCUGAGGUUUCAUACUAUAAGGAAAAAUCUACUUUCAUCUGCACUUAUUUCUGGUUCUUGCCUUCAACAUUCAUUUUGCUGACAAGAAAAUUUGCCUAAUCUUUACAAACUUCCAUGGUUAAUUGCUGACUACCUUUCCUGCAAAAUAGUUUUUUUGAUAUUUAAAUCCAGCUUCUUCUGCCUCUCACCUUGGUGAGGAAAGCGACAAGUCCCUUUCCAUUGGAGGUCCAGCUCAGGUUAUUCUCAGCCUGACUUUGCAGGUUCCAAAUCAAGGAACAGAGUUCUGCGGGCAUCUUUGUCUUGACAUUCCCUGCCACAAUACUGGCAUUUAGUAUUCCUACUGUGUUACGUUUCUUUCCAAUCACAGGUAGCAAAUUGUGCAUGGAGACUAUACUAUAAAAGACCACAUGGAGUAGUAAAAAAGCUAUAAGUAGUGUAUGGUGACAGCCCUGAAAUCAGCACUAAUAUUCUCUCCCUUAGUGACCUCCUGCUUUAGUCUUCAGUAACUAUUGUUAGGAUUGCCUGCAAAGGCUACAGUCCACUUAUUUGAAAACAGAAUGAAUUGACUCAGGAGAUUGGUGAGAGAUGAGGACUGAGGGAGGCAACUUUUUUCAUUGAUCCUAGCUGCAUAAUGCUACUUGUGUAGUCCUGUAUCUGAUACUGUCAUUUUAAUUCACAGGAUUCCAUCUUGGACAUUAAAGUACCUGUGUUCAAAGGCCCAGGGGAAUUGCCAGAAAUCAGGUCAUACAUGGAGGAAUUUCCCUUUCCUUUCUACAUCAUUCUGAGAGAUGUGAAUGCCCUCCCAGAGACCCUCAGUGACGCACUGAGGCAGUGGUUUGAACUGGUGACUGGUUCAGACAACGUGUAAAAUUUGGCAGGUCAUGUGAACACAUGGUUACCAGUUAAUGGCAAAGGUCGUCAGCAAAUUUGAGUUGCUGUUCAGACGGGCCAGAAAUUACACACUAACAUAACAUGCAUUUUCCCCCUUAACAGUGCAGGAGACUAUGCAAACGGUGAUGAACUAAAAGACUGCUCACUUUCUUGCCUAUAUCUGAAAACAGUGGAAAACCAUCUCCUUUUUUUUUUACUCUUUGUAUAAUUUAUUCUUAUUUCUGUACCACUAAGAAAUAAGUGGCUCCCAAGACUAUUUUCUAUAGUAGUAAGAAACUAGUUUCCUUCUGAGAGGAAGUUGCAACUAGAAUGAUUAACCAUAAUUAAAGAAUACUUGUCUGUUUUGGGUCACAUGUGUUAGUGGGACCCUGUGUUUCGAGGAAGGGUUGAAUUUUACACAACCAAAAAAACCCACAACCACCACAAAUCCUACUUGAAUACUUGAAACUGUCGCUGAACAGUUGCUGGUUUUAUGAUAAUGCUGGAAGAGUAGUUUUUUUAGAGAAAGACUCCGCGUUAUCAUUUUACACUGUGAACUUUGCCCUCUGUUCAAGGGAAAUAGUGAUAAACACAUUUUAGUAUCCUGAAAGCAUGCCCAAGGCUCUUUCUGUCAUCUCCUAUUCCCUGCCCCCCCCAACUUUUUUCAUUGCAAAAGCUAUGCAUCAGUCGUGAUUACUAAUAAACAAUGUUUUGCUGUUUGU